This is a messenger RNA of Pelobates cultripes (western spadefoot toad), 96448 nucleotides long. The record is from the annotation of a GenBank genome assembly. Lineage: Eukaryota; Metazoa; Chordata; Amphibia; Anura; Pelobatidae.
AUGGGUCGACCAAGCAGUGGGCACUUUUUUGGCAGCAAGUUCAGUGCUGCCCUCUCUCAACAAUGUUAUAAUAACGUUGCAUUGCCUUGGAAUUUCAGUAAAAUUUCAAUGCAAUCUUAAUCGGUAUUUCAUAAACAUUAUAACUUUAUGAAAUACUGAAAAGUGACAGAUCCGCUUUAAAGGGACAGUACUAGCACCAAAAUAACCAUAGCUUAAUGGAGUGGUUUUGAUGUAUAGAUAAUGAUCCUUCAGUCUCAUUGCUUAAUUCUCGUAAGUAUCAAAUGCUGCAUAAGUGUCAACCUCAUCACUAUGCGUAACUUCAGAGUACCAAAACUGCACACUGUCUUUGUGCACACUGAUUUAUUACUGAACACACUACAACAAGCCACUUGCAAAGUUCAAUUAAGCCGAAGUAAUUUAAUUUAGAUAUGUUUGUUUGUAAAUGUCACUGGUUCCAUUUUCUCAUUCCAAAUGGUUUGUUUAGAUAGAUCUCAGUCAAGUGUGACUUUUGUUCAUGGAACAACUAAUGAAAUUGUAGUUAUUAUAACUGCCUAUAUAGAAAUCAAUAAUACAAUGGUAAAAGAUUGCUUGUGUAACAUUUAUAUGUAAAAACUAAAAUGGAAUGGGUGGUUCUGACACAUUGCCGUGUGAAGACAUGAAGCAUUUACCUUUCUUUAGCACAUUUGCAUUAAAAAAUUAUAUUCUACUUACUUUGAUUUUUUUUGUAGUUAUAGUUAGAAACAUUCAAUAUGUAUCUAUACAUUGAGGAUUAUUAUUUUAAGGCAGUUCAGUGUGAUAAGGUUGCUCUAUGAUUCGAGUAUGUAACUGGAACAAUGCUGUAGUUUUGAAGAUUUGUUUUGUAUAUAUCAGCUCUGGAGUGUAGUAGUCUUGUUUGGAUUCUUGACCCUUAAAGGUACACUAUAGACACCAAAAGCAACUUUAGCUUAAAGAAGCAGUGUUGGUGUAUAGAGCUUGCCCCUGAAGUCUCACUGCUUAAUGCUCUACCAUUUAGGAGUUAUAUCAAAUUUGUUUUUCUUUUGUGCAGCCCUGUGAGUGAUACAGCCUGCAUGAAAAAAAAAGGUUUUCAUAUUCAGUCAGAUGUAACUUGCUUUAAAAGUUUGUAUCUCCUGCUUUUUAUAUUGCACUUUAAUUACACACUGAAGGCUCUUGCAGGGACUAGGAUGCUAUUAACAAGGCAGGAGAUAAGACAUUCUAAAUCACACAGCAUUUGCAAUAAAGGAAGUGUGAACAUUAGAUGACUCUUUACAGGAAGCACAGGAAGGCUGUGUAAGUCACAUCCAGUAGGUGAGACUAGUGUUGCAUUUAACUCCUAAAAAACAGAGAAUUGAGUAGUAAGACUACAGGGGCAUGAUCUAUACACCAAAACUGUUUAAUUAAGCUAAAGUUAUUUUGGUGACUAGAGUGUCCCUUUCAGUCACCCUCCUGUUUCCUACCUUUUAAGUGCAGGACGGUGACUUUCCCUGGGUCCAGUGAUGGCUCAGGUUGAUGGGAGUCAGAGUUCACACUCUGACUCCCUCUGCUUCCUCCCGCGUGGGCUCUGUGUGUUAGCUGGGAGGAGUGACAGGCAGUCAUUUCCAUCCAGCGUGUGAUCUCAUCACAGAGGGCCAGGUCGCGCUGUUAAAUCGCCUCUGCGCUGACCGGACCCCCUGACAAUCCAUCUCCAUUGGGUGGCCCUUACAGCAUGGGCCACCCGAUGGACCCCUUGAACGGCAGCCCCAGCAGUUUUCCGCAUGGGCCAGGGCCGCAAAAGAUGGCGGCGGGAACCCGGUUGCAGGGGUCUGCAAGGCGGCCAGGCCCUCUGUAGUGAAGGGCCCGGUCACAGCUGUGACCCCUGUACGCCAGUGCUUCCAGAUAUCCAUUUGAGGCACUUCCUGGUCCCUAAUGGAGUUUCACUCUGUGAAACAACAUUGGACGUCUUAAUAGGAUGUCUAAUGUCUUAAAAUUUCCCAUAAGAAAGCAUUGAUUUAAGACUUUCCUAUGGGGAAGCUUUAAUGCAGGCGGCGCUUUCCUCGAAUGUGCAUUAGGUCCCACCAUAGCCAUGUUGACGUGGGAAGAGGACACAUAGGCAGCACCGGGGGAGCCUCCGCGCUGGAAAGUGUUAAAGGAAACAAGGGUGUUUAACACUUUAAUCACUGGACGAUGGGAGGGUACCUAAGUUAUAAACAAGGACACUGCAGCAUUAGGAAUACAGGUUUGUGUUCCUAACGCUAUAGCGUUCCUUUAACUUUUUUCACACAGUAUAGAAGUGAGCAUUUAGUAGAUUGCCUGGUGUUUGGUUUUAUUUAGCUCCAAGCAUAAUGCAGUAUUCAUUCCACUUUCUGUAUGUAUGUUUUGGUCUGUUUAUAUCUCUGUAUAAGGAAUAUUUGGAUUACAUAUGUGAACAAUGUGAAACUGUGUUUUGCAGGUUUAAAUGGACUUUAUAGCGUAACAUGUAGUCUAGGAUGAAUAAUGCAAAGCAGGACCCUGUGAAUGUUAGAGAGGCUUGCAAUCCCUCCUAGAAAUACAAGGAGAAAAUAUACAUCCAUAUACAGCAGACUAGAUCUAAAUAUUACAACAAGAGCCCCUAGACAUUUUAUAUUUCUGUCUAAUAUACCUGACCGUUAAUGUAAUAAGAAGGACGUUAUUAGUGUUAUUAGCAGGUUAUCUGAAUGACAAUACUUUGAUUUCAGAUCAUUAUGGAUAUGACUGAACUUAAAUCGAAAACAGUUACUUUGACUCCCUGAAUCUGUUGUUGUGAUAAAACUUGAAAUGAUAUUAAAGCAUUUUACCAGGAAGGAUCAAUACAUUGGCUAAUAGCAAAGUAAAAGUAUUAAAAAAAAAAGUAUUAAGUAUUUCUUAAAAAUGUUUUAUUGAAUUAUUUUCAUUUUUUCUUAACAAUAAACAUAAUAGAACAAUAUAUUUAAAAAAUCAAAUAAAAAAGGAAAGAAGGAAAAAAGGAUUUAAAAAUUUGGGUGGGGCAGGGGAAGAGGUGGAAAAUAAAAAAAUAUCCAUCUAGAUUAAUAUCUUUAUAUUUGAAUUGACUAGUAAGCAUUAAUGCAAACCAAUAAUGGAUUUGGUACAGGAAGUUGUAGUUGUAUAACAUCUCCGAAAUGGCUAUAAGAUUAGUAAUUACUUAUAUGAAAAAUAUAAGAAACAAAAAUCUUUUAACAAUCUCUUUCUCCCAUAUUUCCCAAUAAUACUUUAGGCUAUCUGUAAAUGAAGACCUUGUCUAAUAGCUAAUUCGUCCUGUUUACUCUCUAAAAUGGUAUGUUAUGGUUCUUUUAUCGAAGGGAUAGUUGAAGAUUUCCAGUGUCUGGGAAUAAUAGAAGCGGCAGCAAUCAAUAUUUUCCCUAUAAGGAUUUUAUCAACCUUACCCAUGUUCAGGGAACCUCUUAAAUAACGCCAAAUUUGAAGUAAAUAUGGAAAUAGAUGGGUCUAAUCUCUUAAUAGUCAGUGAAUAUGUUUCCAAAACUCUGUAUGGUUAGGGCAGUACCAGGAAAUGUGACAAAGGGCCAAUCACACCGCAAUCAAGCCAACAUUUAUUAGAGAUCACAGGAUUCAUUGUAUGUCGCCUAAUAGGGGGCAAAUACCAGCAAUAAACAAUCUUUCAUGAUUCUCUAAGUGACCAGAACAUUGUGUUAUGCCUUUGACAGCAGUGGUGAAUCCAAGCCAGUCCUCCAGAUUAUAUUCAAACCCCAAAUGGCUCUAAUAAUAUAGCAUCUUGGGAAGGACGGCCAUCUUGAUAGAUACCAACCUUCCCAACCAGGAUAUCUCUAACUCACACCAUCUGUCCAUCUCCUUUCACUCCCAACACGACAUACCAUCAGAGGAAGACUUCAACAAUGGUGAUUAGAAAGUAUCUAAUUACAUAAUAAAUAUCUAAGUAAAUAAAACUUUACAUAGUGAUACUUUCUAUUUAGGUAGAUAUGUUUAGUAUCCAUCAAAUUGUUGCUUUUGAUAUGUCAAGCAACGUUAACACUUUAAUGUAUCGGAAGAGGUAAUGACACACUCUACAGAUAAUGUACAAGUAAAUGUCCCAUGAUGCUUUACCAGCCUGCUGUUGGCCAUUCUGGGUUCUAAAUAGAAUAGCAUUACAGGCUUCAUAAAGUCAAUAUUUUAAAUAUUAUGCUUAUGGCACACCUAAGGUUUAGGGCUAAUUUUCUUGGGUUUAGAAUAUUAACAUUUACUCUAGGGGGACCUGCAUUUAGGAUAAUAUGGACUACAUUUCCAAAAGGCUGAGUGAUGUGGAAGAGUUGCUGUGUCUUCUACAGGGGUACAACUCCUAGCACACUCAGGCAGCUUUAAUCAAACAUCCUGGGAACUGUUAACGCUGAAGCAUUAUAUAUUAUUGUGCCCGAUGUAAAAUUAAGAAGAAUCUUGCAGCUUUGCCAGAACUUUAUGAUUUCUCUAAUUAGCAUGUAAAUCAAACAAUUCAAAUUGUGUGUAUCUUGGCAGAGUGCUAAUCCCUAAAACAUGAUGUAUUUUCAGUGAUCAAGGGCUCCAGUUGGAUACCCAAGGUAUGAUGUGAUUAAACCAUCAGCGUGUUGAUGAAUAUUUUCUAAUAUAAAUUUAGAAAUUGCCAAAAAGUUGGAUUAAAAUGCAAAUGUAAAGCAGUUAAAAUGUUAGGGAUUUGCAUAGUUACAAGUACAAGUCGUUAUGACACGCAAGCUUUCAUUGUCCUAUUUUACUCACAGUAUAUUAUUUCAAGACUACUUUUAAAUGGUACAAGCAUUAUAACUGUUUGUGCUUUAGUGCUCAUGCAUUAAUAUUUAAAGGAGCAGCAAGUGACAAAUUGACAACGUUUCUUGGCAGUCAGUCUUCAGAACCAUGGAAAUUAUGCAAAGAAAUGAUCAAUGAAUUGGACAAAAUAAUGACAAAUUAAUCAAGAAUUGUUUCUACAUACCUGACUCAUACCUCCCACCCAUACUACUUUGGGGGUCCUAAUCUGCUGUCCCUUAUUUUAUAUCUAGUGACCACUAGACCAAUGCAGUACUGGAUCCACUUAUGAUAAACAGCCUGCACCCAUGGCAUCAAAGCAAUGGGCAGAGACCUUAACCGGUACUUUGCACAUGUGCAGUCCAGAGUGGGACUGAACAGACCGCCUACUAUUUAUCUAAAACAGGCUGACAUGCCUCUGUUUCCAGGUGAAACUGCCCCUUAUGGCAUUAUCAGGGAUGUUCAACAUUCACUUUAAAAUGAACACUAUGCCCCAAUUUAAAGGGACACUAUAGUCACCAGAAAAACUUCAGCUUAUUGUAUUUGUUCUGGUGAGUAUCGUCAGUCCCUGCAGCCUUUGUGCAGUGAACAUUGUUUUUUCAGAGAAAAGGAACUGUUUACAUUACAGCCUAGGGACAUUUCCACUGGCCACUCUUCAGAUGCUACUGAAGGUGCUUCCUGGGGCAGUGCUGCACAGUGUGACUUCCAUGGAGACACUGUAUUGUCCUUAUAUAGAUGCAUUGAUUCAAUGCAUUUCUAUGAGGAGAUGCUGAUUGGCCAGGGCUGUGCUUGGUUUCUCCUGGCUCUGCCCCUUUUCUGCUUCCUUGACAAUAUCAGUUAAUCCAAUGCUUUCCUAUGGGAAUACAUUGUGAUUGGCUGAGAUCACCACUUCUGAUGAUGUCAGCCAAGGAGGCAGUUCAAGGGAAAAGUCAGCACCAGCAGACUGGAAUAAAAGUACGCUUUACUAUAUCUAGACUGGCAAGGAGGGGAGGGGGCCAUGGGGCUUUAUAGUGUUUUUAACACUAUAAGGUCAAUAAAUUAUUGUGUUCCUGACCCUAUAGUGUUGCUUUAAUGUCACCCAAUGUUGGGAGGUAUGCAGUCUAUAUAUCUUUCUCACUUUGCAUCUUUCUACGUGAUCCUAUUUUUCUAGUUUCUGCCAGUCACAUGCAUCUACAAUCACACACAUUAACAUACAUGCAAAGGGCACAUAAUCACAGACACAGUCACAUAUAUAGACACACAGACACAUGUACUCAUAUACAUAAUCAAUUACAUACACAAUCACUCACAUGUAAAAACACACACUCGCACGUAGUAACAGAUGAAUUGCAGUCGCAUACAGAACAUACACAGUCAAUCACACAUACAGUCCCAGACACACAAGUACAUGCACAGUGAUAUACAUACAUAGAUGCACAUACAUAGACACACACAUAUACAGUCACAUACAUAGAUAUGUAGUCACACACAUAUGCACAUGCAGACAUAGACAUGCAAUCACACACACAUACAUAGACACACAAUAACACACACAUUCACCUAGAAAAUAUAUAAACCUCCCUGUCCUUUUCAGAUUAUCAGCAUGUUGGCACCGAGGUAGGAGACCACUGUUAAACUCCCUGGUCUACGGUGGGGAAGCAAGAGAGCAGUGCAGACCCUCUUACAGAUUCCUUCUAUCCUGCAACCUCUAUCUGUGCAACUUUGCAACACUUUACUAUUGUGACGCAUGGUAUCUCAUUAAGCAGGUGGCUGCUUGUUAAAAAAAAAUGAAAAAUUGGAAUGCUGCCUCCUCCAAAGCGGUGCUGCCCAUCAUUGUGUGUGAGUGCAUGUCUAUGUAUAUAUGUGACUGUGUGUAUAUGUGUGUGGGUGUCUGAAGAUAUAAAUGAUGUAGCAAGGUGAAUGGCUAGUUAUAUAGUUAUAUAUUUGAGAGGAAAAGUAUAUGAGGGGAGAGGGACAUUGCCAUGAUUACACUUGGCCUAAGAACCCAUAUCCUCUGCUGAUUUAAUUAUUGUAUAGUUCUCAGGAAUAUGUUGGCACUUUAUAAAUAGUAACAAUAAGUUUUCCUAAGCUCACUUUAAGUUAAAGAAAAAUAACAUGUCCUUCUGUACAAUCAUCAUUUGCUAAACCUUAACAUAUGGCAGUCUAUAUUACCUGACAAUGCAUGGCAGAAUAGACGCAUACAAGCUGCAGUUGAGAGACCUUGAACCUCUCUUUGACUUAAUUAUAUAAGAUAUGUACAGUGGAUAUUAUUAUUAUUAUUAUCACCAUUUAUACAGUGCCAACAGAUUCCGUAGCGCUUUACAAUAUUAGGAGAGGGGGGAUUUAACUAUAAAUAGGACAAUUACAAGAAAACUUACAGGAACGAUAGGUUGAAGAGGACCUUGCUCAAACGAGCUUACAGUCUAUAUGAGGUGGGGUAUAAAAUACAUUCGGACAGGAAAUAGCAAUCAGAUAAGGUGGGAGUGAGGCAUAGCUGGAGGACACAGUAGAGUGCUGCCCUUUAGGGGGGAGCAAGGGACAGGUAUGUGUGGUAGAGGUUACUCUGGGAGGCCAUAAGCUUUCCUAAAAAGAUGGGUUUUAAGGCACUUCUAGGCAGGCUAUUCCAUAGGAAGGUAGCCACCCACGAGAAGUCCUGCAAGCAUGAAUUGGCCGUACAGGAGUGAGCAGCGGACAGGAGGUCAUGGGCAGAUCAGAGAGACCGAGAAGGGGCAUACCUAUGGACCUGUGAAGAGAUAUAAGAGGGGCUAGAAUUGUUCAGUGCUUUAUAGGUAUGGGUUAGCACUUUGAAUUGACUCCUAUAGGAUAGAGGAUAUAUAUAUAUAUAUAUAUAUAUAUAUAUAUUUGUGCUUGGAAUUUAAAUACGUAAUGGAUAGUAUCUGUGAGCAAAGUUGGUUGUGGUGUGCCGAAACCAACGUACGAGUGGGCCUGUAAAUAAAAGAGGGCCCACCAAGGAUAAUGUAGUUAAAACAGGGUGUAGGUGGGUGGGGACAAUCAGCUGAGCGGCAGUGGUGAGUAGGGGCUGGGAGUUUAAGUAGGGGACUUACUCCUCCCACAAAGUCAGGCCUAAUGGCCUUUCUACUUGUGCUCGGAAUUUAAAUACGUAAUGGAUAGUAUCUGUGAGCAAAGUUGGUUGUGGUGUGCCGAAACCAAUGUACGAGUGGGCCUGUAAAUAAAAGAGGGCAAAAGAUAAAUUCGAGAAAAUACACACUUUAUUGCAUUUUACAAGACCAAGUUCCUGAAAGCUUGGCGAAGCUCUUUCUCUGGUUGCGGAAUAUAUGCGUUAUAUAUGGAGGAUUUCCAUCGCCCGAGCCUUUUGAUGAUGUGGACCAGUGCGUUUGUGCUAGAGGCUGCUGAGGCGGCUCCUAUGCGGAAGGAGUGCCCGGAGAAUGCAGCCGGGUUGUGUCCGAGCUUAGAUAACAGGGUUCUGACAUGUAACAUCAAUUUUGCCGUGGUAAGCGGGUGCCCUUGUAAUGUUAAGAGCGGAGAGUCUGGCAGGUGAGUGUGAAGAGUUGACCGUAGUUGGUCGAGAACUUUCACCGGACACCAGGCAUUAUCAGUAGGGAAGAGAGGAAUUAUUGUAGGGUGUAUUGACCGGUUGGUUUUAGUGGUAGGGAUAGAAAGGAGGUAGUGAUCCUCUACCUUGGUGAGGUGUGAAGUUUUAAGGCAUAGUGCGAUAUCUCCUUGACAAACCACGGUGAACUCUCUAGGUCUGAGAAAACCAUAGAAAGCGAGAUAUAUAGCAGAUUUUAUCACCGUAUUGGUGUUGCUAUCAAAUGGGGCUGUGUCAAGGAGAUUGCUAAGUGACCUGAAGAUAGGCCCGUCUAUGGGUAAUCUAGUGCUUGCGAGUGGUGGUGAAACCUUUGAUAUACCUUUCAAGACCUUUUUAAUGGGGUAUGAAGACAAAAAAGGAGUGCUGUUAGGAAAAUUGGUGAGGCUGUGGUGCUGAACCCCGGUGAGGUAAAGUUUAAUGGUGUUGUGUGACAGAUUAAGGUGUAGGUGGCAAAAAGAGGCAAAAGACACCAUGGUUUGGAUAGAAAAGUCACCUUGUAGCCCGAAUUCUGCAGUGAAUUUGUUAAAUAUGUUAAGUGCCCUAUUGUAAGUGAUAGCAGUGUUGGGUGAUAAUGCUUGGUGAGUGAGUGAUCUAGCGUGAAGCAAGAGUGUGCUUAAUCCAAUAUUAGUUCGUGAAACCGUGGUGUCCUGGAUGGCUGUUGGUGAGCUGCUGGGAGUGCCUGAGAAAAUGCCUGGAAUCGAGAACGAGAAAGAGCGUCAGCGGCGGUGUUGUGAAUACCCGGGAUGUGAGAACAUACUAAGUGAAACUGAUUGGAUGCUGCCAGCCAGGUCAACUUGCGAAUCAGCCGCAUGAUGGUCAGGGAUGAUGAGCGCCCUUUGUUAAUGAUAUCGCAAGCUGCCGAGUUAUCUGAGUAGCAUUUUACUGCCUUGCCGGACCAGAGAUGACCCCAGGUGUGUGCGGCCGCCACAAUGGGGUAAAUUUCAAAUAGGGCUGAGGUCUCCCUGAAUCCUGGCAAGGCAUCCGUCUCAGUGGGCCAGUGGCCCCUAAACCAGUGGUUCCCGAAAAUGGCUGCGAAACCGGUGUUGGCUGCUGCGUCUGUGUGGAUGAUGGGUGAAGAGGUGGAGAGAGGGGGGAUAAACAUGGAGAUACCAUUCCAGUCUUUCAAAAACUUCCCCCACAUAGCUAAGUCAGCCUUGGCGUGGGGGUCCAAAGAAACUGUGCCGGAGUCCGGGACUCCGUGGAGCAGGCAAAGAAGUCUGGAAAUGAAAGACCUUCCCUGCGGAAUGAUGCGCAUGGCGAAGUUCAGAGAUCCAAGAAGGGACUGAAGUUCUCUCCUGGUGCAAACGUCAUUCCGCAGGAACGUGUCUAUCUCCCCUCUCAAUCGUGAAAGUUUGUCGUGUGGAAGGCUGGCUCUGAGUUUGACAGAAUCGAGCUCUAUGCCUAAAAAGGUCAACUUUGUUGUGGGUCCUAUAGUUUUGGCUGGGGACAAAGGGACUCCCAGUGUGGAAAAAAGUGCGGUAGUACUAUUGAUUGCUGUGGGUGUUGAUGACCCUGGCUCUAUCAGUAGAAAGUCGUCUAGAUAGUGAAUAACGGAGUGACACCUGAUGACGUUCAGAAGCAGCCAGCAUAGUGACUCUGCGAAAAUGUCGAAAAGUUUGGGGCUGCUUCGAGAACCAAAAGUGAGUCGUGUUGAGAAGUAAUAAUACCCUCGCCAUUUAACACCGUGUAAGUGCCAGAGUGAGGGGUGUAUGGGCAGUAAUUUAAAGGCGUUAGUGAUGUCUGUUUUGCUGAGCCAGGGUCGAUUACCAGAUGUCAUGAUGGACUGUAUGGCGUCGUCGAUGGUGACGUACUGCAGAGAGAAUUCGUCUGCUGGAAUGAGUGCGUUUAUGCUUGGAACAAAAGAGGAGUGCGGUGCCGAUAAAUCGAUAAUGAGACGUUUUUUAUUAGAAUAUUUGUGAAUAGCAAUACCAAUAGGGUUAGUGCGCCAGGAGGAAAACGGUGAAGAGGUGAAAGGACCGAUCAUGAAACCGUUGUGGUUUCUGCGGAAAUGAGAGUGUCUACAGCGACUGGGUCUAAACGUGCAGACUGGAGAUUAGGACAUUCUAGUGUACCUGGGGGAAUGGCUACUAUGCCUGUGUGAAACCCUUGUGAGAAACCUGUGGUGAGAAAAUCCACUAAGUGCCUGCUGGGGUGAGACCUUAGAUAAAAAACCAGGUUGUCGAUAUUUAUGUCGGUUAGUCAUUUGUUUGGUGACAACCUGGCUGGACACAUGGUCUUGGUAUGUGCCCUGAAACAUAUGGAGCAGAUGUGCAAUAAUCUACAGGCGCUGAAACUGCAGGAGCCUGCGUUGAAAUUAUUGCACACCUGUGCUUUACCUAAAAAGGAGAUGGGCCUACCCAGCUUAUCCCGGAGACCACCCGCUGGCUUGUUGUGAGGGGUGAAAGAGGAGUGAGGUGUGAACGUGGGGUGAGGGGUGGGAGUGGAGGUGGUGGGAUCUGGUUCGACGGGACAUAAGUCCGCCAUGUGGGAUGUAGAAUUACAGAUGGCACAAGCCGGGGGCCUGAGUCCAGCGAAGUGGCGACAGAAAAGUUCCGUGUCCAUCUGACCCCAGUUCAUUCUAAUGUUGAACUGCUUGAGAUGGGUCGCCGCCUUCGCUGAAACUGACUUGUGGUAGUCAUAGAAGGAAGAGCCCCCGUACUUGAUGCCUAGAUCCACUACCUUGUGGAGAUAGAGAUCUAGCUCUUCUCUCCUAUGGGGAUACACCGUGCAAAUGACGUCGCGGUAUAUCCCAAAAGCUAUCACAAACUGUGGGAUAGACAAUUUUUUAUUAAGCCUGGGAUCCCUCGUUUUGAGCACAACUGAAAUGUCACCAUAAUUGUAUGCCUUGUUCUCGAGUACAUCCUGAGAGGCUAUGAGUAAAGACACCAGACACACAUCCUUCCCGUCUAGGAUAUCUUUCCUGAUAGAAUCUGGGACGGAGUGUGCUGGUGACUCGAAAGGUGUGAUGGCUGUGCCAGGUGCUGGAGGGGGGAGUAUAGAGGGACAUGUAGGUAUGGCAGGUACAGCCGUGGUAGAGACUGGGACUACGGUGUUAGUACCUGAGGAGGAGAUGGCGCUCUCCACCUUAGACAGCCUGCUAUUGAGGGUCUGUAGAUUGGCCAAGAUAUCUGCCAGGGUAUCCUGGGUGGCCGUGCUGUUUCUUGGUGGUUGUCCUUGAGAGCUAGUUCCCGGCCGAGGCUCGGGGACUUGGUGGGUAAGCAGCCUGUAAAGUUCUGCCUUUCUAGCUGUGGCCGGAAAGGGGAUUCCCCUGAGCCUAAGCUCGGCCGUGAUUUUGGGAAUAGUCCAUGCUCUCAAGGACGUGGGGGUUGAAAGAGUAAGUGAUUCGCCUGGAGACACGGGUCUGAUUGGCGUGAAUGGUGUUUCUUCUAUCAGUUCUUCGGUUGGAAUUGGUUCUUGGGACAUUCUAAAAAGGAAUGAUUAUGUGAAAGAUAUAUUAGAAGGGGAGUGAGGUAAGAAAGGGGGGGGGUAUGGGGAGUGGUGUGUCUGGAAGAACUGGACUUUAAUGCUAGAUGCCGAGGCGAAAAACUUAACUAUUGAAUGACUGGAUAGGUGAGGCCCUGCUAAUGCCAAGUGGCGGUGAGAGGCUCUACCUAUGAUUUGGCUUAUGACGUAGGUGCCACAGACGUGGUGGCGGGAUGUUGGCCUCUCGGUGACGAUAAGAGAAAUCAAAACGUGUGGCCGUGACAGGUGAGGCCCUAACUAGAGCCCUGUAGUAAGGCAUGCGAGGCUUAUAACUAUGAUUUGGGCGUGGGGCCGUACCUCCGUGUUGAGGUGGGGUGGGGUGGUAGGCCUCGCGGGAUCAGAUUUCCUGAUAGGGUGGGCUAAGGCAUUAGCCUGUGCCGUAUAGCCAGUUCGAUUGUAUGCUUAAGGGUAAAGUUAGAGGACUGGAGUGGUGUGUGGAUACUAACCUUGACUGGUCGCAAAUGGUAUCUGGAGCCUCCUGAUAAGUGUAGAGAGUCUUGUCUUAAUGUUGUCUUUGAGGAAGAAUCCUGGGGGUUUAAGACAGAUGUUGAUGUGUUUAUACGUAUCGUGAUGUCGUAUGAAUAGUAUUGGGAGAAGGUUUGUUAGGGGCACCACGUGAGAUCCUGCAUUGAGGGAUCUGGGAGGUUAAGGUGUAGGAAUGGGAUGAUUUUGGAUAUGAGUGAGAAGGCAGAAUGAGGCCUUGGGGUAGCGAAUGGACGUACUUGAGUAAGGACGUAAGUACCUGAAGGUAUGGCUGAGUACCGGGUCAGGUUUUUGGUGUCUUCUGAGCCUGAUGGCCGUAUGACCGAAAGUCUGUGUAGACAAGUAGUAAAGAGAUAACGUAUCCUGGGCGUAAGCCUGAGGGAAGGUAGUAAUGGAGUUGAGACCGCGUGAGGUCUAGUAUUGAAAAGAGAGUGAACUAUACCUUGGUUUUAAGUACAGAGAUUGUUUAAUCGUGGCAGGUUAACUGCGUAGAAACGGUGGAAGCUUAGAUAAAUACAGGAUCUAAGGGUUUAACCAAGACAAAUUCCAUAUUUAGCAAUAGAUGUGAAGAUAAUUGAUAAAACCUGAUAACUCAAGGUGAUAAUAAACCAUACCUGUUCCUGUAAUAAAAGGACCUUGAAAUAACAACUUUAUGCAGAAAAGCAAGAGACCGAUGCAAUCUGUAAAAGCCAAAAUGUGACAGCGUGAUUUAUGUGCAAGGAAUAGUACGGAUUAUGUGUAAUGGGUAUAACUUGUAAAUAGUGUUUAAAUGACUUAUCUGAGUGUUAUUUGGAAAGAAUGGUAUAGCUUGUAUUUAGACACGUAUGAAGUUAUGAACCAUGGUAAAACAUUAUGUUUAUUACAGAAAAAUACUUUAAAUGGUUUAACAAGGUAGGAAAACACAGGGCUGGUAGUUAACCAGAUAAUGUAACCAAAAACUGAUAUGAAGGAAUAAAUAAUAGUAGGAUAGUGUGAUUAGAACUUAUGCAUGCUUAGCUUAAAAGAAUAGAAAUAACCGAAUGUAAAUUAGUAAGAUGGUGUUCGUGAAUUUUACCAUACGAAUAGUUUGGUGCUGAAAUGACCGAACAGAAAAAGUGAAUACAGAUAAUAAUGAGCUUAAACAUGAAAUAUAUAUUCGGUUGUUUCCGUACGAAAAUGCUUUAAAUGAUAGCGAAAUGAGCCGAACGUUCGUGCGUUUUUUGGCGCGAAUGGAGAUAUUAACGAAAAGCGUGUAUUCGUGAAAAUGCGAAAGAGGGAGCCUACCCCUACGUUUUUAGGCCCGAACGGCGGGGAAAUAGCGAACGCUAAUUCCCACGCCUUGCUUACGUGAACGCGCCGGUCUCGUGACCGGAAGUCGGGUACCUCGACCGGAGAGAAACGGAGUGGAAGGACCUCGGACGGACGGAGGAUUGCACAGGGCGUCUGGCUGCUGGAAACAGGUACAGUUCUGGCGGGAAGCUGGACCGGAAGUGCUGGUUGCUAAGGACAAUCAGCUGAGCGGCAGCGGUGAGUAGGGGCUGGGAGUUUAAGUAGGGGACUUACUCCUCCCACAAAUUCAGGCCUAAUGGCCUUUCUACAUAUAUAUAUACCCAUUAGUCAGCAUUGUGCAUUUUUGUACAAGGACAUAUAUCACAAAGGGUGAAAUCAUUUAAUUCACUUUUGACUAAUUGUAACCAUUAGACAUAAUGUAUAUUGUUUGGCUUUGACUUGUCACUGCCACAUACAAACAUAUUUUCUAACUAAUCCUGCAUCUUGCUCUAUUCUUAGAUCUGGAAUCAUCUGGAUCCUAAAAUAUUUAUGCCUUUGGCAAGUCAAAGGAUGAAAGCACAUAGCCCUUCAAAGUACUUUAAGUUAGAAAAAAAAUGUAACACGCUAAAGUGACAUUUCACAUAAUUCUCCAAAUGAUUGUGCUAGGAAAUAACAGCUCAGUCUUAGUAACAGUGCCCUUAAAUUAUAUGCAGUGAAUAAUGUGGCAUGUGGGAGAUCAGAAAAAGACAAUACGUGUGACGCACAAGCUGUUAUUCAGUAAACUUAUAUAUUUUGUGUGAGUAUUACAAUAUUAUCUCAUCGACUGAAAGUGCUUCUAAGGAGCUAACACCUGUGAAAGCACUAUAAAGGUGUUAAUUUAAUUUUAUGCUUGCCUAUACAAUUGCACAGAUUCUAUAAAAGUUACUUUUGAAACAUGCAAACAUAUGCAAAUAUAUAGUAACCUCUAAACCAGGCAAGCUGCUCUAUUCCUUCUGCAUAGGAAAUGAAAGACAUGCUGUUGCACCAUUUAACCCCCUCACUGCCAACCGCUGCUGUUACUAUUAUUACUAAUACAAAAAAAAAAAAAUAGCACCUUACUUACCUGCUUCCCCGAUCCUACACUGAUCUUUUCCCAAUGGAAAAAAAAAUCUUCUGUGGCCUUAAUUUCUCAUGCACUGUAACAGAAGUGGUAAAUUGCUCCUCCUGCACAGUUCCAGAGGCAGAAAGUGUUUUGGGCAUGUAUUGGGGUAUAUCUGCAGCCUGGGAUGUCCUCUGAAAAUCAUAAUUCUUAUAUAGACAUAUUAUUGCUUGAUUAUUUAGACAUAAUAUUUAUGGUUUGCUGUCAAUUUGUGAACUCUCUCUAAAAAUAAUAACAAAUUGUUUAGGCAUACCCAUGAGAAGAAUGCUUGAAUAUGUAUUCAUAUCUUUAUAUCAUAUCUAUUAUAUGAUAAUAAAUGUAAAAAACUUAUACAAUCCUUAUCUUGUAAUACCUUUUUUAUUGGACUAACAGAAUUGUUUAAUGACAGGCUUUCGGGAGAACCUCCCUUUCUCAAGUCUGAAGCAUUUCUGAGCAAGACGACACAUAGAAUUCAAAGUUGAGUUGUGAUACAGGGGUUAAAGCGACAUGAGUGCAGAUAAGACACAGGUUUGAUGGAAAAUAGACACCAUUCUCACAGAGGGCCUGCACUCAUGUUGCUCCGGCACUGUGCAGUAUAUAACUAUAACAGUAUAAACUUUUCACUAUAGCAGUUGUAUACUGAAUCCUGAAUCAAACAAGGGGAGCCAGAAUUUCCCAUUCUGCUUUAGUGAUAUUAGUUUUGUCCAACUUUGGUAAUCAUUCAGUGAGUAGGAGCAUCGACUGACACUACUACAUAUUUAGGAAACAUCACAGAAGACCAGGAGGACUGGCAGUGUCUGAGAGACACAUAAUUAUUAAACUGUCCAAAAUUGUUUGACUCCUUACUACAGUAUGGUCCCAGGGAAAUAUUGGCACCAUAACCACUACAGCAGACUGUAGAGGUGUAGAGGUUAUGGUCCUUAUCAUGCCCUUUUAACUUUGGUAAAUUGAACACCGAGGCGUAACUAGAAUUCAUGGGGACCUGGUGCGAAAAUUGUCAUCACCCUCCCCCCAUACAUUGCCCCCCCUCCAUCCAUGUGUCACAUUCACGCCCUACAGCCCCUCCAUGUGUCUCUUUUAUGCCCCACAGGGUCAUUGUGGCACGGUUGAGGGGAAUGAGUAUAACCAAAUUGGAGAGGUUAAUGUGAUAGGGUGAGUGUGGCAGGGGGAAAGAGGCGAGUGUGACAGGUUGUGGUGUUGAGAGAAGGUGAGUGUGAAGGUGAGUGUGAUAGGGUGAGUAUGGCAGAGCGAUGGGAGGUGAGUGUGGCAUUGGUGAAUGACAGAAUUGGGUGAGUGACUGAGUUAUUGUAAGUGUGGCAGGGUGACAAUGUGUGUGGGGGGGUGACAGUGUGUGUGUGGUGGGGGGGUGCAAGAUACAAAGCCACACGUGCAUACACUGACACACACACAGAUAAACACAUCAACAUACAUACUAUACAACACAUACAUAUACAUACAUGGACGUAGGGACAUCCUAGAACCUCCUCCACUAGAUACAUGACGCUUGGGAGAUAUAACUGUUUUAGUGUUUUCUGUCGAUAUGACUCUGUAAUUAGGCCCAUCAUCAUUGUCAGCACCAGCCCCCAUGGGCUCCUAAUCCGGCACUGCUUUCAGACACCCCCUUCCAUCAAUCCCAGUGCUCUCUUUACUUUUCAAAGCACUACUGAGCUUAUCACAAAAGCAGUGUUUUAUGGAUAGGAUUCUAUCUAUGUUUGUGUUUCGUCAACCUACUAUUGCAGAAGGCUAAAAGUUGACAACAAUUUCCACAAACUUCCAGAAGAAGACAUGACAUCAGCUGACACUCUCAGUGGGCAACCAGUGAUAGGCUAAAAGCAUCAGCAGACAAUCACUGCAAGUCAUAUAGAAGAAUAGGAAUGACAGGGAGACAGAGCAUUUGGCCGAUGAGGACCCAACUUCGGGGUUAAACCCGUCAAAAACAGCGUAACCUUUUGAUGUACGUCAGCACCCAACCUUUUGAUGUAAGUCAGCACUCAUUGCCUCAAAAUAACUUAAUUAUGAUGAAAUUGUUUUUAGGGAAGAUAGUCCCUUUAAGCUUUCACUUUUGUCAACUAAUCUUGGCUGGAGCCUCAUUCAUACAAUUCCCUGAAUUUCAAUGUGCACAUUUGUUUUAAAGGGUUUGAUUACAAGUGUGACUUGUGGGUGAAGCAUCACUUUUCUGUUACACUAUCACACAACAAAUAAGCUAUUUAUUUAACUCCGCUCAUCGUAUAAAAUAAGAUCAAUUGAUGAGAUUUAUCAAACUGUUCUGUUCUAAAAAGUGGUGCAAAGUCACUAAUGGAAUGUGCCUGCUAGAUCUACUGGAUUCAAUGGCAAUUGCCCAAAUUUAGAUACUUUAGACAUCUUUUCAGAACAGAACCCAAAUUUCCCUCAGUGUAUUAUGUUUACACACACUACAUUCUAAAACCUUUUAGAGCACCUGUAAGUGUGAUUGUUGUACAAAUGCACCAAACAUUCAAAAUUCACGAAAAAAAGGACUUGUAAACAUGGGUCCAUUAAAGGGACACUCCCGGCAUUGUAUCUACUGUGCUGAAGUGGUUAUGGUGUCUGCAGUCCCAUGGCAAAAAACCUCCAUUUAACAUUAAACAGUUUUUAAUGGUAAAUGAGACUCCCCGUCUGUGCUUCUGGGUCUAAUAAAGAAUCAUUACCCUAAGCAGCAAUAGGCGGCUGUGAAAGUCUAAUCACCAAUUGCUGGUAUGAAUUGGUAUGACUGGAAGUAAGAGAGUAAUCUCUGCCUUAGCGAUAUCUUCAGUGAGUGCUGGGCUGUGGGUAGCCAGAGUACCUUAUUCAGUGGAACUGCUGAACAAUGUUUUAACACUGAGUGGAGGGAUAGUUUAAAAGGACUUGAGUCAGACACAGGACUCCGUAAGAUGAAAUGGUUAUGGUGUCUACUGGUCUUAAAAAACCGCUAAGGGCACUCAGUCCACCACUCCAUCUGAAUGAAGUAGUCUGGGUGCAGUGUUGUUUUAGUUUUAACCCUGCAAUGUAAAGAAUUGCCAUUUAGUAGAUAUGAAAAUGUGUAUGCAACAAGGUUAAAUAUGCCUCUAGUGGCUGUCUUCCUGACAGUCUCCUGUGAGUACGGAGUCAAAUGUUUCACUGGAGGAGCGCAGUGCUGGCAACACAUGCAUCUUUUGUCCCCAAUGCUCCUUUGUGAGAAGCAUUGGAAUUGAUGAACGAGAAGCAUUAGUGUGAUGUUGUGGGAGGAGGAUGAAGCAUUGGCAGGGCAUGAUCUUGAAGCUGGAAAAAUUGUGUGUGAUAUUUUAAUUGGAUUGGGGGAGUGUUGCUGAAUCUAAAUAAUAAGAAACUAUAGCAUGAGGAAUACAGAUACAGAUUUGUAUUCCUAACGAUGUAGUGUUCCGUUAAGACAUAUUCCUAAAAUAUAGCGCCACAGGAAAUAUGCACAGUGACAUCAGCUGAGACUUGGGCUAUGGAUUCGAACUUAGAAGGCAGACAAUAUCUUUACGGUGUUAGCAAGUUACCCUCCACAAAUCUCAACUCAGGUGAAGCAGUCAGUACAAUCUGCACAGAACUUGACAUGGUGCAAAGUGCAAAACGUGCAAUGGGAUCCCACCAAAUUAGCCCUUGAGUCAUAAUGAGAAUUUUUUUUAUUGAUAUCAUCUAUACAUUUGUUUCCAUUAGCUAACACAGACAGCAAUGUUGGAUAUGGUUUGCAACUUGACUGUUAGGGAGUGAAGCAGUUCCCACAAUAAACCCCAAAUAAUCAUUGCUGUACGAACAAUAAAACUCAAUUAUUAAUUCUGUGAUGCCACCAGAUCUUUGCAUGCACUAAUAAUUAAACCUAUAAUAAAACAUUUUGUACACAAUAAUACACAUACCCUUAAAGCCAUCAAAAGACUGGGGGUUUGGACCCAGAGUCCAUAAUCAGAAACCAAUACAAAGUCAGGGCAUCAAAAUAUGUGUAAAACUGACCCAAAGAUCUAUGCCUUUAGCUAGUGUUCUCGACAAAGGCUCCAUUCUGCUGUAAUUUAAUAAGAAUUCAAUUUUGAAAACAUAUCCAAAGCAGAGGUAUCAAAUCUGUGCAAAACUGAUUCAAACACAGACGUAUCAAAAUCUGUGUAAAAGUUGCUCCUUCUGACUGUGUUCAGGGCCGGAUUUCCCUUAAGGCCAUUGAUGCUAUGGCAGGCAAGCGAGGGGUGGCACAGCGGGUGGGAGAUCAAACAUCUUCCUCACCGUCCAGCUGAUUCUCCUGUUGUGGGGUAAGGCAAGCUGGCAGUGCUGGCACUCAAUAAUAUACCACACUGUUGCACCUGGUUACCAUGGAAAUGCUUUGAUACAAUGCCCUGGCAACAUCUCCCAGAGCAACAUAUCCUACCCGACCAUCAAAGAUCAAGUCCCCCCCUCCUUGACCCAAGGUAGGCAUCAGCAAGGUGGAAAACAUUUCUUUAGCAGUUCCUCAGGCCCUGUAUCCUACCUACAACCCCAGUCCUCCCAUUGCAGGCCCCUGUCCUCCCACUAUAGGCAGUAUCCCCCCACACUAAGGCUCCUAUCCUCCCAAAGUACAUCCUCUACCCUCCUCCCCCAAAUAUAGCCCAUAGUUCAAACUCCUUACCCAACAACACAGCCCCUCCUCUCCCACCACAGCACCUGUCCCGAUACAGCAGCACCUGUCCCCAAACAACACCUGUCCCUAACUACUGCUCCAGUAUCCCUACCACUGCCACUAUCCAUCCAUUACAGGCCCUAUACACCAAGCACAGCCCUAUCCCCCAUACUGCAACCUCUGUCUUUUAACUCUACCCCCCCCCCAUGCCCACUAUCACUCACAGCUCUUGUCACCCCACCAGUACCCUUAUCCUACAUUACAGCAACUAUCUACCCACUACAGCACCUACACCCCUUUUUCCCCAACACAGACUCAUCUCCCACUCAACACAUACAAUAAAGCCACUGUCUCCCCCAAACACACACACAACAGUUCCUAUCACCCGAAAAUGCACACUACAUACCCUAUUUCCUGCACACAUACACUACAGACCUGAUCCUCCCAUACAUUCUUUACAACCUCAAUUUUUCUGCACACACUACAGCCUAAAUUCCCCCACACACACUCUGCAGCCCAAUUUUUGUUCCCACAGCGUACACUAUAACAAACACGCACUACUUUUAUUUAUAUUUUAUUUCACCUGUGGCACCGCCUCCCCCUUCACCUUUUUUAGUUUUGUCUACUCUAUAGGGCCUGUGAGGGAGCCCUAUUGUUCAGGUGUGCUGCCCUAUAUUUAUCUCUGUAAGAUCUAGUAUAUUAGCGCUGAUCCUUUGUACAUAUUUUUCUUAUCCACAAACGGCCCAUAUUUACAUUCCCACACACAUACUAAACCACAAAGAGCCCCAAUCAAACACAACCCGCAACCACACAGACAGCAUCUCCCACACACAAGACACCCUACAAACAGCUUACCCUACAUACACAACCCUACAAACAGCUUGCCCUACAUACACAACCCUAAACAGCUUCUCCCACAUACACAACCCCACAAACAGCUUCCCACACAUACACAACCCCACAUGCAGCAUCCCCACACACAGCAGGAAACCCACAAGCAUCUUCCCCAGAAACAAGCAACCCCACAAGUGUCCUAUCCAGCCCUGACUGUGUUUCUGCUUUUUACAUACAAAGAGUUACACAGCCUAAUAAGAAAGAUCCAAAAACAGCAGUAACUAAAUCUGUGUAAAACUGACCCAAAGACAGAGCUAUCACAAUCUGUGUAAAGCUGAUCCAAACACAGAGGUAUCAAUAUCUGUGUAAAACUGACCCAAAGACAGAGCUAUCACAAUCUGUGUAAAACUGACCCAAAGACAGAGCUAUCACAAACUGUGUAAAACUGACCCAAAGACAGAGCUAUCACAAUCUGUGUAAAACUGACCCAAAGACAGAGCUAUCACAAUCUGUGUAAAACUAACCCAAAGACGAGUUAUCAAUAUCUGUGUAAAACUGACCCAAAGACAGAGCUAUCACAAUCUGUGUAAAACUGACCCAAAGACAGAGCUAUCACAAUCUGUGUAAAACUGACCCAAAGACAGAGCUAUCACAAUGUGUAAAACUGACCCAAAGACAGAGCUAUCACAAUCUGUGUAAAACUGACCCAAAGACAGAGCUAUCACAAUCUGUGUAAAACUGACCCAAAGACAGAGCUAUCACAAUGUGUAAAACUGACCCAAAGACAGAGCUAUCACAAUCUGUGUAAAACUGACCCAAAGACAGAGCUAUCACAAAAAACUGUGUAAAACUGACCCAAAGACAGAGCUAUCACAAACUGUGUAAAACUGACCCAAAGACAGAGCUAUCACAAUCUGUGUAAAACUGACCCAAAGACAGAGCUAUCACAAUCUGUGUAAAACUAACCCAAAGACGGAGUUAUCAAUAUCUGUGUAAAACUGACCCAAAGACAGAGCUAUCACAAUCUGUGUAAAACUGACCCAAAGACAGAGCUAUCACAAUCUGUGUAAAACUGACCCAAAGACAGAGCUAUCACAAGCUGUAAAACUGACCCAAAGACAGAGCUAUCACAAUCAGUGUAAAACUGACCCAAAGACAGAAUUAUCACAAUAUGUGUAAAACUGACCCAAAGACAGAUGUAUCACAAUCUGUGUAAAACUGACCCAAAGACAGAGUUAUCAAUAUCUGUGUAAAACUGACCCAAAGACAGAGCUCUCACAAUCUGUGUAAAACUGACCCAAAGACAGAGCUCUCACAAUCUGUGUAAAACUGACCCAAAGACAGAGCUAUCACAAUCUGUAAAACUGACCCAAAGACAGAGCUAUCACAAUCUGUGUAAAACUGACCCAAAGACAGAGUUAUCAAUAUCUGUGUAAAACUGACCCAAAGACAGAGCUAUCACAAUCUGUGUAAAACUGACCCAAAGACAGAGCUAUCACAAUCUGUGUAAAACCGACCUAAAGACAGAGCUAUCACAAUCUGUGUAAAGUUAUUUCCUCUGAAUUUGUUGCUGCUUUUUACAUGCAGAGAGCUUCACAGCCUAUAUCUAACCCCUUACCCCAUGCUUUUUAAGAAGGGUGCCUAAAAAGAGAAGUCCCAGCUGUUCUAGAACUACAACUCCCCUUCCAGUCUAUUUUGUCCAUUUCUAGAGGUAACAGAAUACAUCAUAUACCCCACCCUCUCUCACUCUCUCUCUCUCUCUCUCUCUCUCUCACACAGCUGCUUUAAAGAUACACUGAUCAGUCUUUAUUCUCUCAUUCAAUAAAGAUAACUAAUAGUAUGCAAUGUAACCAAAACUGAAGUAUUAAUUAUGUGCGUGGAGACUAAAUACUGGAGUAUGUUGACCAUCAUUUAAGAAAUCCAAACUGACAAUAAAUUGUACUAGCCCAGCAUUCCUGACAAAUGAACAGAGAACAUUUAAUUAUGAAUGGGAAUAGUACUGUGCUGUCUGCACUAAAUUAAUGAGGAAUCCCGGUUGACUGUGCAACAUUUAAAUGAAUUAAGUAAUCUCUAAAAAGCUAGUUAUAGAUUGACUACAAUUCACAUCAUCCAGCUCUGGAUGAAGGUAUGACACAAAACAUCCAAGGCCCUGGUCUAUUUAACCCUGUGAGAACCAGACAGGUGUAGGGAUCCAGGAAACAGGUAACUGCUUUGGAACAUAUUAAAUAACUCUCUUUUUACUGUUGGACAAACUCCACUGUUAAAGUGUUUAGUUUACAUUCUCAUAUGUAAUAUAUUAUGUAGUAUGUUUAAAUAUGUAUGCAUGUACUUAUGUACAUAUGAAUGCCUGUAUGCAUGCAUUUCAUUUAUUUAUUCUUUUUAUUUUAUUAGGGGAACCAUUUUCACCAGUAAAAUACAUGUGGGCAGCCUGGUUAAAUUAUACAUAAAAUUACAUAGCAAAAUGUAGCAGCUACAGAUAUAAAUGGUCAUGUGACUCCUUGAUAAUUACUCAGUGCUCAGCUAGAGAAAGAUGCACACUGUAUGUACAUUGAGAGCAAACAUUCCCAGGAACAGACUUAUGCAAUGACUUGAUAAUUGGAUUUCUCCUGUUCUGCAAUGGGUGGUGCUGUGUAAAGUGGCACAUCUAUUUGUAGCUGUAGAAAUAGAAAAUGGGCAGGGUUGCAAUAAGCUAACAGGACCAUGCAAAGAAUCCUAAAGCUCACACCUGUCACUCACUUUGAUUUUUUUUUUUUUUUUUUAUCAUCUAUAUUUAAUGCACGAUAUGCGACCUUGCUAUCCAAGGGCUCUGCCUUACCCCAGGGCCACACUUCACAUAUCGCAACACACACACACACAUUAAGUUAUUUAUCAUCAGCAGGGAGAUGCCCUAUUUAAUGUGUAUUAUUCUCUUGCACAGAAAAUCGUUCGUGAUCUCAAGACGCAGCACUCUGGGACGAGCUUGCAAUGCUGGAUAUACCGGUAAGGGGACUGAUGCAGCACCCUCAAUUAUACAGCACCAGGCUUUAAAUCUGGUACCCUGCAUCAUCAUGAUGUAGGCAUUUUUAACCCAUUCAGCGCUAGCAGGAUAAACCCAAUGCAUUUCACACAGUGACAUGGAACGUUCAGAAACGGUCAUGGAACGUUAACGCAUUGCAAUAAAAUAUCCCCUGAUACAUGUAUCACGCAUCCUGCCUUUGCCUGUUGAUUUAAAUGGACAGAGUACUAACCUGCACUCAUGCUGCACCCACAGGACUGAGGAUCACAUCCAGGAGCAAGUCAUCUGGAAUUCCCCCAAAAAGCAAUGUGUAGAUCUUCUUUACCUGUUACAAGUCAACCCACCAAUGCCAUCAUCACAGGAUCUCUCCCCCUGUGAUUUCCAAGCUUGCAACGCAAGAGCUUCUGUCAAGAAAUGAGAUAAGAGGCAGAUGAGCCCAGUCAGCCCAGCUCUGUCUCCUCUCCAAUAUCCACUCCCCCUCCAGCCUCAGCACCAAGCUAAUAAAUGACUGUGGGACAGCAGUAGUGCAGGGAAUGGGAGUAAGGGAGGGGUAGACUAUGGGAGCUGUAGUUUCAUCACAUCAUCUCUAUCUAGUUUAGACAUUGCUAAGGAGGCACUGGAAACUACAUUACCCCUAAUGCAACACUCGGCUAUACCCUGUCUUCAAAGCAAAACUGCUAGAUGGCGCUGUGGUGCUCUGUUAGAUUAAGACUUUACAUCUCAGUUCUCCUAAUGACAGCAUCAGGAAAAUAAUUAGAAGAAAAAGAUAAUCACAAAAUAGGUUAACAGGGAGAGACAUUGAGUAUAACCUGGAAACAGAUACAGUUAUGUUAAGAAGAAAUUAUGAAUAAAUAAAUGUUGAAUAAAAUAAAAUGUUGGUUUAGCUUCUAUUGCCCCAUUGCUAACUAAAAGCAAAUAUAAUUUAUAUUUUAUUAAAUGUAAUACCAAAUGACAUUGCACAAUAAGUAAAUAAUCAAUAGCUCUAAAUGCUCUGUAUCAUCCCAAAUAGGAGACAGAUAAAGAUUAUCAGAUUAUAUUAAGAAUGAAUUUCACAGCAAAUCCCAAGAUAUUUAAGAAAACAUAAUCAUUGGUUAAAAUCAAAUAAAUGUGCUGAAGAAAAUUGUACAGAUCACAUUCUGCAUUUAUUCUGGAAGGUACAAUUGUGUUUAGUUUCUAUUUAGUUUACCCAUAGGGAAGUGAUAAUAUAGCUCCCUUUCCAAUGCGUGUGGCAUUUGUCUGUUUGUCUGUGUUUGUUAUGCACAGCCAUAAUGCUGGCAAAGCAUCACUAGAGAUGUAGUUCACAUCUGGAGUGCCGAAGUUUGCCUACCUCUGCAUUAGAACAUAUCAGUAACUUGUGUAAAUAGUGUCAUUAUCCCUUAAUCCAUUAUCUACUUUAAUAUUAAGUCAUUUUACUUAAAAACAUGUAUUGGUUAUUUGAAACACUGGGUAUUUGAGGGUCACAUACAAUUAUGACGAAACGUUUGCCAUUGCAAAUAGCACCCUGCAUCCCCUCUCAGCUAUAAGUAGCUUAGAGCUGCAGCGAUUUGUAAAAAAAAAAAACAUUACUCUGACAGCUAUCAAUGAGACAUCCCAGAAUGCUCAGUGAUACAUUUUAGGGAAUGUAUUGUUAAUGCAUUAAAAGUAAUGGGAAAAAAAGGCAUUAAAAUAAGGUAUGACUUUUACCUCAUUGUUUCCCUUUAAGGCUUAAUGAAGCUGUUUUGGUGUAUAAAUCAUUCUCUUGAAGUCUCACUGCUUGCUCAAUUCUCUACCAUUUAGGAGUUGUUGUUUAUGGAGCCCUAGCCACACUUCCCCUGACUGUGACUCACACAGCCUGCAUUAUAAAAUGGUUUAAUUUUAAGCCAGGUGUUAACUUACUUUAGACAUUUUUAUCUCCCCCUUGCCCCAGCCCACACCAUUUAUCUACCCACCUAUGGAAGCAUGGCCGAUCUGUAUGCUGACUAGCCUUUGUUAUCCCUUCAGUAAAAGUUUCCACAGUGAAGUGAGGCGCAAUGUGUACUGAGAGGACAGGGACUCAACCACUAUGCCCUACACACUGCACCACAUCAAACUCAAUGAAUGGGGAGUGGGGGCAAAUUGGUCUUCGAAGUGUUAAAACCCUGCUGUCUGAGUUUCUUACUUCACCUGAGUGCUCUCAGCCAAUCAUUCCAUCAGUGUCUCUGCCUGAGUGGUUUUGUAAUCAGAGGCGGGACUUUAGGCUGAUGUUUAACUACUGUUAAAAUACGAUACAGUCAGGUGAAGUAAUUAUAGUGUCAGGAGUGUUCCUUUAAAAUAAACAAGCUCAGUACUUAGACACUUUAAAUUCAUAUAAAAGUUAACUGUAAGACAACCUACUUUGCUAAAUCUGACAACAUGCUUUGAUGUACAUUGCUCAGUUUUUGAAGAAGCAAAGAAAUAGUGCAAAUAAUACCUGCAGAAAUUAUGUCAAAGUACAUGCCAAAGGACACAACAUUUUGUACAUUAAAAAAUAUAUAUCUCCUCUACUGUGUCCCAUCUACCAUGAUGUUAAAAAAAUAAAUCUAAAAAUAAAUAAUUAAAAUAAAUUCUUAUACGUCCCAGAUUCCUUAGGACACAAUUAUCUCCACACUGUGGAAAACCAGGUCAAUCCAUUUCAGCUAUCGUAAGUGAAUUUUCGAAUGUUAUAGAUGCAGUUAAAAAAUUGGACAUUAAGAAAUAAUCUCCCAUUAGUGUGUUUUUGUUUAAACAGCAUGUGUGAGGUUUCAGCUCAAUAUGCAGUAAAUUGUAUUCUCUUGCGCCACUCCCUCAGUCUUUGAAGAAAUGAGUGAUAGUGUUGAGUAUUGCAAGGGGAAAUCCAAAAAGAGAUGUCAAUAAAACAGUCCAAAUCAAGGCUGGGAAAAAAUAAUCUAAACCAGAAAUGCUACAAUAUUGCAUGCAAAUAAUUAUCCAGAAAGGAUUCACAAACCAAGCAUUCAGAAGCUGUUUGUUUGUUUGUGUGUGUGUGUGUGUGCGUUGCUUGGGGGAGUUGUGAAUGUGUCAAAUCCAUAUUAAACCAGCAGUUUAUCUUUUUAAAGUUUUUCCUCUAACCCUUUUUGACAGUUUGCAUUUUUGGUCUUACUAUGCUCUCUUGGGAAUUGCUAAUAGGUCCCAAUCCCUCUAAGAGUAAAAACAUAAAAAAAAAAAGAAUUUAAACUUACCUGUAUUCCACUGACAGGUGAAGCUCCCGGCAGCAAUCUCCCUCCUCUGUCUGAUGUCAGCAAGGGCCUUGAGUGGUCCAAUCAAAAAUUUCUCAUAGAGCUUCUAUUUGCUUGCUCAGUAGUUAACAAGCCCCCGGCACACAUAUAAAAACAUCUCUGAAUGUGAAGACUUUCAAGCAGAAAAUCGGCACUUCCAUACUUCUAUCACCAUGACCACUUCAACACACUGAUGUGGUCGUGGUGGUUGGAGGAACCCAAUAAUGGUCUAUAUGUCAUAACACUCUGUUCCAAAAUAGAAUAACACUCACACAAUGACUGUAGGGCUGCACAAAGCUACCAAAACUGAACUGCUGGAAAAUAGUGUCUGAAGAAUAGAUUUUGAUGACAGCAAACAGAGUUAUUUUUUAAAGUGUUUUCCAAGUGAAUUCCACAUUUAAGGUCCGAUUAGCCGAACAGAAAGCAUAGCUGACUGAAUUUUCCCACUUUGUCUAUUUUGACCUUAGAUUUGAAAUUCACUUGGAAUUCACCUUGAAUUCUCACUUUAGAGAAAAAUCCUAAACCUGUAUUUGGGUUUUAAAGGAGUAAAUGUGUAAUUUCAAUAGCUUAAUAUGAGAAUUCACAUAUAUGCAACCACAUAACAUUGUAAAGCUCUGCUGAAUAAGUUGGCGCUAUAUAAAUGCUGCUACUACUAUUAAUAUUGUAAAGCUCUGCUGAAUAAGUUGGCGCUAUAUAAAUACUGCUACUACUAUUAAUAUUGUAAAGCUCUGCGGAAUAAGUUGGCGCUAUAUAAAUACUGCUACUACUACUACUAAUAAUAAUAACAUGAAGCUGUGUCACCUGAAACACACAUCUGGCAUUCAUAGGGUUAAGCAACCAAUAUAUUUUAGAAAUGGCAAAUAUUUUACAUGAAAAAAAAAAUCAAUGUAUAUAAAAUAUAGACAGUAUAGCAAUAAUGUUUAAGGAAUUUUUUUUUUUAAUGUAAACAAUGCCUUUCCAGAGAAAAGGCAGUGUUUAUUUUGCUGCCUAGGAACACCUUUACUGGCAGUCAAUCAGAUGGCCACUGGAGGUGCUUCCUGGGUCAGUGCUGCACAUUGUGCAGCACUGUCGUUCAGCGUCUCCACGCUCUGCAUGGAAGCAAUGAACGCUCCCCAUAGAGAUGCGUUGAUUCAAUGCAUCUCUAUGCAGAGAUGCUGAUUGGUGCAGCUGGACAUUUUGCUACACGUGUGCAUUAUCCUCCAAUUGCUUUCCUAUGAGAAAGCUUUGGAUUGGCUGAGAUCGUCAAUUCUGAUGAUCUCAUGCAAAGAGGCGGGGUGGGGGCAGACCAGUGCUGGCGUACCUGCGCAAUGUUGGAAUAAAGGUAACCUUAUUACCUUUUUAAGUGGGAUAAGGGUGGGCUGGCCACUAACACAGUGUUUUUAUCCCUAUAGGGUCAGGAAUACACUUUUGUGUUCCUAACACUAGUGUUCAUUUAAAUCUAACAGAGAAUUACAAGACUAGUACAAAGUUGAGGAUGUUAACAUUAAUGCUGAACUUAUUUAACAAGUUAUAAAACAAACAGGAGAAUAGAAAUAGUGUUUGUGGCUCUAGCAACAACAUAUAGAACAGUCCCAAAUGAAAUCCACACAGUAUCCUAUUACUCUGCAUGCCAUCAUCACAGGCAGUAAAACUGGCAUCACAUGCCAAAUAUCUGAGACAGCCGAGUGUGAAAUGCCAUAGCAGGGAUGGGUGUUCACAUAAUAUCAAAAAUGAGAUCACUGGGACAAAAAUAGUUUUGGAUAUACUUGAAAUAAACUUAGAUGAUGAAAGAGUAACGUAUGAACUAACACCUAGAUUUAACCACAAAAGCAGUAAUAAUUAUAACAACAAUUAAUUUCUAUGAUCAUAUUUAAUUUGGUCAUGAUUAUUCCAAAUGGUACAUAAUGCCUAACAAUUUAAAGGCUUACUCCAAUCAAAAAACUGUAUUUUCUUAAAGCACUGUUUUGUUUAAGGUAACCCUUGCCCUGCGUUUCCACCCCAAAAAACUUAAAAAAUUAAUACAAAAUGAAAGGCACACACUUUUAGACAAUUGUUUUGUUUUAUUCUAAAGAUUUAGCUUUAAAUGACACCGUUGCCUCACUCUACAGGCUGAAAAAAGGAAGAAAAUUUGAUUUUUCUCUUCAUAUUUAUUGGCUUCUUGUAUAUUAUGUUUUCCACACUCACCACAGGGGGCACUGAUCUAACCAAUCAAUAUCCUAUCCCUAGGAAUGCUGGAAAAGUAUAUUGGGCAUGCCUGAUAGAUUUACACAAGUGCAGUUGGAAGAUCUCUUCAACUUGUAACAUCCUGACAGGGGGAGAACAGAGGGAGUCUGAUCCGUGUGAUCAUGCAGGCUCUGGUGUUGGGUUUCUCUCUCCUGUUUCUGCACAAUGAUGACCUGUUUCUGUCAUUAUUGAACUGGUCUAAAAAUGAGAUGGGUGGGUAAGAGGGAAGAGGGGUAAACUCCCCCUAGAUGAAAUGCGUGUCCAAUCUGACCAAGUUUAUAGUAAGUUUAUAAAUGUUUAUUACAUACUUUUCAAAGUUUUUCUUAAUUUAUUUUGGUUUGCGUAUUUGUUUAAGUGUUUGCUGGUUAACCUCUGUUUACUUUCAACUUGUCUGAUCCCACCUCUAAUAACAAUAACUCUCUCCACAUGUACCAUCUAUGUCUAUUGCCUGCUGGUUCUAAUUGUAUCUAAUGCACAAUAUUGUUGACUUUGUUUUCUCUCUGGUGGCGAACUCGCAUGUGGAUUGAGCUAUAAAUAAAUAAAAAAAAAUGUAAAGUUUUUGCUCGUUUAAAAAAAGAUAAUUGUCAAGUGAUGCAUGUCCCUUUAAACCGCUAAAAUUUACCUCACUCUCUAACGCUGUGGAAAGUUCUCUCUCAGACUGAUUUUCCUUUGCUGGUGGCACUCCCCUUCACCAGCAGAGCAGGGAGAAGUCACAGAGAGAGGGAGUACCACCAUCCUCGGUAUGGCACAAGCAUGCUGUGCGUGCUGACAUCAGAUGCCAAUUUUGCACAGAAUUAACAUUAGCCACCUGGGAUUUUAGCUCCAGACUGGCUAAUAACGCCCUAUGAUGCUGCCAGAAGGGAGCGUUACACCACCUCUAGAAGUAGAGGGGUUAAUCUCAAACUCCCAAACAAAGCGCUCAGCCUAUCAGAAACGUGUAUCAGUGAUGUCCCUGUUUUAAGCCUCAGACUGCACUGGCAGCUAGAGGGUAGAGGUGACAAGCACUGGACAGAAGGCUUUAGAGUUACACCAUUUAUUAAGGCAAGGCAGUGCUAGGGAACUCCUGGCACCAUGACAACCUUAUUGCAUUAAGUUUUAUGGUGCUCACGGUGUUCCUUAAUAAGGCCAGCAAUAUUGGGAACUGUAAUUUUAGGUAGUGAUGUACAAUUUCACCACCCUGACUCCAGGUACAUCAGCACUAUUUGGAAGUUAGCUGUGUUACAUUUUCGUUGAUUAAGUGGAUCCACAUUAUUAUUAUUAUUGUUAUUGUAUUUGGGCAGUAAAGAGUCCCAUUAAAGGAACACUAAAUAGUUUGGAAUAUAAAGCUUGGUUUUAAUCCGUCACUGCAGCUGUGGCGCUUCUAGUGUCUGUCAUAUUGACCACUCUAUUGAGAUGAAGGGCUGUGGGUGCCUGUAGUGUCCCUUUAAGUAAAUCAUGCUCAGUUCAAAAAAAUAUAUUUUUGAAUUGAUUUGUUGAAUGUGGAUACAGCUAGAAAGCCAUUGCAAGAGACUCUUGAAUGCAUUAACUAACAGUAAGACAGAUAUUGCAUGAACAGAGCUCACAAGGGACAUCAGAGAGCAGGGGUAGGCAACCUUUUAGUAGUACUGUGCCAAAACAAAAUCUUGAAGUCCCUUGGCAUGCCGGUCCUAUUUUUUUAAAAUUGAGGUGUGUAUGUUACUGUAUUGUGUUUGUGUCAUUUAUGGGUGCUGCAGUUGUUUUGAAGCAUUGUAUGUGUAUGUAUGUGGGCUGUUACAUUGUGUAUGUUCAUGAGUAGUUUGUGGUAUUGUGUAUAAUACCUAUGAAUGUGGGCUGUGUAUGGGGGCUUCAUGUGGAAUUGGGUGUGUGAAUGAUAUGUCACAUUGUGUGUUUGGUGGGGUGUGUCUGUGUGGGGCUGCUUGUGGCAUUGCAUGUGAGAGGCUGCUUGUGGGGUUGUUGUGCAUGUAUGUGGAUUGUCAGUGAUGUUGUGUGUGUAUAUGUGUGUUAUUUAUAUGAGGAGGAGGAUUCUUCUACAGCUCUGUGUAUAUCCAUGGAUGUGGGUGGAUUACCUAGGAUCAAUUGGGGACUGGCUGGCCACAUACAGGUCAAGGGCAGAAGCUGUGAUAGCUGCUGCAGGCUGCUUUACUCCAGUGUGGAUUCCGACAUCACUUCCUCAAUUACAAUGCUAUAAUGUGUAAAUUGAGGAUUGUCCCUCACCACUUGCAAUCACUGCUUGGCUUGCACUAGCAGAUAUUUCCCACCGGGGCUGGGGAUAGGCCAAAGCCUGUUUGGCUCUGGCAGCAUUGAAUGCAGUGCAAUGGCACCUUGAGUAUGCAAAAGGUUGCUGACCUCUGGAUUAGAGUGAUUUAGGAUCUGUAGGCAUCUUUCGAAAUGGCUCAAUUUGCACAUGAAUCUACCACAAGGAAAACUCCAAAUAAGACUGGAAUGUAAACUAUACAAACAUCUAAUAUAAGAAUAUUCUAUGGACAGAUAAAAAUAAAGGGAAUUUCAGCAAAAAAAAAGAGAAAAAGAAAACAGCCUCUUUGAUGAAAAGUAAAAAUAGAAUUCAAACAAAAUAUCCUCUUCUUAACAGUUAAUGCUCUGGCAAUCUAAGGAAGAGGAUAGUUUAAAUUACUGAGUGAAUAAUCAAGUUUAUUUACUAAACAGCAAGUUGUAGUAAAUUGUAAACCAUAGCCAAGCUUUGACUAUAGGGAAGAUGGAGAGCUUUUUCAAAUUGUCUAUUUUUGCCUACAUUUUGCAGUUCAGAUUUAAAAGUCACUGUUCAUUGAAUACAUAUUUUUGAUUGUUUUACAUAAUUUACAGAAGAUGUCACUGUCAUAAUCUUGGAGUUUAAAUUUCAUAGUACGGGUUAUAAAGUACAACAGUGACAGUGGCGGCUGGUGAAGGUUAAAGAUGGUGGGGCACUAGACUUGUCCCAAGGAAUUUGAUUCCGCACCUUUGUUGGGCUCUGCAAUCUCAACCCCCAUCCACUCAACCCAUGACCCAAUGAUGUCAUGCCCUGUUUGACACCAUGAGCCUAUAGAUAUAUUUAUUUCAGAAAAAAAACUACUAAUUUAAACAGGCCUGACUCUACACCCUGAUACUGUUACUCAAUAGCAGCCCCAGCGAAUAGGACAGUAAUUUAGGUUAUACAGGAUCUGGCAUCCUAAUAGCAAGCCAAUAGGUGAUGUCAGACAUCUUGUUAGACCUGACUUAGUUUGAUGGGACUAUAAUCAGAAAAUGGGAAUCUUGAUAUUCAUAAUGCUCUCUGCAACAUCUCCAGAGAUAAAGAGGGAGGAUAUUGGUGGGGGGAGAGGGGUCAUGAUAGAGUCAUGUUUUUUAUCACACAUGUUUCAUUACUCCACACCACACAAAAAGUUGUGAUUUAUUAAUAAGCUUUUUUUAAUACAACAAAAACUGAGGAGUUCUGCCCCACUGCUUUCACUAAACAGUAACCAGCAAUACAUUAACCCUCUACUUUUUUUUCCGCAAAAUUGGCAAAAAAAAAAAAUAUUUUCUUUUUCUUUGCCAGCAGACCUAGUGUGAACAGGGAAAUCGCUGGAUAGCAAUGCAAAUAAACAUAAAUAAGUGCCAGCCUGUGGAAAUCACAGCAUGCGGAAAAUUAUACCAGUGGGUACUGCAUGCGGAAAUGCGGGAUAUCUGGUCAGAAUUCAGACCGAUCAGAGGUUAGGGAUACCCGGUCAGUUUAUGCAGUACAGCCAAGAAUUAUUAUAACACACAGCAGUUUUGUGAGAGGGUUUUUCCAAAUAACUUUUAAGGUGCUAUGUGGGAUUGAUUAAUAGGUAAAGAAAAUGUUUUAUAGAAAUUAACGUUUUUAGUGGGUAUUAUAAAACUAAAUAUUUACAUACGUUUCCUAAAGAACUAUUGGGUUCACUCAUUAAACAUCAAAUCGCAAUAAACCGAAAAGGGAAUUGUAGCCAAAAAGCACAGUUUUUGGAUUAAUUUUUCAACUCUGCUAUAGUCACAGUUCAGCUAGCUUAGCCUAAUAUUCAGUAACGUUCUGUGUUUACUGAAUAAACCCCAAUCAGUGCUAGAACAAUGUAUUCAAUAAAAAUAUAGAAAGGGAUUUUGUUUUUUAUUUUUUAAUAAUACUAUUUAGCUAUUCUUAAGAGUUUCAAAUUAAAGUUUGUGAUGGUAAAAAUGGUUAAUAAACUUUGACUUCAGAUUACAUGUUUAUAAAUAAAGUAGAAUGCCAAGGUACCCUAUCUUAGUGCAAUCUAUUUAAUAAUACUGAAUUAAAAAUGGUACAUUGAUAUUUCACUCUGUGUGAAGCUAUAUCUUGUUUCCCUAGUGAUAAGAAUUAGUACAGUCAGCAAAUUCUUGUAAUGUUAGAAAAGUUCACUGGUAUGUUGGGAAAAAAAGAAAAAAAGAAAAGAAAAAUGUAAAACUGCGUGAAUAUGCAAACUCCGCACAUGAAUAGUUAGUGUAAAGAGCUUUCACUAGUAUAACAUAUUUCACAUGAUAAUGCCAGGACAGGAGCUAGGAAGAGAGAAAUGUUCAGAUAGACAGACAGACAGACAGAUAUGAGAAAUGCUUUGCAGAAAUUGAAAUUACGAUAUCCCUGCUGAAGUCUGAAGGUGUAAAUAAGUAAGACCUUGCAAUUACAUUUGUUGAAAUGACAGACUUGAAAUGUAUAUCAUGUUUAAUGUGGAGGAUAAGUAGUCUUCUCAUCUAUGCAGUAAAUGGCAGUAAAUGGCUUGACACCAUACGUAAUGCAGUGUAUUAAAGGGUUUUAGUAAUUAUACUUCCUGUACACUCUUAUAUCUAAGGGAACUCUGCCAGUGGGAAGUGUGAUGACGGUUAAUAGCUAUGUAGUAGAGGUUUCAUCAGUUGUUUUUUUUUUCCGUUUAUUGUUUUUGACUCUGUCUCUACUUCCUAGGGCGAGAGAAACUAAUGGGCAAUUGACGGUGGUCCAUAAGGGUGUGAUGCCCUGGUCGUGGUCGGCGGUUCAAUUCUGAGUUUAAACCAAUGUAGAGGAGGUGGAGAUGAGAACUUCUCUUGUGUAGCUCAUGUUAAGGUUAUCAUCAUGUUUUAGGUAUCUAGUGGACCCGAGCAGAAAUUGCCUGUGCUUAGGUCAACCCAGAAACACAAUUGUAACUACUCUUAAUUCACUAGGAAUCUGAAGAAGAAGGAACUUCUGAUCCAGACUUGUUUUUUUUUAAAAAAAUAGACUCAGAAGCAUCCGAAUAUAGACUGAAAUGGAAUGAAAAAGAAUACAUUCAGAACACAUCAUAUAUACAGAAUAUAUAUGCUGCAUGUAUAUAGAAUGUAUAUGCUGCAUGUUGACAGGAAGUAUAUGAUGUAUGUGCUGCAUGUGUACAUAAGGUAUGUGCUGCACGUAUAUAGAAUAUAUGUGCUGCCUGUAUACAGAAUGUGUAUGCUGAAUGUCUAUAAAAUGUAUGUGCUGCAUGUAUAAUGCAUAUAGAAUGUAUGUACUAAAUGUAUAUAGAAUUUAUGUGAUAUACAAAAUAUAUAUAUUGAAUGUAGAUGAUAUACACAAGAUAGCAAAGUAGGAAGCUGUCUCCUAAGCAGCUGAAAGAUCAAUAUCAAGAAAAGCCAAUUUCUUAAUUUUGCUCUUUUAACUAUUCAAUAGCUAGCUCCCAAAUUUGGCACCCUUAUGUGGGAUUGCCAUAUUAAGGAUACCAAAUUAGGGCACUGAUUAGCAGAUAGCUCUCUUAUUUGGUAUCCUUGAAAAGAAACAACUUUUGCUUAAAGAAGCAGUUUUGGUGAAAAUGUCAUGCCCCCGCAGUCCCACUGCUGAAACCUUUGCCACUUAGGAGCUAAAUCACUUUUUUUCUGUUAAUUCCGCCCUAGCCACACAUCCACUGACUGUGACUCACACAGCCGGCAUGAAAUUAAAUGUUUCAUUUUCAAUCAGAUGUUAAUUUGCUUUAGACGUUUUUUCUGGCCAGUAAGGCAUUUAAAAAUGCUAAAGUGGACAGGAGUCAUCAUUUGUCCACAACUCAAUGAUAACAAGCCUGCGAAAGUAGCCAUGAAAACUUUAGGGAGCUAUGUGCCUUUGGAGGCUUCCUGAAGAUCGAAGAUGGUCUUACCGUGUUAUCUUUCAUCACACUCUUCUGAGCUCUGGAUUUUUCACGUCUGGAUGAGGUAUUUAGUUGGGUUUGCUGGGAUUUAUCUCUGGCUAAUGUAUCAAUUUGAUUUGCUUUAGCAGCCCAACAGGUUGGCCCAAUUCCAGAUCAAGGUUCCUUAUAAAUGCAGGUGUGUAUUGGAUUUCUGAGAAAAGGAGUUUGUGUCAAGGUAUCUAAUUGCAGACAAAGGAAAGUCCUCCUGGAUAAAAAAAGUAACAGUGCUAAUCUCCAUGCCUUGUACACAUAGUCUCACAUAUCACAUGUUCCAAUGCUCCUGUAACAAAGAAACAAAAUACUGAAAUCUUUUUACUAAUGAGUUGUUACAAAUCUACAUGGUAAGGAAACGUCUUUUUUAUAUAUUACUUAUUAGUAUUAGCAGGUGUUUUGCAUAUAAUAUAAAACCGUCCUCUGAUGGGACCUCUUUUAGGACAGAAAGUAUCUUAAUCCAGAUGUGAGCAGGUAUAUUCUACCUCUACGCAGUCACUGACGUUCUAGGUUUCAUUAUUUCUUUUUACCCAAUAUAUAUUUAUUUAUUUCAAAUAUAUUUUUUAUCAAUGAUAACUUGACAGAUAAUCAUGUUAGUGAGAGUAUAAGCCAAGUUAAGGAUUCCAACUCAUUGGUCUAAGGGUUUAAAAUACCAAAGGAUACAAAAAUCAGGCAAUGAGCUAUUAGUUGUAACCUAAGUCACAAUUAGGCAAAUACCUGAUUAUCUGGGUAUUUUACAUAGAUCAUACUGGAAUGUCACUGAACAGCAUCAUUAUCAUAACACCAACAUUAUUAUUAUUAUUAUUAUUAUUGAUAUAGUGCCAUCAGAUUCCGUAGUGCUGUACAAUGGGUGGACUAACAGACAUGUUAUUGUAACCAGACGCACAGGAACAGAGGGGGUGGAGGGCCCUGCUCAAUGAGCUUACAUUCUAGAGGUGCGAGAAUGGGUGCGAGUUGAUGGUGAAUGAUGUAUCAAAGUAAUCAGCAGUACAAUGAUAUACGGAAUGGAUAGUAUAAAUAUUUGCUAAAGAGAGGCACCCACAGACAGGACCUUAGAGAGGAACAUAGAGCCAUACUGAGUGGUGGCAGGACAUGUUAUCGAGAAAGGACACCAAGGUACAGUGACAAGCUGCUCUCAUCCAAGUAGGGCAUUCCAAUCACAUUUCACAGUGUGUGGAUCUGUUGUCAUGUACUGAACUCAAUUUCUUUUACUAUACAGGGGGUUUAUGGGAUAAGUUCAGCUCCCAUAAAGCAAUGGGAAGUGCAGAAUGUCUGACAGGAAGUCAGUUAUUUUCUAGUCUGGGCUCAACUCACAUGAAGUUGGAAACCAUAGUAUGUUGCAGAAAACAUAGGAACUUUAAAAGUUUUUCACCAGCCUGAAAUGUCUAUUUUAAUUGCCAUUUAUAUAUUCCUUUACAUAGAUACCCUACAUACACGACCAAAUUUCUGCUGCUUUGACUACUGAGGAAGCAUUAGCUGGAAAAGCAAUGGAUGUCUGUGAUUAGCAGCUGACAACUUUCAGCUUGGAACAGUGCUGCCAUGAAUUGGUGUGGCUAGAAGGAAUUGCUUCAUCUCUGCCUUGGCCAUACCUCUAGUAGGGGUCAGGCUGUGGGUGGCCAAAAAAUCUUAGCGUUAAACCGCUCGAAAAUGGUUUAACACUAAAUGGAAUGACAUCACUAUAUGAGCAAAACAUAAUAACCAAUUCAAUUAAAAUAAAUUGUUCUGGAGCAUACAGUGUAACUACAAACAGCAUUUACAGACCUAAACAUUCUAGAAACUUAUAAUAACCUCAGCCAUAACCAGGAAAUGAGUCGUGAAAAAAGAGGAUUGAUGGGAAGAGGACAUCAGCUACAUUUCAAUUUUAUACACAGAUCAAGUGAGAAGUGACUAGCAGAGGAAAAUCAGUAGGAGCAGUAAAUCAAUAUGUAAUACUAAAAGUGUAAAUCACAGAAUUAAAAUGUAAAGGCAAAGGAAAAAUUAUCAAUGAAAAACUGUGCUUUUCUGGGACAGAGUAUUUUUCAUGGUAAGUCUAUGCACUUAGAGCACUGUUGUGAUUUUAAGCAGAAGGAAAUAGCUAUAAGGGUUGUUCACUAAAGUUAAAAGUCAGAGUGAAUUCAAGGUUAAUUUCAAAUUUAAGGUAAAAUUUGGUGAACUGAGAAAAUUCUCUAAGUCUGCUAUUCUUUCAGCUUGGAUUUCAAGAGAAUGAAGUAUGUUGCUUAUUAGAACCCUAGAGGGCAGGAGAGAGCUAGUAAUAAUGCACUGUAAAAAACAGGCCUAAACAUUAAUAAAGAUAUAUUUACUACGUAUCUAUUUAAAUCUUCAGUAAAACCAUUUUAUAUUCUACUUUGUGUUUUUAUUCACUGGUGAGAUAUUAAAGUUUUAAUAGUAAACUAUAUAGUAAAAAAAAUAAAAAAAUAAAAUAAAAAAACUAUAUAGUAAAAACAAAGACAAACAAUUUACCUCUAAUAAAUAGUUCUGCUAGAAAGUCUUACUUACUAAUAUGCUGACUUGUGAGCGUUACCGGGUUGAUUUCAGCAGCUCUUUUCACCAAAUAUUACGGUAUGGUUUGCAAUAGCUUAAUGCUAGCAUUCUAACAGACGGAAAAUGCAUACACACAGAUAUGCAUUCUCAAUGAGCUUAGAACUUAUUUAGACAGCCACACAUUUAAACACUGGCACAAAAAAGAUACCCACAAAAAUAUUUAUAUUCACCACAAUCAGAUUUCUGCUAAAAAUGUCCACUAGGGAGCACCGUUUGGAGCUUAAGUGAGUUGGUGGGGACCAGGAACGGAACUAAUGUAGAAAGGGCUCUGUUGGCAAAAAAUAUUUUUGCAAGGUAGUUCUCAACUGUUGUACAACUGCGAAAGUGAUUUGUCAGCUGUAGAUCUACCAUAUGCCUAUCCUGCAAUGUUGUAUGUGUGAAUGUAUGAUUGUCUUUGUAUGGAGUGUGUAUGUAUGUUUGUGUUUUGUACAUAUAACUGAUGUUAGAAUGCAGGUUUGUAGUUAUGUGUAGUGUUGGAGUUUGAGUGUUAGCAUAUGUUUUGUAGUGUUGGUAUUUAAAUGCAGGGAUGUUUUUGUAUGUAGUGUUGUUUUUUCAUACAGAUGCAUAUUCACAUAUACACAUACAUUCCUAUGCACACAUACAGAUGCACAUUGCCAAACAAAGAUACACACUGGCACUCACAAAGUGCAACACAGAGAUCCACACAGACACAUACACACAGAGAUACACACUGGCACUCACAGAUUGACACAAAUGAACAGAUACAGUGACACACAAACAUGCACAUACACACAUUGACACACAUAUACAUACUGACACACAUAUGCACACAAUGACACACAUGCACACAUAUCCACACAGUGACACACAUGUACACAUCUACAAACACUGACCCAUAUGCACACAAGACACACAUAUACCCUUUACGACUCAUCCUCAGUUAGAGCCCAGCUCUCAUCAUGCUGUGUGCAGUGUCUAUCCCCUUGCCCCAGCUAGCCUCCUUACAGUCCUGCCUGGUUAAAUAGAGGCUGGGGAAGAUUAAAUCUGAUGGAGAUGAGUACUAAUGAUUAAUCCAUGCAUUGCAUUGUAGAAAGCACAAGCAAAUGUAUGGUUUAAAACAUAUUAAUCUGAAAUGUACAAUACUACAAGGAUAGCGACUGCAAAAGUCAAAAGCACGUGCAACAUAUUAUGUUUGGGUGUACACCAACAAUAAAUGAUUAUUUAAACUUUACUUACAUAUUCAUUUAAAAAUCCAGGUAUAGAAUUCACACUUUUUCUCUACAAGCAAGUUGUAGAAAAUGAAAGACAUUAUAUUUUUCUUUUAAAAGCAUUAAGCUAAACCUAGAUCAUGCUAGGUGCUUAUCGAGACCCAAACAAGGUCACACGGAGGAAUUUUUCUGGUCUCCCAAAUGUCCUGAUUUCAGCGUAACAGUAAUUAUUUCCGGGUCCCGUCCCACCGUCCCAGGUUUACAAAUUAGAUGCACUCACACUACAUUGAGGGUACUAGGACCCUGCAGAGGGCACUAACUGCAUGAUUGGCAAUCAGCCUGACAUGCAUUCAACCCAGAAUGACUUGCCUAUUCUUCAGGUUGACCCACCCCUUUUUAGCCCCUCCCACUGGCAUUUAAUUUAUAGAAAACCUAUAAAAUGUGUGAUAAACAGCAGCCCAUUUGGUGAAGAAACGCUCUUUCAUAUGCAGCAAGCCAGCAUUUACCUAAAUCUAAAAGUAAAAUCUUAGCUAUUCUUUUCUAGCAAUUAAGCUAGCGUUAUAAAGUAUGAAUACAUUUUUAUAACCUACAAAGAGCCACUGUGUUAUUUUUGCAAGACAGAUAUCUUUAAAAUACAUGAGGACUUUAGGGGACAAGUAUGUAACACUGAAAUAUGAACUCUGAUGAUUUUCUGUCUGCAAUAGUGUACGGGCUGCAGGCUAACAGUACUUCCUGUUAUUUUCAACAUUAUUAAUGUUCUCAAGUCUAUCUACAUAUUUCUACAGUGAUCCUGGUAACAAGGCCGUUUCUUUACCUGAAAAUUAAGUGAAAACGAGGAGUUGUUUUAUUCUUACUAAGGCAAUAAAACAGUUGGCGUUUUUUUGUUUGUUUGUUUUUGUACUUGUUAAGGGAAGUUUGACAACGAACAUGACACUAAACUUUAUGAAUACCUAUUUUAAAAAAACAAAAACAUGCAAUUGUGCACCAGAGUUAUCACAGUAAAGUGGAUACAUGUCUAUUGUAUCAUUGCUUAAGUGAAUCCUGCUACCACAGUUCAUGUAGAACGUCCCCAAAAACAUACAAUGAAUCCAAAGUAUCAAUAAUCGUAAAAUGGAGAAAUAUUUAUACAAAUACAACCAAUGUGUUUCACAUGAAACCACACCAGCACAAUACCGAGCUUCAUAAUGUUAUGUUAAACAAUGGACCAGAAUCCAAUCACUUUAACAGAAGUAGACAUUAUAGUGCAACACAUUAUAAAAAGUGUAUAUAAUGGAGCACUCACAUAAGAUAGAGCUUACAAGUGAGCUCUAACUAUCUCAAGUGGUCACAGUUGAGUGACCAGUUGAGUAUGAAGUAGUACAUGUAGAUCAAUGGGUAGAUCGUCCAUUGAUAUCCACUCUCAAAGUAAAUAAAAGAGACCGACAUAGUGUAGUACCCUAAUCAGUAUAGAGCUGAUACAAACAAGAAAUACACUCACAUGAGCUGGAGGCCUUAGUUUAUUGCAAUGUAUGUUUGAAGUCCUCACCAACUUUAUGUGGAGACAGGAACUCCAUGUUGCCCCUUUUUCAACACUUGAUUGAACUUAUCGGUGCUCUCACCUCAAGAUUUGGAAAAAUACUGUAUUACAGCUAAUCAGGCGUAAGUCACAUGCAGAACUUGAAAUUAGAAUGUGUGCAAUCUACGAGUCACUUUCUCUCACUGUAAUCUUAAACACCUCAGGAGAGAAAGGAAAAUAUAAAAUAUUUUUAGAUACAAAAACAUUCCAAGCACCUAAAAAUAUUUAAUGCGGAUGAAUUUGCAGCAUACUUCAAGCUUGUGUGGAAAAAAAACACUGAUCAUUGCUCCACCCACUGGUCUCUCACCUUAGACAGGAAGUAACAGAUUAUGACUUGGUCAUCAGAUCAUGUCUCGGUUUUGAGAAUGCUGUAAUUAUUAUCACUUUUAUUAUUAUUGCUAUUUAUAAAGCACUGUCAUACUCCACAUUGCUGUACAAUCAGAGGAAAAUAGACAGAAGAGUAUAGACAAAUCAAUAAAAAAGAAACAGAGAACCCGGGACAGUGAACGGAAAUUGUGUAUUAACUCCUUAAAGACACCUGACAUGCGUGACAUGUCAUGAUUCCCUUUUAUUCCAGAAGUUUGGUCCUUAAGGGGUUAAAAAUGCAUAUAUUUUUUCAGUUAGACCAACAAAAUGGAAGUACAUGAACAAGUGCAUAGAACCCACUUGCAUUUUUCAUUGACAUACCGGAACAAUUCUCAUUCAUUUUUUCAGGAAAAGUAAUGGCCCUCUGAACUUCAUGAGAAACAAUAUAAAGAACUAUUUUAAAACUGAAUUUUUAUAUAUGUGUGGUGUCUUAUACGUCCUCAAAUAUCCAUGAGUGGCAAUUAACUGACUCAGAGAUCUUCAACAGUGGGUGGAUAAUCAAAAAAGAUAGUAUAAUCUACAUAAGAAGAACCAACUGCAUAUAUAUUUAGGGAAUUUAUUUUGUAUUUAUUACAACUCUUUGUUUAGGACACUUUUGUGCUUCAGGAUAAAGUAUAACAGCUACAUAAAUUUAUAUAAUGCAGAACAAGUAACCGUUCAUAAGUACGACAUGCAAAAUUUAAAGCCCAGAAUAAUUGCUUGAUAAUAAUUUGGACUAUUUGGUAUACAUUUUUACCAAUUUUAAGUGCAUAUUAUUUAUUUUAUGUAACAUUAAUAUGGAUAAUAUUAGGAAUAAGAAUAGAAAAAAGGAAAUAAAGAUCUCACGUUUGUCUUUAAGGUCUCAGCCACAGUUUAUAAUAUCAGAUCUGUCUCCGAAACUUGACUGGGGAAUCCCAGGAGCUCUUCCACCCGACCAGGCUGCAACUCUUCUUCCAUGAAGGUAUCGUCCCCUUUGCCUAUUCCUCUGCAGCUCUCCUUCCAGGCAGGUAUGCACCUCUGCAUGCAAUGUGAUUUGCACCUGCUUUUAUAAUGGCACUUGUGACCCUCAGGCCUGGCCUUUUGACUUUGCCCCAUGCUACAGGGACCAUCCAUCCAGCCAGCCAGCAAAUCUGUUACCUGUUACUGGGGUCCAUGAACAAAUUAGAUACAGUUCCAAAUAGAACUAUAGAGUGUAAGCUCGUUUGAGCAGGGUCGUCUUCAACCUAUCGUUUCUGUGAGUUUUUUGUAAUUGUCCUAUUUAUAGUUAAAUUCCCUCCUCUUAUAAUAUUGUAAAGCGCUACAGAAUCUGAUGGCGCUAUAUAAAUGGCAAUACUACUAAUAAUAAUAACUAGCGCAAUUCUUUAUUUUUGGACAAGAACUAGCCUUUGGGUACUAAUCCUUAAACUUGUGGUGACAAGCAUUUGAAGUACAAAAAACACAGAAGAUUGGAGAACAAGCAAUUAUAAUUAAUACAUGAAAUAUGUAAUACCAGUAACAUUUUCAAGCACAGUACAAAAACAGCAAUAUUUGGUUGCCCUCAUUUGCAUGCUUGCAUUAUGUAAAUGCACACACUUCUACUCAGUCAGCAGAGGGCACUGCAGAGUUAUCAAGUAACAGUGCAUAGUUUGUUAUCCAAUUGCUACCAUCACAAGCCAAUUUCAAGGGCUCUCGGGAAAAGGUCCACAGUCUGUGGGCAAGAGGCUGGACUUCAAGCCUCUCCAAAAGACCAUGGCAUGGGAGCUUCUGUCACAGCAUACAAUUAAAUUGUGGAAUUAAGACGUGCAGAUUAGUGGGUAAUCAUUUGUGCGGAAUAGGUGAACACAGUAUCUCAGUUCCACCAACCCCACAAUUAAUCUGUAAAACCAUCAAAGUGGGAUUAUUAUGGUAGCAAAAUAUGUUUUCAAUAGAACUGUUAUUGUAUUGUCCAAAACAAAUUACUGAUAUAAAAUUAAUUCAAAAAUUGUAUAAAGCUAUUGUUGUCAUUGUGCUUUUAAUGGCAUCUGCUAAUGUGGGAUUUGAACCAACUACUUAUUACAUGUGACAUUUUAGUUUUGUGGUUGUGGGACUAUAUUUAUUUUCAUUUUUAAAGUAUUUUUUUUUUUUAAAAGUAAAGGUAUGAUUGCUUAACAAAAGAAAAAUAGAAAAACGUAAUUGUUACAAUUUGUUUUCACUCUCAUUAUAUUUAUUUCAAAUGUGUUAGAACGGAAUAUAUAAAUUCUAUAAUUUUAUAGUAUAUAUUAAAACCUAAAAGAGUAGAAUAAAAAUAUUAAAAUCCAGUGUACGGAUAAUUUAGGUGCUUACAAUAACAAAAAAUUGCAUAUUGCAAUGUUUACAGCACGUUUUAUGCCAUGCCUUUCUAUUAAUUAAUGAAUGAAUUCAUUAAUUAACUCGGCAUAGUUUUGACUAUCUACAGCUAAAUGCACAAACCUUUAAAAAAACUUCAGUGCUGCAAGAACAUAUAAGUAUGAAGCAUAACAUAUGUGUUAUGCUGCCACCUAGCAAAAAACUAAGUUUAUUGCAGUUAAUGUAAUAUAGAGAAGUGGGACAUUAAGAGAAUCAAUUCAGCUGAACCAAGUUUUUUCAAUGUGAACAAGUCUACUGGCCGCUUCGAAACUAUACUUACCAUUUACCAGCAUACUGCACUGUCUAGCCUCCACUGCUAUCUGAUGCACUGUACUCCUUGUGCCUUUCCACAUUUGACUUUGCCUAUCAUAUUUUAUAUGACAGUCUACAAGGAUAGUUAACUAGUGGAGAGAAAAAAAUGGGUCGCAAGAGUAUUCUGAGAACGGACAGCAGCUAAAAUAGCCUGCCCUUCGGUGGGUCCCCGCUCAGAACUCAAGCUGGUUUUAGCUCAACUUGUGCCAUUACAGAGAGAACAUAUCUGAAGCAUAUCAGACUGGUCCCACCCAUACGGGCAGUCCAGAUCCGAAAUGCCAGCAAGUUCUCUCUGCACGAGAGAUACAGCAACCCCAGACGAUCGUUUCAGCCUUGUUAGGCAUUGUCAGUGAGGCAUAGCUGAUAUCUCUCUAGGCACCGUGAGCAAGGGGUCCACGUCUGGAUUACCCUUUAAACUAAUGGAGAGAAAAAAAUGGGUCGCAAGAGUAUUCUGAGAACUAGUGCUCCUAAAUAAAACUGAGGCUGUGUACAGAGAGAUUUGAAAUCUGCUAGUCAGAUCUGUCCCCCUACAUACCUUGCAGAUACAAUGUUUUGGACUGACACCUUUCUAGGUGUAACAAACACCAAGACAAGUUAGCCUUUCUAUAAACCUGCCAAAAUAUGAGCUGCCCUUUUUAAAGACAGUUUCUCUAUAUUCAUCUGUUAGGUUCUUACUUAACACCCUAUUUGAUUGAUAUUUCCUGUCCUAACGUGUCUUAUACCCCACCUCCUAUAGACUGUAAGCUCGUUUGAGCAGGGUCCUCUUCAACCUAUCGUUCCUGUAAGUAUUUUUGUAAUUGUCCUAUUUAUAGUUAAAUCCCCCCUCUUAUAAUAUUGUAAAGUGCUAUGGAAUCUGUUGGCGCUAUAUAAAUGGCAAUUAUAAUAAUAAUAUUCUCGAUACUACAGCCAUACUGGGGUGGAAUAAAAUAAAGUCUCCACGGCCUCCCCCUUUUUGGAGGGGUUCUGUGUUUUAAUCUAUAUUUGUAAUUAAGAAAUGAGAUUGCCUCUUUCAUUGCAAUGACAUGCUCAGUAAGUACAACUUUAUUGUACAUUUACUUUCAACAACACAGGGGAGAUCAGCACAUUAUAGCAGCACUCAGCAAGUGAGCUAUUUUGCCUGGUUUUACCAGCUAGCACCUUUACUAAUUGGCAUUGCAGAAAAGUUAUAAAACCUAGUACAUAACAAUUUUGGUGUAAAUGUUGCUGCAUAGCCAAAAAAACAACAAACAAACCAGCCAGUCAGGUUCUCGUAAAUUGAGCUGAACGUCAGACUACCUGCACUUUAACCCUUGCAAUGUCGGCUAAUCAACCUUUUUUUCCUGCAGUUAUUUGCUUGUAUCUUGUAACAUGUCCAAUAGUGCAGAUUACAUAUACUCAAAUACAUUUUUAUUUCAUUUUUUUUAUAUGCUGUUUAAAUUAAGGAUCUAACCAACACACCUUUUUGGGUCAAUUGCAAUAUGUGGUGCUCUUUUAAACAUAGUACUAAUUUUCAUUUAGUUAUACUGCUGUACGAAAUCACUUUCUCUUGUGUUUCCCCCUCAUUCCUUUCCAUUAAGGUUUUUUUUUUUUACCAUUUUGAGUGAUCGGAUCUCAGAAUGAAGGUGUGUAAGAUCUUCCAUCCAUUCAGCCUGCUCCGUGUGAGAUUCCUAUCGGUGCAGGAAGUAAUUUUGUUCAAGCGUGGGGCAGAGAUUGUCAUGGUCAUAUCUGUAUAGUAAAAAGUAAACUUACCAUCUUAUCCUUAUCUUCAGCCCAAAACAAGGUCAAAUAAAACUUGCCUCUCUGUUGGUGCCCAAAUUGGCUGGGCCAGCCAGGAUAGGGUAUGUGCAGGCCCCACGCAUACACUGAAUAGGCAAAGAGAGUUGCCAAACUAAAUUGCAAGUAAAUUUGUUUACUGGAAUUACUCCAGAUCCACUAAUUCAGAGUUUGGUAGAUAUGUAAAUCAUAUGCUCUAACAGCUUUAGUAAAUAUGAGAAUUACACAUUUGUUUGUACUCUAAUAAUUUUUUUUUAAAAAUUCUGUCCAUUCAAAGUAUAGUGAAAAAUCGUGUCAAAAGUUGAGAUAACCCUGUUGGUUUUUAAUUUAUGAAACAGAAACUUGUAUUGAAUUGAAAACCUUAAUUGCAAUAUUCAGGCUAAUAUCGCCAAUUCAUAACUACAUCUCUGUUGGUGAUUUUUUCCAAAACCCAUAUGUUUACUUAAAUUUUGCAGUUUAGUAUUCAAUUCACUGAAAUUCACUGUUUAGUGAAUAAUCCCCCAAACAUUUCCUAAUUUAACAUAAACGGAUUAAAAUAUUGUAUUGACUGUAUAUUUUGCAUUUAAUAACUGCGUGUUUUGCAUUUUUAGAAUUCUAACUGGCCUUGCAAUAUUUUUAUUCUAACAAACAAUCUGCUGCCUGAGAUGCUUACUGUGAAGGCUAUCAAAAUGGGAUACAGCAAUGGUGAUAUGCCUUCCUGUUUAUCUAACAGAGAAGAAUUUCCAGGACAGAGAUACAGUUUCAGGAAUCAUGUGAUUUAUUUGCUGAGUUCAGGAGUUUGAGAACAAUGUAUGGAUGUCCAGCAUAGUGAUGACUGAGUAAAGUCGUAUCCUUGCAGUUAUACACAUAAAAUGUAAAGUAUGUAAAGCACAUUAUAAAAAUAGGCACAUUACAAUGAACUUUACCUAGUUCCUAAUUAUUUUUGACCACACUGCUAUUUCCUAUAGAUGUCUUUGUAUCUGUAUGUUACUUUGGUGUUAAGCAGCCUGGGCACCACAGAAAUUUGCGAACUUCAUGUCUUAUGCAGCGGGGCCAUCAGCUCGCCAUGCAUCAUUAUAGAAUGGGGUGCAGUGGUGUACCCCACACCAUAACAUUGUGUCACUAGAGUGCAAGAUUGCAGCAGGGUUCUGUUAUGGGCACUAGAAAUACUGUGAACUAUUACUCCCAUUAUUCUCAAGCAACCAAAGGUCUAAAGCAUAAUAUAAAUAGCCCCUAAAUGUAUGUACCUCUUAACAUGAAGAACUCCCUAACUGCUUACCCCAUUCAUCUUCUAAUUGCUUAAAUUAAAGAAAAACAGUAACGAUAAAAAAAAUAUAUGGGUUACUUUUUAAUGAUAGGGUGUUCCUUAAUGUGUUUAGAUUACUCCCUCCGCACUUUACUGAAAGGGAAAAAAAAGGGAAGAAAACCACCAUAAAACACGUGUAAACCCGUUCCGGUACAGUCCCCGCUAUGCAGUCAUGCCACCUUCAAUGAAGCCACCAGUUAUGAUGACUUUUAUCCAAACCAGUGUUUCUCAUAGAAAAGAACCGGAGAUAUGGGUCACAUGCAUGGCAAAUGCUCUACUCCAUCAAUCAAAUUAUUUUCAUUGAUUAGCAAUGAAUCCAAUUCAUACUGUGCAUGAUGACGCCUAACGUGAAGACCUUCGACUGUCAAAGGUCUUCAAUGAGAAGGCACCAUUAGUGGCUUUUUGUCUGACACGUAUGAGACUUUACUGAGACAUUAUCACUAUUUUGGAAAUCCAUAAAAUAUAUAAUACAUGCUUUAGCAUUACUUCUCUUGUAUAUGGCAUCAUUCUUGUAUUUAUAAUGUGCCAGAAGAAAAUCCUGACCAGACUCCUUUUGGGGUUAAGCACCAAGCCCAGUCCCCCAGCUUCAGGUGUCCCUUUAGAGAUGACCACAGCUAUAGGUAUCAUUUGAGGAGGUUUUGGAUAGUAAUGUCACUUUAAUUAUAAUUGUAAUUGAGCAGAUAUAUAAUUUGCUCUCUGAGUAUAUACAUCAAAGCACUAUCACUUUAAUUGUUAAGUUUGACACUGCAUUUUUUUGAAUUGUAUUUAACACAUUAAUGUUGAAUUUUAUAUAUACAAAAUGCUCUUUCAACAGCAUUUUUUUCAAAUUUUCUUACCGUUAAGGACCAGGGCUGUUUUUACAUUUCUGCGGUGUUUGUGUUUAGCUGUAAUUUACCUCUUACUCAUUUACUGUACUUACACAUAUUAUAUACAGUUUUUCUCGCCAUUAAAUGGUCAUUCUAAAUAUACCAUUAUUUUCAUCAUAUCGUAUAAUUAACUAUAAAAAAAAUUUUAAAAUAUGAUGAACAAAUAAAAAAAACACACUUUUUCUAACUUUGACCCCCAAAAUUUGUUACGCAUCUACAACCGCCAAAAAACGCCUACGCUAAAUAGUUUCUAAAUUUUGUCCUGAGUUUAGAAAUACCCAAUGUUAACAUAUUCUUGGCUUUUUUUGCAAGUUAUAGGGCAAUAAAUACAAGUAGGGCAUUGCUAUUUCAAAAUAUAUAUUUUUAAAAUAGUGACGUUGUAACACUGUUAUCUGUCAUAAAUGUCUCAAUCACACCUCACAUGUACAUAUUUUUUUUAACGUAGACAACCCGGGGUAUUCAAUAAGGGAUAUGUCUAGUCUUUUUAGUAGCCACUUAGUCACAAACACUGGCCAAAGAUAGCAUUUAUAUUUGUUUGUGUGUUAAAAAUGCAAAAAACUAUUAUGAACAGUAACGAAAAAAGACUGAACAUACCCCUUUUGCAAUACCUUGGGUUGUCUUCUUUUGCAAAUAGUAUGCCAUUAAAGGGGUGAUUCUCAUUCCUGGGCAAUUUCAAUGUAAAAAAACAAAAAAGCAAGCCUUAUAUUUGACCAUGUAACUUUCAAAAACACUAUAAAACCUCUACAUGUGGGGUACUGUUAUACUCAGUAGACUUCGCUGAACACAAUUAUUAGGGUUUUUAAAACAGUAAAACGUAUAACAACAAUGAUAUAAUCAGUGAAAAUGCCAUUUGUAUGUGAAAAAUGCAAAACACUUCACUUUCGCUGACAAUAUCAUCGCUGUGAUAUGUUUUACUGUUAUGAAACACUAAUAUUUGUGUUUAACGAAGAAUCCCUAAUUAAACAGUACCCCCCAUGUACAGAUUUUAGGGUGUCAUGGAAAGUUACAGGAUUAAAUACAGUGCUAGCAAAUUAAAUCACAUAAAUAUGCAUGUAUAAUUUGAAUAUAUAUACAUAUUUAUAUAUUUGAAGUCUAUAUGUAUAUUUAUGAAAAAAAAUAUGUAAUUAUGUAUAUGGAUAUUUAUAUAUUUCUUAUUAUUUUUAUUUAUUUAUAUAUAUAUACAUUCAUAUACAUAUAUCAUUUCAUUCUAAGUGUAUUUUGAUAUAAAUAUAUAUUAAUAUCAAAAUGCAGUAAGAAUAAAAUUAUAUAUAUAUAUAUAUAUAUAUAUAUAUAUGUUUUUACAUUCUUUUUAUUAUGUUUUCAUUUAUUUUUUAUUUUUUAUUAAUUAUUUUUUAUUUUUUAUAAUAAAUAUAUAUAAACAAUAUAAAUAGUUAUACAUAUUAUGUAUAUCUUAAUAAAAAAAAUACACUUAUUAUAACGUUAUAUAAAAGAUAAUUUGCAGAGGGGGGACUGUCUGGGCUGUCAGGCAGUACCCCCAAACUUGGAGCAACACCGAUCGCUGGCAGGGGAACGGCGGCGGCCGGGUAAGUAUUAAGGACAUGCUUUAAGGACCUUUUUUGUCGGACGCACCUAGUACAUCCACAGUCCUUAAGGGGUUACAUACACUGUAGCUUAUUUAGCACUAUUUAAUUUGUCUCCCACAUUGGAAUUAGUGUAGGACCAGUUGAUAUUGUGGUAUUGUGAAGUAGUGGUUGGCUUAACACAAUACAGCCGUAUGGUGGAACUGAAUCCCCUUAUUUAUUUGCUGAGAUAGGUGAUUUUAAGUAGCCUUACAAGAUUUAAAAAUGUAUUUUUAUGUGUGUGCUAUGACUUAAUCUGUUUUAUAGAAGAAAAUCCUGUCCGUCCAUUAAAAUAAAAUAGACAUGUUUUAUAGUGAUAAAAAGUACACUUAAUAUUAACUAAAUUAAGCAGUUAAUCAUGCUCAAACUCUCCUGACGCUUGAAGAGUUAAAAAAGCUCCAGAAGUGUCACUUUAACUCAGAAAUAGGGAAAAUAAUUCAUAGAACCUUGUACAGCUCAGUGUUGUGUUAAAUGGCAUUAAAACCAUUUAAACUCGAAAUGCCGUACCCGAAUACAUGGCUCUGUAGACAAACUUAAACUGUUAAUGGUCAACUGUUUGUUAGUUUAGAGAGUCAGAGCUUAGCACUGGGCUGUUCAGUCAACAGGAAAGGUAGAGAGGUCACAGAGGAAGGGAUGUAUCAGCUGCAGUUCCGCACAGAGUAUUCAGACUGUUAUUUGGUGAAAUGUUAGAAGUAGCAAGAUAGCGGCUGGGAGGUAAGCAUUAAAAACAUUUUAAUAUCUCCAGAUUUCAUGUUACUAUGGGAUCUCCUAUACACCGAGACUUGUCCAGACCCUACUAUAGACACAGUUUGGUUAGUUUACAAGAAAUGUUGCAAUUUCCAUUCCAGUUGAUUACAAUUUGGUGUUUAGUGAAUAAACCUUUUCAUGUCUCUAUAAAACUAUUUUAACCUCUUGAGUACCAGAGAUGCUGGCACUGAAAGGGUUAAUACGGGUUGUAUAGGAGAAGCUCUGUAUACUUCAUGUGAAACAUACUAAUUGUAAAACAAGAUUGGUUAGAACCAGUUACACUGCCUUCAUAUGAUUGUAUGGAUAUUAUAUUUUAAUAUUGUUUUAGUGUUCUAAGUGUUAUUUAUAGGAUAUUAAAGCUAUUUAUUUAUCAAUGAUUGGCACCUCUCUGAAAUGGGACCUCUCCCUGUGAGUUAUGUCAUUCUUAAUAAAGAAAGUAACAUUUUUCAUUGGGACAUCUUCACUAAACUGUGAGUUGGACGGUUUUUGCUGCCCCUCAGAGCUACAUUGGUUGAAAUGUAGCAAUUUGGCUUUCCGUUUACCAAACUCGCUAUUUCGAAAGUUUUAAACAACCUAAACCCUUACCUCAGUAUAGUUCAUUCUAUUAACAUCCAGAUAACUUCUGUUCAUACUAAUAAGUUACUGAUAAAAGGUACAGCGAGAUACAGCAAUAGUUACAUUUCACAUCUGUAUAGCCCUACUAUGUGGCUACUCUCAUACACAUUUGAUGCUUUAAAGGGGAACUGACACUUUGCAAGAUUUUUAAUAUUAUGUUUACUUAUCGCUAUAGUUAAAAAAAAAAAUAUGGGUUUGUUAGUUGUGAAACAUACACGGUUAUCCACUAAGGUGGGAUUUUGCAAUGAAUUCAAAGAUAAUUAAAAAUGUAAGGCCAGAGUAGCUGAACUGAAAGCACAUGUGAUUGGGAGAAUGUUUCAAGUUUAGCUAUUUUGACCUUAAAUUUGAAAUUCACUUUAAAUUCUCACUUUUUUGAAUAACCUUGAUAAAAUCGACUUUAUCUUGUCGGUAGGCACCACCAUGUUAGCUUCCUGUCAAUCAUUGUUAUACACACUGUUCUUUGCACCUGGCAGUCAGCAUAGAGAGUAUACAACAUUUCUUCUUCUCAUCUUAAUUUGCAAUGAUUGUCCUGGCUUUGUCUUCUCUGAACUGGAUUAUAAAUCAUUUGCUAAGGAUUUAAGAUAAAUGGAAACGAAAAUGGAACAUUUCAUGAAAAAAUAUGAGCACAAGUUAUUGGUGAUUUUCAAAAUUUUAUUAGAUAGUGUAAAUUCCCAAGAAGUAACAGUCUCUCUUUAAAAGUUAUGAAGUUGGUUCUUGCUACUUGAUCCUUCGAUUUACAGGCUAGUUAAAUGUAAGAAAAUGUUAAACAAGUUAAACUGUAACUAGAAUCUGCAAAGAUUAGCAAAAUCUCAAUGUAAAAAUUAAUGUCAAUAUUUUCACUGAUUGUAUUUGCUUUCAUUUUCUGGUAAUUUUUUUGUUUUGUGGAGGCAGAGCCAAAGGUAAUCAGACAGUGACAAAUUCUGGUAAACGGUCAUUUUAAGCACCGUAACAACUUGCAUAAUUGUAGAGGUUAUGGCGCAGAAAAUUCAGAUUGGUACACGCUUUUAAAAGUUAAUUUUUUCAAAUAUUUAAAUGCAUAAUAUAUAAUAGGUAAUAUGAAGAUUGUGUCACUAUAAAUAUUUUUAAAACAUAUUUAAAUACAUAACACAUAUUGGGUAAUAUGAGAAUUGUGUCACUAAAUGGCUAUAUUGUCUUUGGACCAAACAAAAUGUACACUGAUUUCUAUUUGUGGAUUUUAUAUAAACAUGGGUUACAUCAGCAACAAACACAGCAUGUCCAUAUGUUUAACUAAAUCAUCAUUUUUUCAGAUGAGACUUACGACUGUAAAUAGUCUUGAAAUAUUUGAAAAUGUUUAGAAAUUUCUUAAGCAAAUUGUUCAUGUGCUAAGCCCUAUUUGUGUAUUUUGUAUAAACUUUGGCCAUUUUCGAAGCUCCAACCAUUACGUUGUACAUGUUCCUGCUGUCCUCCCAUGUUGUUCUUGAUUUUAAUUGUAGUAAUAACAAAUGUCUGCAGCUAAAAACCUGCUCCUUUGCAGCUCGUGGUUAAAGUAACAAUUUAUCCUUUCUACUUUGCUCUCUGAGAUUUGUUUAGCAUGUUCACUGCUUCAUGCACCUUUAAAGCAGCUCUGUCACAGGCCAACCCUAUGUUACUUUUAUACUUACCCCUUCAAUCCCCCCCCCCUCCUCCCCUCUACUUUAUCAGUCCUAAAUGUCAAUGCCAUAUUUUUCACCAGGUUUUACUUUAUUUUCUCUUCUCAACUGGAACGCUGGGUCUCUUUCCAAGCCGUUGCCAUGCUCAGUAUACUGGCAGUGAUGUAUAGUCUCUGCCUUCGUGUGCCCCUUCUCCGCCCUGUAAUUACAGCAUUACUUGUUUUUAUGGAAAAGAUGCAAAUGUUCACUAUGCGCUUCCGACACCCAGAUCACAAGGUUAUAAACAAGUGACAUAAUGGGCUGGUAAGAAUUGUGGGAAAAUGGGACUUGACAAAUCUUGACAAAGGAUGUGGUUUGCCUUAAACUGCACUGUUCGUCAAGAUUGGUCAAGCAUUGGAAAAAUACAUAAGACAACGUUGUCCCUACUCUGGCAUGUCUUGGGUGAGUGAGCCGCUGUAAGAUGCACAUCUCCUUCCUGCCCUGGAGAAACUCCAAGCCUCGGAUCAGGGCAAUUACAGCCCACAGUUUGGGGCACAGCUGCACACAACCUGGUUUGCAAAAUGUUACUGUGAAUACGCUGGUAGCUGCCACAAUUGCUGGAUACUAUUUAUGGCCAAAGAGGAGCUUGUCAACUACAACACUUCCAUAAAGAAGCAUCGAAACAAACAAAAACAACAACAACAACAAAACAAUGGAAUAAAAUCUCACAGGCUGCUUUGCUAUCAGUUUAGCUACUUGGGCCUUUAAUAUGAACGUCCUUUGGAAUUCCCACUUUUGUGAAUAAACCAAAAAUUAUAUUUAAAGUGCAUUUAAGAAUGCCAAAAUAGCUGAAUUAGAAAAAAAAUACCCCAAUUCAAUUAUUUUUUCACUUUGUUUUUUUUCUCACGAUUUAGUAAAUAACCUCUUCUAAUAACUAUUUUAGAGAAAGAGGAAAGGAAACUCAUUACAAACUGAAUCCUGAAUCUUGUUGCAUUGGAAGAGUUCAAACUAUUUAUUGGUAAUUCUGACUCCUGGUUAACUGUACUUUUCAUGUUCAUUUUAUUGUUUGGAUGGUCAUAAGAAUUUGUUUGGAUAUUGAAGGCUUUCAUUUUGAUAUAAUGUAUAAAUUGUUGUAAUGUAAUGCAUGCUUGGAUAGUUCUGUUUACAUUGCUAAAAGUUACCUUUUGAUAUCACAGUAUGAACAGCCUUGAUACAAUCUAGAAACAGAACACAGUUUGCUUUGUGAGUUACCCUCAUUUACAUUAUGAUCUAGCUAUCAUCAGAUGCAAAUAUAAAGUCUAAAAUACUAAAAAGAUUCUUAAAGGGACAGUCUACUGCACAAAUACAAAAUUUAAUGAAAUCACUGUUUAGUAGAUAUACCCCAAAUGAGAACCUGCAUUUCUAUGUCUGCUGCCUUUGCAAACCCUCCCCUUCUAACCCCGCCCAGGCUUUCUGUGGCUGUCCAAUCACAGACUUCCCAAUACAGCUCAAUGAGAACUCUUUGCAAAGCAGGUGCUCUGGGCUAUGGCUGCCUCCUGAGUUUAGCUCCACCUACCUAGCUAACCAAACCAGGAAAUAAUGUUAUCUGAUUGACAGCCAAGUGGUGUAAUCAGAUUAAUCUAUAAAAGUAUAAUUUCUAUUGAAAUCUGUACUUCUUGCAAAAUGAAAAAAUACACAUUUUCAAUUUUUUUUUUCUUUUGUCAGUUUAUCUGCUGACUGCUUUCAUGGCUAGUGGACAAAUCUAGUGAAUUUUACUAGUUUCCACUAUAAAAAGCAAGUGAAAUUAGUUUACAAAUGUGCCCCCUACUGGAGCAGAUCAGAACAAAUCCAUGUUUUUUUUUUUUUUUACAAUUAACACAUUUUCCAGCCUAUUUCCUUGUCACAGGAUUUUAAUACAUUCAUAUUUAUUCAAUUAACUCUCAAGUCUUUAUUGUUUAAAUUACAACCUACCAGAUAACUGAUAGUAGUCAAUUCCAAUCAGUGGUGUAUUUUGGAUCUGUGCUGUCCUAGGCAUGAUGGAACUCGGGUAACCCUAAUUUACAUUUGCUCCACCCUUCCUGUCAAUGCCACACCUCUUCCUUUUAAAGACUAACACACACUUUGACUGACAGUCACACACUCUCAGAUACACUGACAUACACACUGAUUUGACACAAUCUGACAGACACACACAAUUACUAACUCACUCACAGCCACAUACAAUCACUGACAGACACGCACACACUCACUCACAUACACACACAAUGACACAGACACACACACUGACUCACUGACACACCCCCUCUCACAGACACACACACUGCCAGGCAUACACACUCACUCACUCAGACUCACACACACAUACACAUUCACUGACAGACACACACAUUCACUCACUCACUCACUCACUCACUCACAGAGACACACUGACAGACACAAUCACUCAGACACAUAGGCUCCCUCACAGACACACACUGAAAGACAUACACACACACGCACAGACACACUCACAUAGAGACACACAUGCAAUCACUCAGACACACAGGCUCCCUCACAGACACACACUGACAGACAUACACACACACACACACAAAUACUCACUCACAGACACACACAACAGACAUACACUCACUCACUCACAGACACACACUGACAGACAUACACACAUUCACUGAUAGACACACACACUCACACACACUGACAGAUAUACACACACAGACACACUGACAGACAUACACACACACUGACAGCCACACACACACUGACAGCCACGCACACUCACACACACACACACACACACACACACAUACACACACGCAUACACUGACAGCCAGACACACACACACAUUUUCCCCCAACACUCACAGAUUAUUUUUAAAUUUGAAUUCAAAUCCACCCAGCCUCCCUACCUUUGGGAGAGCUGGGUGGAUUUUUUACCUGGGGUCCAGUGGGGAUGCUGGUCGGUCGGUUUGGGCAGGGAGGGAGGCAGGCGUGCAGGCAGUCGGGCGGUUAGUUGAGGUCCAGGUAGGCCUGGGCCUGACAUCAUAUUCCGGCUUCCGGCAUCACUCUGCUGCAUCUGGCUUCCGGCAUCACUCUGCCUGCCACCAGGCUAACAAGGCAUUUGCUUGGGCAUUUGGGGGUGGCAUUUUUGCCCCCGCACCUGGAAAGUGCCGCCCAAGGCAAAUACAUCUCUGAUUCCAAUACGUUCUAAUAUACUGCAACAUCUGUCAUUAGCACCAUUUAAAUACCAAACUCAUAGGGAGUACAUUGUACCCCAAUAAUUAAAAGAAUAAAAGUUUAGGUUAUGAAAUACAUAUUAGAUGAUUCUUUUUUUUAAUCAAUAUUAUGUAUUACAUCUAUGUUAUUUUAUUAAUUUUCAAAUAUUUUAACCCUUUGACUGCUGGUUGUUGUGCUGCCCAUGAGCAUGUAUUUCUUGCAAAAUUAUAUCCAAAAUUAAAUACACAAUACAAGUGAUUUCAUGUCGCAGCUUUUUUCCAGAUCUGUUCAGAAUGAAUCUGGUUAAAAUUUGACCCUUGAUAAAUAUACACAUCCUCUAAUUGUCAUAUGAGAAUCUCGGGAGUGAGAAAUCUCUUAACACUAUAGUGUUCCUUUCCCUAACAUACUAGGUCCUCCAGUUAAAAACAUCACGGCAAUGGUGAGACCUAAUGCGUAUAUGCAGUGCUUGCCUUAAAGCUUCUCCAUAGGAAAGUAUUGAAUCAGUGCUUUCUCGUGGGGGAUUUGAAGACGUUAAUCGUCCUCAUUCAAAGUGUGAGUAUGUAGAAUGUUGUUUCAAGGAGUAAGUGCCUCUAGUAGCAGUCUGGAAGACAGCCACUAGAGGUGGAAUUAACUCUGCAAUGGAAACAGUGCAGCUUCUCAGAAACUAUUUUACAUUGCAGGGUAAAACAGACAGGGGCACUGCACCCAGACUACUUCAUUGAGAUGAUGUGCUUUGGGUGCCUAUAGUCUAAUUUUAAGGUUAAUAUUCACUUUAGUGUAAAUUAUUGGUGUAAAAGAUGUACUCAUUCAGUUGAUAUAACUGAAAUUCAAUCUAAUUUGCCUUUUGUGAAUAUGAGAAUUGCCAAUCCGGUUGGUUCACUUAUUUUAGCAAAAUAUCAAAUCCAGACUAAAUUUAGACUUUAGUCAAUUGCCCGUAUUGUGUUUUAUUACUGUUGAGCUCUGUUAUAAACACAUACACCAAAAGCUUCCCCGGACACUGCACAUAGGAAGGAGUUGGGGGGAUGUCACCGUUAGGGGUCUUUUCAAAAUAUACAAAGACUCACAAAAUGGACAGAGCUAUUUUAAAGGGUUAAAAGCUUUGUUACUGAUUUUCAGGAUGUAAGGUAAAAAAACAAAACAACAUAAAAAACAUUUUACACACCUUUUAAGGUGCCAAUUCCAUGUCAAUUUGGCUGUUAUUCUAGUACAAACCCUCUUGUUGUAAGGAACAAGAUAAACUACAAAAAGGUUAAAACAGCUCUUUACCCUCUGAAAUCACAUCUACUUUAUUUUAUGACAAAUGUAACUUGACUCCAUUUUUCUCAUUCUUAACGUACAACGCAACCAUAGGCACAAGGGUGCAUAAAACGUGUGAGUGUAAAGAAUUCCAUUUACACUACAAACAAGGAAAUAGACUGCAACUUAUUUUCAUCAUAACUAUAUUUAAAACGUGCGUAUGAAAGUGCAAAGAUUCAGCCAGACAGAAAAACAGGACUUGGAUUAAGUUGCUAUCCAGGAAGAAGGGAUCAUGAUUUAAAACACUGACACACGGUUGUGUCUCCUCCAAUCUCCAAGGAUAUAAUUCAUAAUGCGUAUCCAUUAUUUGCCCUCAACUAGACAACAGGUAGGUCUUAUGGGUGGUGGAAGGGCUGGGGAUGGGGAAGAAUGGCAAAAGUAAGUGAAUAGCAAAUACUGGAAAUGAAAAGGGGGCCCACUUAACCCCUUAAGGACACAAUUUCUGCAAUAAAAGGGAAUCAUGACGGAAUAUUUCGUCAUCAUGUGUCCUCAUGGGGUUAAAGCCAAAUAACACAAGGAUUAAACAUAUACAGGGCUAAUCACUAAACUGAGAUGUCACAGUGAAUUUUAAAUGUAAGACUAAAGUUGUGGAAUUAGAAGCAUAGGUGACUUAGGGCAUGUUUCUGUUCACCUGAAAUUUGAAAUGCACUUUAAAUUCCAUAAAUUUUUUUACAUUACUGAAUAAAUCUGAUAGAGUAAGACUUUUAAAUAAAAGCACAUAUAUUGUAAUGUUCCUACGAACCAAAAAUAACUUCUUGAAAAUUCCUAUAAGAAAUGUUAAAAUGCACAGGGUUCACAUAGACUGUCGCGUAACUAUAAUUAAAAGAUAUAUUUAAAUGGUAAAAAUGACAAGAAUUGUUAUAACUGAUUCAAAUGACUUUAAGUUUAAAUAAUCAACCAGCCACAGUAAAUGGCUGUGGAUAUAGGCCUUUUGUUUUAAUGAUAUAUAGCUUUUUAUUGACUGUGCAAUAGUAUGAAUAGGUUUACUAAUAAACUGUAGAUGUACCUAAAAAGUUUUUUUACGUGUGGUUUUUAGACAUCAGUCUGAGUUAUAAGAAAUACAGCUACAUUGCCAUAAAAGGUGUCAUCACAGACACGAGAUUCUCACCCACAAACCACCAACCUACCCUGUGAAUAUAAAAAUAGAAUAAUUAAGAGAAAAUAUAGUUAAAUACCAAAGACCUCUUACAGGGCCAUGAAAUAUAGCCUUAUGACAGGUACUGUUUUAAGACUGAUAACUGUCAACUGUCCUCAAUUUGGUAAGACAGUCCUGAGAAACAGGACCCCAGAGAAAAGUUUUCAUAAACAGUCUGUUUGUAAAAGGAGGGCCAGCCCUGCGUCGGUGUCUUGCAGGUUUGCCUAUAGUAAAGGAUUAACGCUGGAAUGACUAGUUCUUUUUUGAGGUUUCAUACCUAAUUUGCAGACACAAUGGCUGUACGCUGUUUAAAAUUGUCUUUUUUCAGUGUUCACCAUGUUUUCCUGGACAUGUGACAAUUUCACAUGUUUAAGGUCAGCAUAUUCAAAUGAAGCAGAAAGGAAAUUAAGUUGUUUAUAAAGGAGGAAUCUUGAAGAAACUACCUUAAUGUGUUAGAUGAUUUAUUUUAUACGACAUACAGCAUGCUAGCUACCAUUUUUGUAUGUCCUACUUUUCAUAUCCUGCCCAUAAGCAUGAAGAAAUGUGUGCAAGAACACACACCAGGUCUUGUACCUUACUGCUAUGUCCUAAUGGGUUGUUCAUUAAAGUGAGAUAAAUUGAGUUUUCAAUUGAAAGUGGCACUGUCACAAUUUGAGUACUUGUGUACCACUGAGUGGCCUGGGGUGAGUUUUACUUACCUUCGUCCUGCCAUCCUCUUUUGGUGGGUCCUCUUCCGGUCCUGGUGCCUUAGUUGUUAGGAGCCAACAUCACUUGAGCAUGAGCAAGAGUACAGCAGAGGGGUCUAUGGAGGAUUCCACAAGACUACAGGAUCCUCCAUAGAUAGAGUCAGUUUACCUACGGCCAUCACUGGUGACAGCUGGGAGGACUGGAACUUGAUGGUAGUAACUCUUGAUGGCAGUGUCAAGAAGUAUCAUGCAUAGGAAAAGUACAGAGACAAAGUAACAAAGUAGUCCCUUUUUUGUUUUGCAAACUCUUCCUAAAAACUACCACAAUGACCUUUGGAACAGUACCUAAAUUACACAAAUUACACAAUUCCCACCUAUCCAUCAAAACAAAAUCAAAUAGCACACUGACCGUAGUCCACUCUUUCAAAUACUUGGGUAUGUUGUUAGAUCCCAAUCUAUCUUUUGGCCUCAAGAUUGAAAAACUUUCAUCUAAACUUUAUCAAAAACUAGGUGCCCUGUACAGAAACAAAUCCUGCCUAAGCCCUACAGUAAAGUAAAAGAUUGUACAGCAAAUGCUGAUGCCAAUCAUUGAUUAUGGGGAUGUAGUAUCUGCAUCGCAAUCCCACAUUAAUAAACUCAAUACAUUGUAUAACUCGUUCUGCCGAUUUGUGCUACAAUGUAAUUACAUGACCCACCAUUGUGACAUGCUAAAAUAACUAAACUGGCUGUUGCUGGAAGCCAGGCGCACCCUCCAUCUUUCCAGCCUUGUGUUUAAGAGCUUUUCUGGGAAACUCCCACCCUACCUGAGCAGAAAGCUCUCCCCGGCUGUUCCCACCUCCUAUAAGCUCCGAUCCAGUACCAACACCUUACUUAGUCUACCUCAAUACAAAAAGAAAGCAGCCCGAUACUCCUUUUCCUAUAGAGCGCUGCAAUUAUGGAAUGACCUCCCGUUCACUUUCAAAUCUUCCGCAGGCUUUAAAUACUUUAAGAGAUCCCUCUCUACAUACCUCAAAAUAGAAUGCACGUGUCAUGGUUGAUUAUAUAUUUCCUACCUGUUCUAUGUUAUAUUUUGUAUUUAUUGUGUAUUAAUAUUGUUUUGUAUUUUAUUGUACCCUAUUGUUACAAUGCAAUGAUUUGUGGACCCAGGACAUACUUGAAAACGAGAGAAAUCUCAAUGUAUCUUUCCUGGUAAAAUAUUUUAUAAAUAAAUAAAUAAAUAUCUUUUGAUAUAUGUUUUGAAAUUCCAACACAGUCAACAUGAGUAUUUCAUAAAGAGUCUAUCUUUAUGAAAGAUUUUUUUGGGGGGCAAGAGGUGUGACAGUGGAUAAAAGAGUAGAUGGAAUAAUGCAUAGCUAACUUAUAGAUUAGAUGGAUAAAAUGCAUAGCUGAUUUAUAGAAUUUUGCCAGUUUUGCUACUUUGUCCUUAAAUUUAAAAUUCACUUUGAAUUCACCUUGAAUUGUAAUUUUAGUAAAUUACUCAGUAAGUGUCAAAUGUCAGGAAUUUAAAUUUCAAAUUACCAUCUGACAAGGAAAUUGUUCAGAAUCCGCUGUUUUAUCCUGACAUUGUAAACUGACGUUAUAUUCCUGACAGUGGCUUACCUGUGGCCAUGCAUAGUAGCAGGGUAUGUGGGCCACCUGGCAGUAGUCUUAAUAUGUAAAACCCUACUCCUGUCAUUAUGGGACAUUCCUAUAUUGGAUUGUAACUUGUGGGCACAGAGAUUUGGGGAUGGAAACCUUUGUGAAUGCCUUGAGCUUCACCAUGUGUACCGGUUACUACAUAUUGGACUUGUAGACCAAACAGUGGUCCUAUACACAGACUGUAAGCUCUUUUGUGCAGGACUUCUUCACAUCUUGUCUCUGUCAAUGUUAUUCUCUAUUUGAAUUAGUUGUUGUUAGAUCCCUAUUCUAUUACUGUAAAGAAUAUAUUGCUGCUAUAUAAAUGCUAUUAACAAUAUUAGUAUUUAUAAUAGUGUCCAUAUCGUGCAGUCAUAAUACCUCUAUAAUGUCCUAUUUGUUAAUGCAGACUGACAUUUGGACUGUAGAAAAUGACCCUGUCAGAAUUGCUGGGAAUUUAACAUGAAUUUCAUACUUUGAACCAUAAUAGUUGAACUGAAAAAUAUAAUGCAAGUCAGUGGUUCCCAAACCUAUCUCCAUGGCCCACCAACAGUCCAGUAUUUAUGUAUCCCCCCUUUUUAUUAAAAUGGAGAUAUUGACAAAACCUGGACUGUUGAUGGGACAAUGUUGACUGCUUCACCUCAUUAUGCUUUUGGUUUGGCUAUUAAACUCAUUUUGAGACUUGUGAAUAUGGGCUUGCAUGAUAUCUCUACUGUGAUGCCAAUGACUGACAGGUGUGGUCAUAUAUCAACAACAUAGUUAGAACGAAAAGGAUGGAAGUAUAAAGGACUUCUAGUGCAAUGAUGGAGCAUAAGUAGUUAAGGUGGUUUGUGUCCCUUUCAAUGCACUGCAUCCAUCCCAUGUAAUAUGUUUUGCAAUAUGUAUAUUAAGCAUCUUUGAUAACAUACUAAUCUUUUUUAAGGGCACGUCUGUUUCGCCAAGGCUUUUCAAUGCUAGUAUCUUACCGUAGAAUUCCGCAAUUCAUGGAAGGGACAGGUGCACCUAUCAUAGACUCUCAUGCUGGGGUCCAUAAAUUACAUCCUAUCAAGGAAGAUGAAAUGGAAGGAAUAGAGCAAUCAGGUUUGGAUGGCCCGGGUUCCGUGUCCCAGAUUGACAAGAAACACAAUCAGUUUCAACAAGGUACCUCGGAACAACAUAAAACCUCUGCAGAUGAACACACACACUCAACCAGAAAUGCUAAUUUUUUUGUGGAUUCUAUGAAGAAGGCCAUAACAUCACUGGGAUCUAAUGGUAGGUCAAUAAUAAUUAUUGCAUUUUAUUUAUGUAUGUUACAUAGUUACAUAGCUGAAAAGAGACUUGCAUCCAUCAAGUUCAGCCUUCCUCACAUUUGUUUUUUGCUGUUGAUCCAAAAGAAGGCAAAAAAAACACAGUUUGAAGCACAAUUUUGCAACAAGCUAGGAAAAAAUUCCUUCUUGACCCCAGAAUGGCAGUCAGAUUUAUCCUUGGAUCAAGCAGUUAUUACCCUACAUUGAAAGAUUAUAUCCUUGAAUAUUCUGUUUUUGCAAGUAUGCAUCUAGUGGACUCUGAUAAAACCACUUCUUCAGGCAGAGAAUUCCACAUCCUGAUUGUUCUUACAGUAAAAAAAACAUUUCCUUUGCCUUAGAUGAAAUCUUCUUUCUUCCAGUCUAAACGCAUGGCCUCGUGUCCUGUGUAAAGUCCGGUUUGUGAAUAGAUUUCCACACAAUGGUUUGUAUUGGCCCCGAAUAUAUUUGUAUAAUGUUAUCAUAUCCCCUCUCAGGCGAUGUUUUUCUAAACUAAAUAGGUUUAAAUUAGUUAACCUUUCUUCAUAGCUGAUAUGUUCCAUUCCUUUUAUUAAUUUUGUAGCCCGCCUCUGCACUUUUUCUAGUGCCAUAAUAUCCUUCUUUAGAACAGGUGCCCACAAUUGCACAGCAUAUUCAAUAUGUGGUCUUACCAGUGAUUUAUAAAGAGGCAAAAUGAUAUUCUCAUCCCGAGAAUGAAUGCCCUUUUUCAUGCAUGACAAUACCUUCCUGUCCUUGGCCACUGCUGAUUGACAUUGUUCCAUAGUUUGUUGUCUAUAACAAUUCCCAAGUCCUUUUCGUGUGUUGUUAUCCCUAAUUCGCUUCCAUUAAGGGUAUACGUUGCUUGUGUAUUCUUUACGCCGAAGUGCAUAACUUUGCAUUAAAUUUCAUUAAAUUUCAUCUGCCAGUUGAGUGCCCAGUCCCCCAGUCUAUCUAAAUACCUCUGCAGCAAAGUAAUAUCUUGCUCACAUUGUAUUAUUUUACAAAGUUUUGUGUCAUCUGCAAACACUGAAACAUGACUUUCAAUGCUGUCUUCAAGAUCAUUUAUAAAUAUGCUAAAUAGAAGGGGUCCCAGAACAGACCCCUGAGGGACACCACUUGCCACCUCUGUCCAGCUUGAAAAUUUACCAUUAAUGACAAAAUUUACCACUAAUGCCAUGUUGUGGCUUAACAAUGGGAGAAAUGCAUAUAUAAUUGGAAAAAUAAAUGGUUAUAAAUCUGAAAGUGAACCUACCACGGCAGGAUCACUUUAAAUGGACACUACACUGCCCAAAACGAUUAGCGACUAUUUAGUAAAUAUACAUCCAAUGAAAACAUGCAUGCAUUGAACAGCUUGCAAAAGUUGCGGAUCUCUUGUCUGAAACUUUGCAAACCCUACCCUUCUAACCACGCACAGACUUUUUGUGGCUGUCCAAUCAUAGACUGUCCAAUGCAGCUCAUUGAGAGGCAGGUGCUCUGAGCAAUUGUCUGCCUCUGGAGUGAGCUAAUCUACCAUGAAAUAAAAGGACAUGUUGCCUAAUUGACAGCUAGGAUGUGUUACAAGAUUGAUUUAUAAAAGUGUCAAUUGCUAGUGGAAUUUGCACUUUUUGUAAAAUGAAAAAAAAAAGAAGGCCACACUCGUUACGCAUAAAGCACAUCAGGAAGCUUAAGUGCUUUAAGUGUUUGGAGUGUUACCUUAAGCCGUAACAAAAUCAAUCAAAUGUAACCUGUGGUGUACACGAUAUAAAUCAGCACCAUGACUAAAACAGCAGACUGGUUAUGUUGCGUGCAGUGUUCCUGUAAGGUUGUGCUGGAAAAUUCACUUUCUUCCUGGAAUACAAUCAUAUGCCACCCUAGGAGAUAACCUAAAAACUCUGCUACUCCACGUUUUCCCACAAGUUUACCAAACAUUCAUGGGAACUUUCCAAAUCUGUCAGUGUUUGGCUAUGAGACAGAACACGAAGAAUGCUAGUGCCAACUUAUCUCACAAUGUAUUUGAUUGAAAAAAUGUUUUUGUAAAGUAACUUUUUUGCAGACGUGUUUAAUGAACAAUAGAGCGAAACGUUUAAUGAUUAGGCCGGGCUGGUAACAGAUAAGUAAGAGUCUGUAUUUCCUGGUUACAUGCAUGAAAAUACAGCCAGAAUACAUUGGCUUUCGUCCUAUAGUAACAGUGCAUGUAGGCUAGAUAGGGAUAUCUAUCAAACAUAACCGACAAGAAGAUGUGUUUUAGAGCUACAAAGAGUAGAGGGGAUUAAAAUUAAUAAAAAUGUUUUAUUAAAGUGUUUUGUAAGUCUUUAAAUAAUAUAUUUAAUUAUAUAAAAAUAUGAUUUUGUUUUAAGAAACAUAAAAAUUGUAUAUGCUGAAAGGGACACUCCAGACAUCAAAUUUGUAAGAAUACAGCUAAUUUUGUAUUUUCUUAAAAAAAUUUAAAACACUCGCAUCACUUCCUGUUUCCCAUUUCCAAGAGGUUGUGUGUAAAUAUUUUAUAGAUUUCGGACAGGGCCUGAUUUGUUGAAUGGCUCCGCAAAGAAAAAAAAAAUAUUUAUAUAAAAAAUCCUCAAAGGAUGCUUUGGGUUUUCAUUGAAAUACAUAAAUAUAGAGAUAAAAUGUAUAAUAGAGCCACAUUGUUGCAAAAUAUAGUAAUGAAUGGGUCUUUAAGCAGUUUGCACCAGCAAAACUUGCCACUGCCCAUCAGUCAUUACGAGAGAUGGACACGUGAGCAUCAAAUAUGGAGGAUCCCUCGUUUUUGCUUGAUCUUCCACAGACCCCUAUUUUGUACUCUUACACAUGGGAGAGAGUAUACUAAUAAUAUAGGGCCUUGGCAGAUGAAGUAAUUGAGAAUUGAAGACAGAGUUGAAGAGAAAUGUGGCUAUUCCGAAGGAGAGAGAGGUUCAGGUAAGUAUUUCUACCUUCUCCAUUUCCUUCAGGUGCUACAGUGAACAUGUCUGUAUGGCUAAUGGGAGCACAGAUGUGUGUAAUUCUUGUCUUUGUGUAUGUUAUCUGUAUAUAUGUAGUGUACGGUAUGUGUGUGUCUCAGGUUAAUGUCACAAUACAAGGGCACUAAGAACGGCAAAAAAAAAAUAUGAUAUAAAAACUUAUCCUAGGGUUAGUCCCUUCUAAGGUCUAAAACACAUUUGUGUUCACAUGUUCCAUGUGCCUUUACAUGGAGAACCCUUGCCCCACUGCAAAUCAGACUGAUCCCACCUACAAGGCUGGUCCAAAACAGAAAUGCCACAGGCUCUCUCUGUACAGGAGAUACAACAACCCCAGACGAUCAUUUCAGUCUUUGUUUGGGCCUCGUCAGAGAGGGUUAGCUGUGACCACCAUUUAGGGUGCCAUUGUCUGAUAUGCAAGUGGUUUAGGUUAUCCCUGUAAUGGCCCACGAUGUGCUAAAGGUAGCAGGAGGCCUCAGUUGGGACUCAUUAAUGGAAAAACUAUUUGAGUUGUUGUUGGUAUUAUUUUACACUCCGUUUUGACAAAUUUAUUGUAAGUAUAUUUGAGUAAAGUGUGUGGCAUGUGUGUGUGUGCUUGUUUGCAAUUCACAUGUACUGUCAAUGUCUCUGAUUUAGGUGUAUACAGGUAAGUAUACUGUGCAGGUGUGUAUAUCUUCUUGAGUAAUGUGUUUGAUACAACAUAGAAGCAGAUACUGCUUGUUUAUGGGCCAAAUGACCUUUAAUAGGUGUAAGUUGAAAAUGCAUGUACUUGAGUACCCAACUUCCUUACAGUUUAGAUUCUGUUUUAUAAUGGGUUAAAACACUAAAAUAGUAUUUUCUUUUUCAGCUUCCUCCUCAGCAGAAGACUUUGUUCAUAUUACAGACUGUUUAAAGGACACUCCGGAAAUGUGCAGUGAUCAGGCAGAAAUAUUUGUACCAGGUACAGUUAUUUUUAUUUAUUUUUAAUACCAACAUUGUAAACUUGAUACUAUAGCAAAUGUACGUGCAGAAAGAAUUUUCUGAGAAUCUGCUUUACAUUAAAGUUGCAGGAUUCUUUUCAUAGAAUUUAAAUGCAAGCUGGAAACAGAAAAUAAAUUUACAUGUUGCAGUAACAUUUAACACAAUAUGGUAUGGAGAUGGGUAGAGGAGAGAAAAGGAAGUGGGAAGACCACAACUGCACUGCAUGUUUUAUGAUAGUAAAAUAUAGCUUUUAUUCUAAUAGGCAGACGAGUGUCUUUGGUCAGUGCUCCUCCAAGGUGUGAGAAAAUUAUAUAGUCAUCGAUAUUGAAAGCCCCUGGGUGUGAGGCAUCAUAGAAUAUGACAAAAUUAUAUGUAUUUGGCUAUAUUAUAGAGCUCCACUUAUUUACACAGACUGAUUUCUAAACACAGGUAUUGUAGUGGAAAGACACAUUACUGUGCGUAUUAUUGUUGUGGAACUCUGUUAUUCAGACAGAUACAGCAGGAAUACUGAAAAUACCCACAAUCAGGUGGGGUAAGAUCAGGAUGUCCCUCCUAAACAGGUCAUAUGCGGGCACAUGGGGUGUGCCGGGUGUGCCUGGGCACACCCUAAUCCCCGCGGCACACCUAUGGAUUGAGACCGGCAGGGGAAAUCUCAGGAUCUCACCUGUCGGCUCAUGCAGAGCCAGUGCUAUCUGGGCACCAUCUCUGCUCUAAGCCUCCAUGGGCCUGUGCGGAGAUCAAAGAUCUACCUCACCGGCCCACAGCAGCAUGAAGUAGGCAGGAGAGGACCCGGGGAGCUCUAGCCAGCAGCUACGCCGGGUUCCUCUUGCGAGAUUUGAGCGUUGCAGUGGCAACACCGCGCAGGCUAGAGUUCACUCUCCACUGGACCACCAGGGAGGGCACAUGGCAGCAAGGACCCCCCCUCCCUACAUAUGGUAAGAAGGGAGGGGGGAUAUUUACUAACCUGCCCCCACCUCCAUCCCCACAAUCCCUCCAAACAUACAGCACACACACACACAUACAGGACACAAACAGCACCCUAACACACAUAACAUCCACACACAUACAGCACACAAACAGCACCCACACACACAGCACCUACACACAUACAGCACACAAACGGCACCCUCACACACAGCACCCUCACACCACCCUCACACUACCCUCACCAGCACACUAACAGCACACACACACAGCAGUGUAUGUAUGUGUGUUUGUGUAUAUAUAUAUAUAUAUAUAUAUAUAUAUACAUACAUACAUAUAAACGCGGUGUGUGUUUGUGCUUUAAGGUGCACACUCUAAUGCAACAGGGCACUGUAUGGUAAUGUGCUCGAUGUAUGGGUGUAUUAUAGAGCUCCACAAUAAUGUCCUUUGUGUAUGGAUGUAUCAUUAAGCUCCAUAUAAAUAUUCAGUGUGUUUGGCUGCCUUAUUAAACUCCACAUGAAUAUUCAGAGUGUAUGGGUGUAUUACCGAGCUCCAUAGUAAUGCACACUCUGUUUAGGUGUAUUUUAGAGCUCUCUAGUAACUUACAGUUACAGUAUAGUCUGUUGCAGAGCCUUGAGUGCUCUUUCCUCAGGGACCUGCUUUGGGAAAACACAUUUGAGUCACACCCAUUGCAAGCUCUGUACCUAUACCCUGCUACACAUAACUGCCACCCUAUUUCUUGUCCAGCUUUUAUUGUUUGUAUCCUGCUGAAAAUAAAUACAUAAUUCAAUGAAUGCUGCAUCCAAAAGAAACAUAGACAGCAUUACGAAAAUGACAACCACUGGCACUCCCUAGAUGAUUUUACACAAGAAUUUGGGAUAUUUGGCCAUUCAGUGCAUAGUAGACCCAUGAUGACAUUAAACGAAUAUAGAAAAAAAGUCAACAAACUAUUUCAAACAACAUCCUUAACUCCUAUUUUUUUUUCAAUUCUUUAUUUUUGUAGGUGAGCAAGUAUAACACGUCAAUCAAAGUACACAUGCACAGUAUGACACAAUGUUGACAGCGAACAUGUCAGCGUUUUACACCUAUUUUUACAAUAUAUAUAAUAUAGACUUCGGUAAAGUGAGGUUAAUAUACAGUGGCUUAUAUGUGAGUGUAGACCAUGGCAGUCAUCCGAGACCAAUAACAAAAACAAAACAGAUUAGAAAGCAUUUGACCUGGGGCGAGAUGUGUCUGCCUGUUUGCCUACUAGUUUAAAGAUACCAUAUGGAGAUUUACUCUGAGAAGCGUAUCUGGGCCGCCUGUCUGGUGGCAUGUAUAGGAUUGUGUUCUAGCCCAAUUGGGAAUAAAUGAGCCCGGAGGGCUAUUCCUUAGAACGGUAGUUUGCUUAAGUACCACUUUGUUUCUUAGAGGACAAUUGACCAGUAUAGGUCACUUCUAGAUUGGUAAAGUAUAUGCAUAAAAACACUUAUGAUUAAAAACAAAUGUAAACUAAAACAGAGAGGAUAAUAAAACUGGUAACAUAAAAUUGGAGCGUCUGCUGUAUAGCCCCAGUGUGAUUGGGUAUUGGCCGAGAAGGACAUCUUCUGUUUGCUCCUCAUCCCAGAGCUGAGGAACCAGCUGAUGUGAAGAUAGUGACAUUGUCCACAUCCAACUGGUGAGUGGAUCUGUUAGACCCAGAUGUUACACGAGUAGCCAGCCCCAGUGCUUGUAGAAAGCUGUCCUCGUUGGACAGUGAAGUUAGCUUGUAGCAUUGAUCACAUUGCUCGACUAUACCCUCACUUGUAUGGGACAUUUGCCGCUCCCAGCUGUGAAGUCACCUCCUUGAAUGUGGCACACCAUUGCAGCAUUGCUCUACUGAGGUCAUGAUAGAAGCUCAAAGCAUGUUGCACAAACAUAUACAGUAACUGACCUUUAACUUGUAAAAGGAAAGUGUCUUUAUCAGAUCGUGACUUAAAGCAGAGAAUUACAUCCCUGGGAGUCUGUGCCUUGUUCUUGAGGCUGCCCGGUAGUCGGUACAGUCUAUCCAGCUGCAACCCUUUGGCCUGCUUGGGUGUCAAGGCUGCUGCAAGCAGUCUUCUGAUGUAGAGAGAUAAUUCUCCAGCAUCUAUAGUGUCAGGGAUACCCCGAAUUUUCAGGUUUUGCUGGCGUGCCAAGUCUUCAAGGUGUUCCACUUCAGCACUUAGCGCUACACAGGUGUUUGACAACUCCUGUACGUGAGUAUCAAUGGACUGUUGUUUAAGUCCAAAGGCUUUGGAUGCUCUCCUCCAUGGCCUUGAUUCUGCCUGCUAGCGUGCCUAGGUCACCCUUUAAGGUCACCAUUUCUGAGGCAAGGGAUGCUUUGAUUUCCGUCACGAUAGUAUUAAUAUCAGUUUUUGUAGCCCACUGUGGGUCAGGUUGCUUCUGGGAGAUGGCUCUGCCGCUGCUGGCCUGUGACAGGAGAUCCUCCAGAUCCGGGUCCUCGUCUUCCGCCCCCCAUCUCCUUAUUUUUUAACCUGCCCCUGACACUAUGUCUAAAGAUGUUAACAGAAUAAUAAACUUGUCCACAAUAAAAUAGUGUACAUACUAAAAACCCAAUAUCAACACCUGAUGCAUUUUGGGUACAUGAGUAAGCACCGGCUUCUGUAAUGAGGUGCACACACAAGUCUCAUGACACACACCAUACACUUCUGCAAGAAAACAAAUAAACAACAGACUGAGUAAACAAACGUAAUGUGAAAACUAGCCAGCUCUUUAUGUGAAACAGCAAUCCUUGGCAGCAACAAACACAACCAUAUUAUCACUAUACGUGGUGAAAUGUUGCUGUGGUUAUGGCACUCUAAAGGAGUGCAUGACAGUUGUUUUACAUUUACUAUAUUUAUUCACUGGUUUGAUGGUUCUGGAGACUCUGCGCCCCCUACAAAGGUUAAUGGUGAGCGCUUGUCUCUCUGUCCAAACGAACAAAUUAUUGAAUGCAGCACUAAUGCAGCGUGCCAUAUGAGCAGAUCUUGUACAAACAUUGUAAGACAGUUGAGGAAUUUUAAGACAUUCAGCCCUUGUCACAUGUAGUUCCUACACGACACACGUUAAAUGUCCAGGACUCGCAUUAAAACCAUAUCACAUUUAGUAUAUGCGUCCAAUAAUAUAUAGAAACAGGGACUGCACUCAGGUAUAGGUCACAAGCUAUCUUGAGCAGUUGAGGAGGGCCAGAGCCAAAGGACAGAACAGGGCUCUUCCAUUGAUCUCCCUGUCAGCUCAAGGAGGGCCAGAGCUUGAGUAUCACAGCCACAGCUUGAGUAUCAGGACCAGACAGUGGCCCACCGGACUUUAGAUUACCGCCUAUGCCAUCUUCUGAGUAAUAUGGCUCUGCCUAAUGCUACCGUAUUUUGUUUCACUUUGUUGCCUGCCAGCCACAUUAUUAUGUUGCUACACAAGUAAGGAGGACAGGGUAUGUCUAAAUACCCAUAGGAUCACCAGUUUGAUGAAUGUAACUCAUUAAUAUAAAUGUAAUAUCAGAUAACUUUUAAAUGAUUUGGCUUGGCAAGUUCAGUGAAAUAGAAAGUAGAAAUAUCUACUUUUAGCUGAUGAUCUAAUGAGAUGUAUUUGUUUAAUUUGUAGAUCUUUGUCUCCAGUUAGUGAUGUUUAGACAUGGCGCUUCUGAUCCAGAACUGCAAGAAGUCCUCAGGAAUAGGUUGCGUCUCCUGGAGAAUGACAACAAGGAAGUCACAGCAGUGUUUAGUGUAAGUGUCACAGUUCUGAAAUUUGUACGCAAUGUUCAAUGCUUUGUGUACGGUAAUGAGACAGACUUUAACCACAAAUCUUAACUUUAAAUUUUAACUUCAAAAGAUUUUAACGUUAAAAUUGUGUUUUUUUAAUCUACAAAUGUAGUUCAAGUUCAUAGACAACAUGACUUGCUCCACCUAAUAUCAGAUUUAGAGAUGCGCUUCCUUCUCCACUCCAAUUUCCUUAGUUUAAUUUUAGUUUUCUCCUUAGUCUGUGAACUGAUCAUUUGUUUGUUAAGUUCACUAGAAGUGAUGGUUUCAUAAAUAACCUCACUUGUCGAUUUCAGAAUAGAUUGCUAUUGAUCGUGAUAUGUUAAGUCCUGUACUUUAAUGUUCCAUUGCUUUUCAAUAUGUUUACAUUUUAAAAUGAAAAAAAAAAAACACACACAAAAAAACACUGGAUUAUAAGACUGAGAGUUUUAUAUGAAUUUAUUUCUUGCACUUAAACAUUCAAUUCAAAGGGACACUAUAGUCACAAAAACAACUUUAGCUUAAUGAAGCUUUUUAGUGUAUAGAACAUGCCACUGCAAUCUCACACUCAAUUCUCCGCCAUUUAGGACUUAAAUCACUUUGUUUAUGCAGCCCUAGUCACACCUCUCUGCACGUGACUUAACCCCUUAAGGACACAUGACAUGUGUGACAUGUCAUGAUUCCCUUUUAUUCCAGAAGUUUGGUCCUUAAGGGGUUAAACAUUUCACGUAAAGUGAGAUCUAAUGUUUAAACUUACUGUUACACAUUUUGUUUAUACUAAAGUGUCUGAUCUCCUGCUCUGUUAAUAGCCUCCUAGACCAUGUAGGAGCCUUCUGUGUGUGAUUAAAGUUCAAUUUAUAGAGCAGGAUAUAAAAACGUAUAAAGCAAGUUAACAUCUGAUUGAAAAUUAAACCAUUUUGUUUGUAUGCCGGCUGUGUCAGUCACAGCCAGGGGUGGUGUGGCUAGGGCUGCAUAAACGGAAACAAAAGUGAUUUAACUCCUUAACGGCAGAAACUACAGCAGUGAGACUGCAGGGGUAUGAUAUAUAUGUAUACCAAAACUGCUUCAUUAAGCUACAGUUUUGAUGCCUAUAGUAUCCAAGCUGUAAAUUAAUAAUAUAAUUUAAUGUUACUAGAAUAACACUAUUUUCCUUUACAUUGUUUAGGAAUUAUCUGCACGGUUACUCUCCAUUCAUAGUGAUAAGGAUAUGAUAACUGUGACCUUUAAGACCUUUGAAGAAAUCUGGAAAUUUUCCACAUACUAUUCAUUAGGUAAUGUGAAAUAGUCCACACUAUCCCACUCACUGUCCUCAGCGACAUUUGCAUGGAGAGAUGUAAACCAUGCAGAGAUUGUUUCACAGUGACAGUGAUACUACAUCAAAUGUUCUGGAAAAACAGAUUUUUUUUUCAUAUUAAAGAGUUAUGAUAGUACAUGAUGCUAAAGGGACACUCCAGAGUCCUGUGUUUUUUGUGUAAAGGCUGUGUCCUUUUUUUUUGUAUUUUACAAAAAGUGCAGAUUUCAAUAUAAACUGGCACAUUUAUAAAUUAAACUUGUUACACCCCCCCUGGCUGUCAAUCAGACAGCAGGUCAUGUUACUUCCUGGUUUUGCUCAUUCAGUGGAGCCUUGCAAACACUUCUCAUUGAGCUGCAUUGGGAAGUCUGUGAUUGGACAGCCACAGAAAGUUGGGGCGGGGUUAGAAUGGGAGGGUUUGCAAAGGCUUCAAGCAAUACACCGGCAAUUCUUGCAGCUGUUUUUAGAUAAACCUUACUGAUACAUACAUGGUUUCCUUUGGGGUAUAUCUACUAAACACCGAUUUUUUGUAAAUUUAUUUUUGUAUUUGGAUAGUGGAAAAUCCCUUUAAUAUUUAGGGCUAAAUAGUAAGCAAUAUUUUUUCACAAAGUAAUCCUAAAAGAAUGAAGCACAAAUUCUACCUUGUCUACCUGUUAUUUUAUAUCAGUGGUGACUUGAGACUGGCUGAGCACCAUGGGGAAUGCAGCCCACGUAUAGAACUUAUCAAAAUAGUACUACGGUGUAACUAUCACUGCUUGAGGCCAUGUUCUUAAUGAGAGCAGAGCCGAGCAACUCUGUCACUUUACACAGAAUAUUCUCAGGUUUCUAUCUGUGAGUCACUCAUUUUCGCAGCUUCAUGUCCAUUACAGGUAUCUUGGUGAAGCAAGGAGAACUGGCUAGCCUGAGUACAAAAAUGAGUCAGAUAUUAUACCGGUGUCAUGUUAAAAUGAUGUUUUUUUUGCUAUUUGUGUUUAAAGAGCCACACACAAGCUAACAAUUUUGUAUCAAGCACGUUCUUGUUUGGUCAAAUUAUUGUUUGGUUACUUUUGCGCUUUUAAUGAUGCUAUUCAGGUUAAGUGUCACGAGAAAUAAAGUUCAUAAAAAUCUGAAGUACGUCAUGGUUAUAAGUUACUAACAAAUAAAUAUUGAAUUAUUCUUACAGGGUUACUCCAGCCACCAUGAUCACGUCUGCUUUUAGAAGUGGUCAGGGAGCAAGGAAUCUGCAUGUGCACUGUUUCGGUUUGAAAAGCAGCACAUGCAGAGAUAUCUGGAUUGUUUUUCUGUACAUUAUCAAUGUACAGAUAGUUCACAUUGUUAGUGCUUUAUAGAUAAAAAUAUUAAUAAUUAUAAUAAUAAUAAUAGCAAUAAUUAUUCAUAGUAACAACCCCUGGAUGUUGGGCUAAGGUACUAAAGUAACAUCCCCAGGACGUACUUGAAAACCAGAGUAAUCUGAAUGUAUCUUUCAUGGUUCAAAUGAUUAUUAUUAUUAUUAUAAUAAUUAUUAAUAGUGUUUCAUGAUGUGCAGUCACAAGUGUGUCCACUAGAUGUCACUGUUAUAUUAAUGUUUGUAACAGAAUUUACUAAAGUUAGAAUUCAUAGUGGAUUCAAAGUGAAUUUCAAAUUAUAGGCCAAAGUAGUCCUAGCUGACCUUUUCCAAUGCAGCUAUUUUAGCCUUUAGUUUGAAAUUGACUGAUUUCCCACUAUUGUGAAUAACCCUGUAACACUGCUAACACAGUGAAAUAACACGAUUUUGACUUUGACGAUAAGCUGUUUGAGUUCUUAAAGGAAGACAGAAAGAUAAAAAUGCAUGUUUUUUUCUGUUCUGUUGAAGAAUAGCUUAAUGGGAGAGUGUAGUUUAAAAAAGACUUUCUAUUUUUAAUGCGUUGCUUAGAUAAUGCAUUACAAAUGUAGAGUUCCCAAACUCUGAGCCAAAAUGUUUUCAAAUUUUGAACUUACCAAAACACGCAAAGGCCAAGUAUGUUUUUGUUUUAUUUGUGAUUUUCUAAAUACCACCAGUAGUGCCAAAAACAGAGAUGAUUGAUGAGAAAAAUAAUGAUUAUAUUCACCUAUCAACUGAGAAGUGACUAACAGACGCAAAAACAGGAAUAGCAGAAAAAGAAAUCUAUUUAUAUAUUUAAAAAAUAAAUAUUAUUUAUACAUAUAUUUCUUACUGUUCCUUCUGUUUUGCUCUCUAUUGGUCAAUUUUUCUCAGUUAACCUGUAAAAAUGCUACCAUCAGUGUGCUGUGAAAUAUAAAGAUAAUAAUUUUUUUUCCCCAAAAUUUAUUCCCGAGUCAGUUUCUCUGUAACAAAAGUCAAAGUGACAUUUGGCCAAAAUUAGGCUGUCUCAAAAAUAUUUAGAUUUUUGGAAAAAAUGGUUCUGCCGCACUGAAUUUUCUCGCUAGGCACAAGUUAAACCGUAAUUCUAAACACCAUUUAUCCCUAAAAGGCUACACCCAGCUCUACCCAUUGUAGCUUGUUUCAAUGGCAAGUUAAUAAUGCUAUAGCCAUAAGACCACAGUGUUAAUGUUGUAACUUCUUGUUUUUUGGGGACAAUGCAUUUUAUUAACCGAAGAUUAUCUUGAAAAUUAAUGUAAAUAUAAAUAUAUCUCGUUGAUGUCAUUUAUUCCCAUUUUCAAUGUAAUGCAGGUUUCCUGAAUCACUGCAUGGAGAACAUGUUUUUAGAUCAGUUAUUUUGGUUAUUCUCUCCCGACGAAGAACCAGCUGGAAUUAAUGUUCAUGUCAAUGAGGAAUCUUUAAAUCUCAUUUAUAAGAGACUUUUAUUGGAGGAAGGUAGGUUAUAAUGAUCAAAGUAAUAAUGAUUAAUUAUGAAUCAAUUGUUACAAUUGUUCCCUGUAGUACAGUCUAAUUAAUGCUGCCGCCAGACUGAUUUUCCUCUCACACCUCACCCCUCUGUUAGUUCUUACAUUGGCUUCCUGUAUCCUAUAGGAGUCAAUUCAAAGUGCUAACCCAUACCUAUAAAGCAUUAAACAAUUCUAGCCCCUCUUAUAUCUCUUCACAGAUCCAUAGGUAUCCCCUUCUCGGUCUCUCCACUCUGCCCGUGACCUUCUUCUGUCUGUUGCUCGCACCCGUAUGGCCAACUCACGCUUGCAGGACUUCUCGCAGGCGGCUCCAUUCCUAUGGAAUAGCCUGACUACCGCCAUCAGACUCUCUCCUAGUCUUCAAUCGUUUAAAAGUGUCCUAAAACCCAUCUUUUUAGGAAAGCUUAUGGCCUCCCAGAGUAUCCUCUACCUUACACACCUGUCUCUUGCUCUCUCCUUAAGGGCAGCACUCUACUCUCUCCUCUGCUUCACUCCCAUCUUAUUUGAUUGCCAUUUCCUGUCCUAAUGUGUUUUAUACCCCACCUCCUAUAGACUGUAAGCUUGUUUGAGCAGGGUCCUCUUCAACCUAUUGUUCCUGUAAGUUUUCUUAAAAUUGUCCUAUUUAUAGUUAAAUCCCCCCUCUCAUAAUAUUGUAAAAGGCUACUGAAUCUGUUGGCGCUAUAUAAAUGGCAAUAAUAAUAAUAAUAGUAGAGUUUUCAAAUCUAUUUUUCACCUUUGGCUUCUGAACUUGAAUAAUUCAAAUGGUUUGCAGUUUGGAAAUUAACCUGUAGGGGUUGCUGCCCAUUCAUAAUCUUAAAGGACCACUGAAUCAAUACAUCUGUAUGGGGAAAGUUCAGCAUCUCCAGGAAGCACCUCUAGUAGCCAUCUGAGGAGUGGCCACUAGAGGUGUCCCUAGGCUGUAAUGUAAACACUGUCAUUUCUCCAAAAAGGCAGUGUUUACAUGAAAAACUUGAAAGGAUUGACUAUAUUCAACAGAACCACAUUAAGCUGUACUUCUUCUGGUGAAUAUUAUUUAUAUUUAAUUGAUUGGUGCAUUCAUCUUCUGGGCAAUCAACCUGGGGCUUCAAAUAGUUUGCUCAAUAAUUAUUAUUCACAUUAAUAUUAUCAAAAACAAUCUAUUACUUUCAAUGGUGUGGGGAAGCAUGUUUUUUGUGUCAUAGGCCAUAAUGUAACAGUCAAAUUAAGAGUCAGAUCAAUGAACCCUAAAAAUUCCAACAUGCCGGCUUCACUGCUAGCACGUCAGUGCCAGAGCAUUCUAUACUUCCUGCUACAAGGGUUAUAAAUAAAUGCAUUGUGACAGAGAGCAGGAGAACCACCCUUAGAAUGUCUUUCUUGCUCUUCCCUGUCACUCAAUCCUCUGCUUAAGCCUCUAUGCAGCCGGUGUUCUAUCAUUCUGCUAUAUUCCGUCAGAUUGCUAUACCCCAUGGAGAGGUUUAUGUUAUGGAUUGAUAGACAGGUGAUGAAUGGGUAAUGUUUUAAAAAAACAAAACAUUAAAUAAACAUCUAAUUUUGCUUGCAUUUCUGCUAGCAAAAUGUGUAGAUUACAUUUAAUGCUCUUUUAUUUAAACCUGCAUUAUGUGUGCCAUGACAGGUGAGAGUCAUGCAGGUGUGAAUUAUUUUGAACAAUGUGAAAAGCAAUACAUUUAACUGACCCUGUUGUUUCUCUUCUAUUUUAGGAACAUUCUUUGUCCUUUGUGGUGACGGUCACAUAAGACAGGCUGCCGUCGUGGAUGAUGUAUUGCAGAUUUUCCAGUCAAACAGUGUCGUUGAUGGAGUAGAUGUGGGAUGGACCCAAAAUAAGCAAUCGGUGCUGGGUGACACAUUGGUUGGCUCUAAAACCACUAUUGAGCCAUUAUGUCCUUUUCAUCAGUAGGUAGCUGCCCUCUAACAUUUCAUUUUAUUUUAAAUUCUACAAUGUAUUAGUUAUUAUGAUAACAAGCCACAUUGAACACAGACUUCAUCUGUCUGCAUUACGGUAAACUGUACCAUGUUCCACUAUGUUAAUAUGUAUCUACAGUAAAGUUCUCAUUCCAGGAAUCUGUACGAAUAAGACCUGCAUUAAACAAUAUAUUACCAGGAAUUCUCAGUAGCGAGAGCUGCGGAAUACUGCUUAAUACACAUACACAAUAGCUUAAAAUGUUGUCUAUUUUUAAUGCUUGCUUUUCCUGUAUCAUAGGUGGUUCCUGAAAACAAAUUCUGUUUCAGAUCUUGUGGAUUUUACUAGAUGUAAAAUGAGAAAUAAAACUGGUAAGAAUACAUAAUUCAUUUUUAUUUGGCCUUGGUUUUAUUUAAUUAUUUUGGUCUUGAUAAAGCAGCAACAUAUUUCACAGCAAUAACCAACAGGACCGUACACAAACAAUACAUAAUACUCAUACAGUCAUUCCCACAGACACAAAUAUGCUGACUUCAUUGAAUAAUAUCAGGAUUAGAACAAAAUUACACCAGUCAACCUGUUCCUAUAUUCCACCAGAAAGAGAGAAAAUGUUUGUUUGUUUGUUUGUUGGGAGAACAUAUGUAGGAGGGUUCUCCUGCUCCCAACGUCACUCAUUCCUCAUAAGAGACAUCAGUACUACUAGCAUUGAAUAGCAUGUGGCCCCAUUUACUAUGCCCUGUUGUGGUUUCUGUUUAAAGUACCUGUUUAGUACGUCCCUUAUUCCUGUCUGUAAUUUUUGGUAUUGACCUUGACGAGUGAUAGAUCCCCAUCUGGCAAAAUAACCUAGAGUCCUUGAACCAGGGUCCUCUUGUUCCACCACUGAAUAAACUGUAAUGAUUUGGGGAAAAAAUUUAAAUGACUUUUUUUGACCUACAAAUGAGAACUAAUCUCUUUUUAUAAAUCGGUAAUUUGCAUUUCUGAUCACCAUUUCAGCUGUAGGCUUGUGUGAAGCACUGGUUGAUCAUGAAGGUGAAAUGAUGGAUGAGAUGUCCUAUAAGAGUGGAGAUGUUAUUGAAACCAUCAGCACUUAUUUUGAAUGCAUGGAUUGGUUUCUCGGGAGACAUAUAACCAGUGAGAAUAUUGGUUUUGUGAAGACCAGCAAUGUGAAGACUCUUUCAUCAGAUACAGGGUGAGAGAUUUAAUUUAUCCAUAAUUGUGUCCAUGAUGGGAUAAUUUCAUUUCCGUGCCAUUACUAGAUGACGAAAUUGAAAAGAAAAAUGUUCUUCGGAAAAGACUGUAUUGAGACCAGGGUUUCAUAAACAGGGUAAUGUACUAAAGUAAGAACUCAAAGUGAAUUGAAGGCCACAGUAGCCAAACUAAAAGCAGAAGUGACUUAGAUAAUGUUUCCAGUUUGGUUAUUUUGACCUUAAACUUAAAUUCACUUUGAUAUCUCACCUUAGUGAAUCAUUCCGAUAGUCCCUUGUGAUAACUCUUAGCAUCUCAACAAACAACUUUUCCUGCAUGUUCUUUAAUUAUUAAAUUUUAUCAUUAUCAUUUAAAUGUUCCACUAUGUUUUAAUAAUAAUAAUAAUACAAUAUUUAACAAUGAAUAACUGAUAUGCACAAAUACCGUUAUCAGACAAGAGAUAAAGAAGGCCUUGCUUAAACGAGUUAACAAUUUAGUAAUUAGUGAAACUUAAAAGGUUACUUUAAGAUGUCUUGCUGGUUAUUAGUCACAGACUACAUCACCCAGGUUGUUGCAGAGGAAUAAUGUAUAAAGAUUUUUUUUCAAAAUGAGACCAUAAGCCAUAGAAUUCAGUAACCGCAUUAUUAAUUAUAACAUUUCCAAGAUUUUUGUGGUUAAGGACUAUUUUUUUUCUCCAGACAAGGGAACCUGGAGUGGGAAGAAAUACUGAUGUCCCAAGGUGUGAAAAGCUUUGAUCUGAAUAAUGCAAAAGAACUACUCAACAAAAUGCUUCACUCGAGUGUCUGCAAUGUUUUCAGAUUGGGUACGUUACAGAAUACAUAAAUUAAACAAAAUUACAUCUAUCAAUGCCUUUCUUUAUUAACCAUUCCUAGAAUAUAUUCAGAGCAGUAAAACAACGGCAGAUAAAUACCACCAAAAUAUUUAUGAAAUAAUGUGCUAACAGUACAUUGGAGAGGGGGAGGGAGGAGAGAGUAACACACUACACACUACUAACACACUACAUGUAAAGCGAGCGUGACAUGUUUCAUGCCUGAAGGGCACUUUAUUAGCAGCUCCCUUAUUGGGAGACUGUGGUGGUUAUGGUGCUUGGAGUCUUACAGGGUUCUCUAAACUCAGGGCCCACUUGAUGUUGCUAAACGUUUUAGUGUUCCUUUAAUAUAAAGAAAAAGUAAUCCAAGUAUCUCUGAUAUCUCCUGGGAUACAGAGCAAAGACGAAAAUAUUUUUUCAGACUUUUUUAGAUUUUAGUGGUAGAACAACCCAAAUAACUUAGAAUUUCGUAUGUUAGUAUUGUUGAUACGUAGAGGAAGGAAACACACAAUUUGAUUAUAUAAGCGGGAAAUUAAAACAAAAAUACUAGUAACAUUAUAAUUGUUUUCAAUAGCUGUAUAUUGUUCAUUAUAUAUUGUACAUUGUUUCAUAAACUAUCUCUUGUUUCAACAAUUUAUUGUUUCUAUAAACUUUCCUGAAGACAUAGAUUAGUAAUUUUGUAGAAAUACUAUGUUAGAUGCUCACCCAGUCUCCACUCCUUCAAAAAAUCAUUAAAAACCCACUUCUUCAUAAAAGUGUAUCAAUUAAACUGUUAACAGCUCCCAACUGAUUCCUUUCAUGCAACUGUCCACUACUAUCCUUACCCUCUGUGUCACUUUAACCCACUCCCUCUAUCAUGUAAGCUCAUUGAGCAGGUCCCUCAACCCCUCUGUUCCUGUGUGUCCAACUUGUCUGGUUACAACUACAUGUCUGUUCGUCCACCCAUUGUAAAGCGCUGCAGAAUUUGACGGCGCUCUACAAAUAUCAUAAUAAUAAUAAUAAUAAUAAUAAUGUGCAACAUAUGAUUCAAUCAUACAUAUUUUAUCUGAAUUUGUGUUUUCAGAUGAGCUGGAAGAUAUCAAGCCAUCCCAACAGAAAGGUAAAACAGAUUCAAUAGUUACUAGCAUAUGCAUUGCUAAGGGGGGGAUGGGGGCUUAAGCUCCAGAUCUCCAUAUUUGGUCGAAGGGGCGGGAUGAUAUUAGUUUUCUUAUUUUUUUUAUCAGUUUAUUUUUAUUUAUUUUUUAUAUUAUUAUUAUUUUAUUAUUUAUAUAGCGCCAGCAAAUUCCCGUAGCGCUGUACAAUGAGUGUAUAAAGAAAGGUCAGUAAUCUAGGCUAUUUUGGGGGAAAGGUUAAUGCCCUUCCCCAAGAUGACUGUUUGCAGAGAUUGAGGGGGAAAAAAACGUUGCUGUACUCACCUUUGUCAGAUAUUGUGGAGGAAAGUAACCGAACACCUGGUUGUCUACCAUGUGCACGAUUGGGGACAUGUGACUCUGACUGGGGACAUUUUUGGAACACGCUUGUGUUCCACUAUGUUCCUGGUGCAUUUACUUACACCAGGAGAGAUGGACAGGUAUUUUUUUGGUUGCAUUUCAAUUUAUUUAUUUUUAUUGUCAUAGUCUUAUUAUUGUUUCAAGUAUUUAUGUUUAUUAAUUUUCUAUUCCUUGCUAGGCUUUCAUUAAGUACAAUUGUACACAUACUUCCUGUAUUUUGGUAUCCUUGGUGACCAUAACCAUGUUAUUAUGGUUGGGAGGAUCUCAGUCUUGGUUUAUUAGUGGCUAUAUAAAGGAAUCAUUUUCCUUUUACAUCCGGCUCCCUUGAUAAAGGCAAUCUCGACGAAACAUUGGGGGCUUCUUGAUUUUCUCCCUCUUCUCACUAUUUCUGGUAUUUUUCUCUUUAUGGUAUGUAUGAUUUGUUGGGUUGCUCUUUCUGGGUAUCCAAUCAAAUUUGUAUCUAGAUUAGCAUUUUUGCUUUUUGCAGUUAUUUACUACGUAUAGAGAACUGUGAUACAUUUUAUAAGUUUUUUGUAAUGUGGCAUUAUUACUGAGACUUUUUCUCUUUUUGUUUGUUUCUUGGGAUACCUAUUCAAUUUGAACCAAUUAAUAAAGUUUUUUUAUCAUUAUGGUUGUGCUCCUCAUUCAGUAUUUUCUACAGAUUUUCUAGGUUCGUGGAGAAAUAGGAUCUUUUGAGUGAGCACCACAAUUUGGCUGGUUUGCUUUUGUUAAUAAAUUCUCAUGUCAUCUGACUAGUGUACCUGCCUGUUUCUAAAUAAUUGUGUACAUUGUGCAUCAGGAUAUGUUUUUAUUGAGACCUCAAAGAGCAUCAGUGGCACACUAUUCACUAGGGAUGUGCAUGGGCAAAAAAUUCCGGAAAGUUCGGAAAUUCGGGUAAGUAAAAAAAUGUGUCUGCUUCGGCAAUUUGGACCAAUGGCAUUCGGUUCGGCACUUCCGAAAUACCGAACUUUGGCCAUUUGGAAAUUCGGCAAUUCGGAACUUCGGCAGAGCCUUAAAGAUGUGUAAGUGGUUGUGGUGACCAUCCUGGCACUGGGAGCCCUACAGAUGUGUAAGUGAUUGUGGUGGCAGUCAGGGCACUGGGAGCCCUAUAGAUGUGUAAGUGAUUGUGGUGGUAGUCCAGGCACUGGGAGGCGGGAUCCCUAUAGAUGUGUACGUGGUUGUGGUGGCAGGCCGGACACUGGGAGCCCUACAGAUGUCUAAGUGGUUGUGGUGGCAGUUCUGGCACUGGGAGGCGGGAGCCCAAUGGAUGUGUAAGUGGUUGUGGUGGCAGUCCAGGCACUGGGAGGCAGGAGCCCUAUAGAUGUGUAAGUGGUUGUGGUGGCCGUCCUGGCACUGGGAGCCCUAUAGAUGUGUAAAUGGUUGUGGUGGCAGUCCAGGCACUGGGAGCCCUAUAGAUGUGUAAGUGGUUGUGGUGGUAGUCCGGGCACUGGGGGCCCUACAGAUCUGUUAGUGGUUGUGGUUGCAGUCCUGGCACUGGGAGGCGGUAACCCUAUAGAUGUGUAAGUGGUUGUGGUGGCAGUCCUGGCACUGGGAGCCCUAUAGAUGUGUAAGUGGUUGUGGUGGUAGGGACAAUGGGCAACUAAGGCCCCUUCCAAAUAAGAUUAGAGUGUAAAUAGCUCUUAUAUUAUUUAUAUCUUGCCAACUAUUUUAAUUGAAUAAAGUUACUUGUAAAUUAACCAAGUAUGCAAUUAACAUUAUUGUAUUUAUCUCAAUAUUCAUCGAUGAAACAUUUAAUUGAUAUACUGUACUAUAAAAUUGUGUUUUCUUAUUAUUUUCAGAAACAAACCAUUCAGCUAAUAUUGAUACAAAUACUUUCAAACAGAAGCUGACGGAUUUUUUUUUAAAUACCCAGGAGAUUGCCAUUUCUCCUGAUGUUCCCAAUGAUCUACAACUUGAUAAUAUAAACCUUUUGAGCAAAGAUGCCAAGAAUUGUGAGAAUUACGAGGCUCCGUGUUUCUGCAUCAGUGAGGGACAGGAUAAACAAGAAGCAUUAGAGUCAUUACUUCUGUUUUUAAACAAAGAAAAAUACACUCCCGGCUUCAAAACCAUCUAUGAUAUCUCAUAUGGAUUUAAACAUAUGUUAUUUAAUGGAUAUAGUGAAGAAGGGGAACUGAUUAGAUAUCUCAGCAUAGCUCGGGAAUCAGCAAAGAAAGCCAACAUGACUUGGGCGUUAACAAGGAUUUGUUUCCUUUUGGGAAGACUAGCUAUCAAAAGACACAAGUUCUCCCAAGCAAGGGUCUAUUUUGAAGAAGCAAUAGGGGCUGUAAAUGGGAAUUUCAGUGACCUCUUCCUCAUCAGAGCAAUGUAUAUGAACCUGACUGCUGUAUACCUGAAACAAAAUAACAAAGAAAAAUGUUUACUCUUGAUAGAUAAAUCAGCUUCUCUCAUCCUUGGACUUCAAACAUACCCCAGCAGCACUGACAUGGAUCCAAUGAUACUGAAGUAUGUAUUGAGAAAGGCAAUACUGAACCAAGAUUCAUACAGUGAGAUAAGAGCAUGUCUACUUCUGGCCACAAAUUACAUCAGUUUAAAACAAAGCGUUGAGGCCUUACCCUUCAUUGAGAGGUUGCAGGUUUUAAGAAAUAAAAUGGAAUCAAAGUCAAGUUCUGUACCAGGAUACUACUUUAAACUUGCAGAUAUAUACAACUACAAGUGUUUGCCCCAUAUGGCAUUGAGCUCCGUUAAAGUGGCAUCUCACAGCUCUAGCAGUUUUACAAACUCUUUGAGAGGAGCAGGAUUCGUUGCUGAUAAUGCUGUCAAACUCUGUGGGAUAAAACAAGGGGGACAAAUAUUUCCCACACAGAUAGCACACUACCUCAGAAACGCGUUGGCAUCUGCACUCACCGACCAGGAGCAAAUACUUUGCAUGUCCAUAUAUUUGAGUUUAUCAGAACUUUGCUCAAACCAUAAGCAGUGUAAAAAGGCUCAAUCAUAUAUUCUAAAAGCAGUUGAAAAGAAUGGUUUGAUGGCUUCAAGGUCCAAGGUGGAUUUUUCAGUUACUCUAGCGUGGCUUUGCAUGUUGGACAAAAAUAAUUUGUUGGCUCUGGAUAUUUUAAAUAGCAUAAUGCCAUUGUGUAUUUGUACAGAACAUCAGCUUGGGAUUAUCUAUAACCUGAAAGGAAUUGCCUUGAGAAGAACGAAUGAAAUAAAACAUGCUGCAGAACAUUACUGCAAAGCACUGAAAAUUUCAAGAGAUACAGGUGCUUGUCACAACCAGGCAGCGGUAUUGGCCAACUUUGGGACAUUAUGCCUGCACUUGAAUGCUCAUAUCCUGACAGAGCAUUUCUUCAUUAAUUCUAUACGUGUUUACUCAAGUAUUCCCAGCAUAGACAAUGGUACAGAUUUCAUUCAUGUGCUUCUUAUCUUUGGGAACUACUACAUGAGUGGAAUCCAUAAAGAGAACGCAAGGAUUUAUUAUGAGUGGGCAUUUCUUGUGGCAAUGGAAACAAACCAUCUGGAAAGUAUGUAUGUGCUUUUAUUUUGUACUUUUUAUUGUCCACUUGUAAGCAUUGAGAAUUUUCAGAGUUAUUAAUAGUGUUGUUUGUUUUUCACAUUCUGCAGUGAAAAAAUAAAGGAACACUUCGAGUACCAUAAAAACAUCAUCCUAAUUAGGUGACUAAGGAUUUAAUGUCCAAUUUGUUCAUAUCGCCUAUAAAGAAAGAAAUCCACAAUAUAUUUUCUGGUGCUUCCAUUAUAACAUAAUUCUAGUGACAAUUGUACAAAUAAUGAGCUUUUCAAAUUGUUUAAUAUUUUUGGAAACAAUUUUCAAAUGAUUUAAUAUUUAAAAACAUAGUUUAAUAUUUCUGCUAUAGUUAUAUAUUUUAAAUGUAUUUUUUAAUAUUUAAAUACUUUGGAAAAAAUAAUUUCAAACGUUUAUCCAAAAAUAUUAAAUUGAGGCCAAAAUAAGCAGAAGACUCUGUUCCAGUGUAAUUGCCAUUGUAUUACUGCUUAAUAUUACAUCAAUGGAUUUCUACAAAAAGUAGUACAUUUAGUACUACAACCCUAGGCCAAAAAUAGACGAAUAAGAAAAAUACUCCAUGUCAAUUCUGUUUUCAGUUUAGCUAUUAAGGUCUUUUGAUAUUUGAAAUUCACUUUGAAUGCAGUUAUGUCUAUGUCCCUUCGAGUAUAUCUGAAACCCUUGCAGUGUGUAGCACUAUUUAUUUGUACCGUGACACCGUUACAUCAGUAACACCUAUAUUCUUCUCAUCCUUGCAUUAGAUUGGUAAAUUUUGCCUCUUAAUUUUCACUUGAAAUCCACCAAAUGUUACUUAUGGCUGGAAUCACAUUAAAGUGGCUAAGCUGAAUUGAAAGUUAAUUUCAAAUGUAAGGUUAAAAUAUGUUUUCAGUUCAGCUACUGUAGCCUUUAAUGUGACAUUCACUUUAAAUUCUCACUUUAGUAAAUACACCUUAUAAGGAUAUUUAAACAUAUUGUGAUAGUAGCAGGAAGCAAAAUCAUUUAUCUGAUUAUGGGCCCAAGUUAUCAUAGAGAGCAUGACAAAAAUCUGACCAAUAUACUGAUUGUGUGCUGGACACUCAUCCCAACUCAACUGCGGGUUAUUUAAAGGACCACUCGAUGAAGUGGUCUGGGUGCCAGGUCCAUCUAGAAUUAACCCUGCAGCUGUAAACAUAGCAGUUUCAGAGAAACUGCUAUGUUUACAAUAGGGUUAAUCCAGACUCUAGUGGCUGUCUCAUUGACAGCCGCUAGAGGUGCUUCCGCGCUUCUCACUAUGAUUUUCACAGUGAGAAGACGCUGCCGUCCAUAGGAAAGCAUUGAGAAAUGCUUUCCUAUGGACUGAUUGAAUGCGCUCGCGGCUCUUGCUGCGCAUGCGCAUUCGCCGGAUGACGUCGGAAGAGGGAGGAGAGUCCCCAACGCCGAGGGAGCCCGGCGCUGGAGAAAGGUAAGAAUUUAACCCCUUCCUCCCCCUUCAGCCUGGUGGGAGUGGGACCCUGAGGGUGGGGGGUGGGACACCCAAAGACCCUAUAGUGCCAGGAAAACAAGCUUGUUUCUAAGCUUGUUUUCCUGGCACUAUAGUGGUCCUUUAACCACAAAAAUUUUAAUCAGUUGCUGAUUUUUUUAUUAUUAUUAUUAUUAUUUUAGUGGCCCUAACUUUACUUAUUUUUCCUAUCUGUGCUUAUGAUGAACUGGCAGAACUUGAGAUGCAGAAGAUUCUACAGUCUCAAAUAUUAUCAUUAUUGUAUUGUUAAAAUACAUUUUUUUUCUACUUGCUGUGUUUAAACAGGCCAACUUCAAGCUACACAGUUAUUGUGUAAUUUCUACAAUACAGUUGUAAUUAAUGAAGCACAAUGUAUCAUUUACAACGAAUAUCAGCUUUCCUUAGCCAGGAAAAUGGCAGACAAAGUGCUGGAGGGUCAAGUCCUUGAAAAAAUCAGUCAACUGUAUUUAUCAUUAGGUACAGAGAGGUAAGUAAUAAUCUUUUACGAGCAUAGAAUGAGAACGAUAUUAUUUCCUUAUCGCCUACAAGGUACUGUACCCACAGACCAUAAACGUAUUUACCGUGUGUGUGCUGCUUUGAGUAUCUGUUUGGCUAAAUGCUGGAAAGUGGCACCAUCUUCUCAGGCACAGAUAUAGACCAAGAUCUGAUACUUGAUUAGAAUGGAAAAAUUCACAGCGGCCAUUAAUGAAAACCACUGGCCAAUUCCUGAAAAUAUGGUCACCUUGGAUGGAGACCUUUUCCCCUGAGGGUCCUAAAUUGAGUCUCCUUCUGUUGUGAGCCUCCCUAUCCUUUUUUAGAGAUGCAAGGUCCAAUGAUUGAAGGAACUGCCUUGUGCUCACAUAGCCUAAUCUUUUAAGGAGUUCUCACUUACAAAUGUUUACCUUUUCUUUCUUUGUCUAGCUUUCUUACUUACUCCUACUUGUGGAAGGGAACUCGGUUCUCUCAUAUAUUGGAACUUCAUUUGGUUCCUCAUGUACUAUCGACUCACUUUGGUCCUUUCUGGAAAUAUACAAAUGCAACACUUUUCGUGUUGCAUUGAAAAUUUUAAAUACAACUUUAUUUAUCAAAAAGAAGGAAGGACCCUAGUGUCUUGUGUGUCACUACAGAAAAUUAAAGGCUUUUAGAGCAAUCUGUUCAUCAACGAGCAGCUCAAGGUUGAUUUGACUUAUGGCAGAAUGUAUGCCCAUUAAACUUGCACCAAAGUAUAUAUUUUCUGGCAAAUCAGCAUGACAAUGUGGACCUUGUGUAUAGAAUUAAAUCUCCAAUAGAAGGUUUGGGGAGAUAAGCCUUAGAUUGCUCUUCUGCCUUGUGUCCUUACAGCACCACCUUUUAGUAGAGAAUUAAUAGACGUGAUAAUGGGGGCAAAAUAAAACAAUUUAAGUUUUUGGUAGAGGGAGAUUACCUGGUGAAAAUAAUGGUUUUUGAAAAUUUUGGAGGGAGAGGAAAUUGAUUAAUUGAUAUGACAGAGUUAAAAAUUACAAUAUGAGUAAAACAAAACAUGCAGAUUACAAGAUACAUGCCUGUUUAGGACAAUGUCUGGUGAUCUGACUAAAGGAAUUAUUCAUGUAAAACCUCAGCAUAGAAACAAUGGAGGCAUGGGAACAUUGAACGGUUGGGUUUGUUCUCCACAUUCAUCUCUUAAAUACAUUGAGUCUCAGAUCUAGAAAUUAGUGUUUCAUCACUGAGCACAAAUGAAGGAAACAAUCAAUAACCUUCAACGCAUGGCUUGAGGCAAAUUUGGUGGAGAUGAGGUCAUGUCCAGGAACUGAACUCAAGCUAUGUCAGUCUUUAUUACCCUUUUCUAGAUUACUCUAAGAGUAUACCAUGCUGUGUCUUUACAUUUCCUUAUAUAAGGAAUUUCUAAACAUGAAACUUUUAAUAUGAGCAUUAGCUUUACUAAGCAGCCAAGAAUAUUGUAUUCAGAGAAUAAUCCAGGGGAUGGGUUUAUAAUACACAUAGGUUCUUGGAGAUGAAAUUACAUUUACCUAUUACUACCUAAUAAUGGCUUCACUGUAUAAGAUAUAACUGCUUUUAUAUCGGGGAAAUGUAUUGUCCGAUUAUCAUGAUUAAGUACCAAGUAUUACACAGUGGUAUUACACAGUGGUUUCAUGAAAUAUAUCACUGUGUUUAGGGCCUGCAAAUCAGCUUUGGAAUACACUAAAAGGAGCCUAGGGAUUUUUAUUGACCUGCAAAGAAAGGAAAAGGAAGCUUAUGCAUGGCUCUGGGCUGGAAAAAUCUACUAUAUCCUUGGUCAGAACGAAUUAGUGGAUCUUUAUAUUCAGGUACAUAUCCAUAUGUAUAUUUCAUUUCUGUAUUUUGAUGUGUCCUGGGGAUAUUGAUAAAAGCACACAAGCAUUGUAUUCUUUGACCAGUUGAACAGGAGUACACCACAUGCUAAGCAGCUUUCUUUUUGAAGGAGACAGUUCUUAGAUAACAAGCUUGUUGUCACCAUUUUUUAACAAAAAAACAGGUUCAUGUCUGGUCAUGGCAUUUGUACAACAUAUAAAAAAGUUAGGAAUGAAAGGCAACCACAAAGAAUUAAUGUAAUAACUAGGUGUGUUGAAGCAAUAACAUUAAAAAGAAAAUACUCACAUUUGAAUUGAUGGUCCAGCCACAUUAAAAUGAUAUGAGGGCCAAGACUAGCUGGAGUGCAUGCCAUCAGAUCACAUCCAUGGCACGUGUGCAAAUUGCCAAAACAAGAUGUGGAACACAAGCUAAAUGCUGAAAGUAUCAAGAGAAAUAAAACACUUUGUGAUGACAUACCAUGUCCUGGGCCUACCAACUUUGAGGAAGUGUGGGUCUGCCACCUCAGAGAGGGAUCAUCACUGAAACCAAGGUCAAGCUAUAUCACCCCCAGCUGGUUUCAGUGUGAAAGCCCAUCUGCCAACGCCACCUCCUUACAGGCAGUUGGUCCCCUCUGCCUGUCCUUCUCCAAGGCAGGUAUGGAUGCCUAUGCCUUUCCUCCUUCUCCCAGGCAGAUAUCAAUCCCUCUGCCUGUUCUCCUUCUCUGAGGCAAGAAUCAACCUCUCUACCUGUCCUUCUUCUAGGCAGGUGUGGACCCCUCUGCCUUUCCUCCUUCUCCCAGGCAGAUAUCAAUUCCUCUGCCUGUUCUCCUUCUCUGAGGCAGGUAUCGACCCCUCUACCUUUGCCGCCAACAACUACUGCCUUUACCAAGGCAUGGCGGCUGACAUGCCUAGCUUUUGCCACCGUCUUUACAAACACAUUUUGUAGCUGUCAGGCCAGUUCUUUCUUAAAAUGUCUCUGACCAGGUGUCACGAUUCGGGGAACCAAACACGCCAACACACACACACACAAAGUGCCGUACCGGACCUUAGAGUGGCCGGGCUAAGCACACAAAGAAUAGUGAGGAAACAAGCCGAGUAAGGGGAACCAGAAGACAGAAUAACGAUAGACAAGCCGAGGUCAAAGGGUAGGAGAAAGUCACAAAGUCGGAUAAACAAGCCAGAGAGUACGUAACCAGAAACACAAGUUCAGAAUCAAUACUAACAAGCAAAGACCACAACAGGGCGAAGAGGAACAGGAAAGGUAAGUAUAUAAAUCCAAAGGUUAAUUCUGAUUGGAUAAUUUCCAAUCAGAAUUAACAAUCACACGUGGGAGAUAUCUAAACCUCCCACUGUGAUUGAGGCACUGUGCCUUUAACGCCGGGUCAGGUGACUGACCCCGGCGUUGGUUAAAGUGGGCGGUCUCCCAGCGUGCAGCGUCAUGCAUGCUGCCGCUGGGAGACACAGAGGAAGAGGCGGACGGCACCCGUGGGAGAGAGGGUGCCGCCCGCCGAGCACACGGCUGAAGGGGGACCGCAGACGGCUGGAGGGUGAGUGCCGCGAGCGGACUGCAGCCUCCCCUCGCAGCCGCCCGCGGGACCCUGACACCAGGGAAUAGUGAAGCCAGGUAGCAGCCCUGAAAACUCUGCUACUGGAAUCCCUGAGCCAACCAGACAGGAAACACAGUUCCUAAUUUGGUGACUUGUCCUUAAACAUUUGGUAAAAACCAUAUAAAUAUAAACAAACAUACAUAACUUAAAGAACAGACCAUAAUGACACAAUCACAACUUUCUAACAUAUGGUAAAAUAGGUUAGUUGUUGCAAAUUCCUUAUUUCCUUAUUUGCAUAUUGAAAUUAUACAAAUCAAUGUGUUUCAGUUUGACCAGCAGAGGGCACUGUAGAGUCAUCACAAACUUGGUCCUCCAUCUAAAUAUUUGCAACUCCUAAACAAAUCUCAGUGUGAUCCUGCAUAUUUACAUGAGCAUCCCAAGUAGCCAGGACACAAACAUGUGUUCAAAAGAAAUCCUAAACAAUUUGUAGAAGCACACUCAAACAUACAACAGAUCUACACUAUGGUAUUCAAGAAUAAAAUAAAAACACACCAUUAUGUACACAGACCAUGUAUAUGAAAACAGGGGGCUGCACUUACCUGAACAUGCAUAAAUGGGGUGCUGCUGGGGCCAAUUCAUACAAUACACAAGCUUCAGUGCACUCGCUCAUCCACUAACUUCAAAGUUCACAGAUUGUAUUUGGAUUUUUUUUAAAACACCAAAUAUGGGCAAAAAUAAUGGGGGUUUAGUAACAUUAUAUGAUCAUGCAUUGCAUAAGCCUUGCACAACGUCAAUGUACCCCAUCUUUGGCAGGUCCUACUCUAACACCUAAUGUCUGCUCUUCUGACACCAUAUAUAUUUACAGAACACUUGUCCACUUAUAAAUCAGUUGCAUCUCUCACUAUGUAAAAAUGUUAACACAUUGCAAGUGAUUGUCAUUUCCAGAGACGUGACCGUUCCCCUUUAAAAAAAUGUACAUGUUACAAAUGACAAACCUUAACGGGGAAUGCGUGCACCCUCUGUAAAAUAGUUUUUCCUUUUCACCUGCAAAUAUUUGUUUGUUCUUCCCUCAAUGGUUCUGCACAUGAUGCAAACCUCACGUGAAAGCCACUUUCUUCAUAAAUGCUCACUGGUUGAUCUAGAUGCUGGCUUUCAUUCAGGUCACUUGGCCAAUGCAUGCAAAUAUGGCUACACCUGUAAGGUGGACAGGUCAUAUAACCACCUAAUCAGAAGACUGUGCAUUUACUCCUAAAAAACCACAGCUGUUUAUCUAAUUAGGCAAGCGUAUAACUGCUAUCAUUCAGAGAAGAGAUACGAGUUUCCAUAAUUUCUACCCAAGUAAUAAUAAUUAGUCCCAAGAACCGAGCACACGGUUUAGCUAAUCUGUGCUUACCAUGGUGCAGCAACCAGCCGUACUUAUGUCAAACAAGGAGAACCACACUCUCUGUAAUUUGAAAACUAACUUUUCAAGGCUCUAAUAACUCCAAAAGCAGACAAUCACAGCGUAUUAACAUUUCAGUCUCAACUGGAGACUUUCUCAAGUCUAUGUAAUAAUAAAACUUGAUAUUAAUCCUAAUUCCACUUUUUCACUGUGCGGUACGUGAUGUAAAAUCCAUCCUUUUGCGUAUGGCGCUACACAGAAUGCUACAGUGAAUGAAAACUAUAUUCUCACACACAUUGUUUAUUAUUCAGCCCCACAACAGCGGAAUGAAAGUCAUGCAAUGAGGUUGAAAAGGUCUUUACUUUAAAUACAUAUAUUACUUUCUUCGCAGGUUGCCCAGAACGUGGCUUUGUCCACCGGGGAUCCAAACUUGGGAAUGGAGUUAUUUGAAGCUGCUGGAGAUAUAUUCUUCAAUGGAGCAAAUGAUAGAGAAAAGGCAGUAUCAUUCUACAGGGUAAAGUACAUUCCAUGGCAGAAAGUAGAAUUUAGUCUUAUUAGAAAACAUAUAUAAUUAUGGAGAACAUUUGAAAACAAUCAAGGGAAUAGGUAUAUUUCCCUUCAAUCCUCAUCAAUGUAAUCCUCACCCUUGACAAAUUAUUCCUGUUAUUUCAGCUCAUUUGAUCUGUCAUCCAAAUUAACUGGGGGUUUCACAGAUAUAUUAUCCUAUUUGGGAUAUUAUGAAAAUGUGUUAAUGACUAAAAACUGGCUUAUUAAAAAAUGAAGAGAGUAGUUUUGAAACAUUUUCUAGUUGGACAAAAGUAAUAGAGUACUCCAGAGUUAUAAAUAAAUGAAAACUAUAGUUGAUAAACAAUCAAUCACAUACAACACACAGUGAUGAAUACAAAUUAUAUACUUGACAAUAUGCUAAAAGAUGGAUAUUCACACAUAGAUGGGAAUUACAUAGCACGCAGGAAUAAGUGUAGAGCCGUUCCCGGUACCGGGGUCUGUAUCAACAGCUUCUGGGUGCCAGUACUGGCUACAAUUAUUCAUCUACAGGGAGGCUUGGAGUAGAUCUAAAAAAUUAAGUAAAAAAUAUUAAAAAAAAAAAAAUUGAGACAUACAAAAACAGUAUGUAAAAAACAGCAUAAAUGAUAUAUACACUACCGCAACAACAUAUAAGUACUUUUAAAUUUUGAAAACGCAUUUCGACUUUACGUCAGGGUUAUGCCCUGUGUCCAUUUCUUUUUAAUUUGCUCACUAAUGACUUAUUAAUGGGCAUUGAAAGUUCCGUCACUAUCUGAAGAUGAAAGCUAAAUAUAGUAAUGCAGUAUGAGCAGAAUUCCAAUGUUACUGCUAUUUAGCUGAGUUAGUCGAUCGGGUGAAUAUGUUGAAUUACAUACUGAUAAAUGCAAUGUUAUGCAUUUAUUAGAUGAGGAAUAAACAGCAAUAUAUUGCAAACAGGACUGAGUUAGGUAUUUGGAAAUAAUUAUCAACAGACUAAGCAACAACAUGAAAUGUCAGCUGGUAGAAUUGUCUGUACAGUGCUGUCAAAAUAGUAUUAAUGCAUAUGAUGAAAAUGUCAUUUUUCCAUUAACCAAUAGACUUGUGCACAGCGAGAAAAUCUGUUUCUGCUGAACCAGUUCUGUUGAAAAUAUUGUUUUUUUCAAGGUGGAUUAAUUUAGGCCACAUGUCGGUUGGGCUCAUGAGAAUUUUGUUUACAAAAAAGGAUUCGGAAAAUGAAUCAGAUGAACCCAAAGGGCCAAAAUUGGGCCAAUUAGUGUAUGGCAAAAAGUAUACAUAAAAUGAAUACUAUGUAUAUAUUUUGCAGUACAAUAAUAGGCGAUUUUCAGUGUAUGGCAAAAAAUAUACAUAAAAUUAAUAGUAUGUAUAUAUUUUGCAGUACAAUAAUAGGCGAUUUUCAGUGUAUGGCAAAAAAUAUACAUAAAAUUAAUAGUAUGUAUAUAUUUUGCAGUACAAUAAUAGGUGAUUUUCAUACCAUUUGGUUUACAUAGCAAGUAUUAUGUACAUAUUUUGCAGUACACCGACUGGCUCAUUUUCCCAUCCUCUUUUAUUCAUCGUUUUCCUGAAUAUUUUUCACUGACAAUAUUCGGCCGUACUGAACUGACAAAUGAUUAAGUGUCAGAGGUCCUGAGCUAAAUUUCAGUUUUGGAAAAAAUGGAUCGACUGAACCAAUUUUUUUCCCAAUGUAUAAUUAAUAUUGAGUGGAUAAAAAAAUGGUACUUAACACAGGAAUACAUAGCAAGAGAUUGGACAAUCUAUAUAUAAGCACAUUUUUUCACCAUUGGACACUUUUAAAGUGCAUUUACCAUUUUAUGCAAUUUAUAUAUCCUAUACAACAAAACGGAGUAAACUAAGGAAGGAAGAGAGACAAUGGGAAGGGGUUCAAGGCCAUGGUGAGGCCCAUGCUUGGUGUUGUUACUGGUGGAGGCGCUUGCUUGUAGAGAGCAUCCCAAGGUGACCAAACGUUUUGAAAAUGGGAACAGGCAUCUUGCAGUUUAUAAGCAAUUUUCUCAAAGUUUCGUGUAGUUAGUAGCGAGGUGAGCAAUAUUGGAGAUGGUGGCACAGUUGUGGUCUUACCAUGCUUGGCGAUAAUCGUCUUUCCAGCAGCAAAGACAAGCAGAAUUAAGUGCUUGCUGGGUCAUUAGAUAGAUGGUGAAAGCAUGUCUACGAGGAGUACGUGGGAGUGUCUGGUUAAAGACCUGUGAGACCAAGUACGAAAAAAAAUGUCCAGAGGGGUUUUAUGAUGGGACAGCUCCAAAAUAUGUAGGAUGGUGCUCUUUGGGACUUUCAUCUUCAACAGAUUUUAGAUGUAUCAGGAAAAAUCCAUCCCAAUCGGGUUGGGAUCUUCCUACUGGUCUCCAAGUGGAAAGCACAAAUACCCAUGUUUGAGACUGCUCUCAUUCAGCAUUUUCGUGGAAUAGUUGUCUGGAGGUCAUUACCUCAUUGUGCUAUGUAACAUCAUGAGUCAGAAUUUAGUUAGCAUAAAAUUGUUGAUUAACAAAGAGAGAGGGGGGCGAUUGAAACAAUUUCUUCUGCUGUACACAAAUCUUGUGCACAGUAUACUUCUACAGAAAAUGUUGUAGCCCUUGUAAAUAAUACAUAUUUCAGACAAUCAGAGCGGAACAUUUGAACUCAAAUUUACAUUUUUGUCAUGAACAUUUUAGGACUGUGCUCUUCCUCUUGCGGUGAAGACAGAAAAUGUCAAGGCAGAGCUUCGGUUGUGCAACAAGCUGACAGACUUAUUGAUCAACAUGAAACAUUAUGAGGAAUGUCUGGAACAUGCAAAAAUAUCUCUGGCACUUAGUGUGCUUUUCGGUAAAGUUCAUUCUCCCUGUUUCCUUAAUAUAAUAAACAUACAUUAAGUAAUGUAAUCUAAAGACAUGGAUGCUGUAGGAAACAAGCUAUGCAUUCUUAAACAUGUUAACAACAUGUCACAUGUCAAAAAUGUAAACUUCUUUAAUAAAACAUUAUGAAUAACGCUGUGACAAAAAUAACGUAUUAGAAGAAAACAAGAAUGCUCAAGUUAUACGAAAGAGUGAUUAAAAUAUUAAUACAAUACAAAUACAUACUAUUGAUGUUUCUAAUAACACAGGUUACUUACCUCAAAUUUUAAAUUAUUAUUUGGAAUAAUGUCAAUUCUGUGCAACUUUCAUUUCACAGAAUGUCAGUCAUUAGCUGAGAGUAGUCAGCUGAUGCUCACAGCCAAUGAAUAGGGAUGGUCACGGCUGCCAGCUUUUGUGGCUCCCAUUGCUAAAUGGUUUGCCCCAUUAACAGGUAAUUGGGAACUGGGUACUCCUGUCAUCUUCAGCAGUACAGCAGGCUGUAGUGGUUAUGUUAAUUGGAGUAACCCUUUAAGGCUCAGUGGUGGAUUGGAUCUUGUGGUAAAUCUUUGUGGUCAUGCACUCAUUUUUACUCUGUGAGAUAUUCCAUAGCCUAUAGUCUAGUGGGGUUUGAUUUGUUUCAGUUUUCCUUACAACUACAAAUGAUCUGCGGUCUGCAAUGUAAUGUGCCACAGAACUCACCAAAGUGUUAAUAUCUCUUUAAAAAUGUGCCACACGUUUGAAUUUAGUGCAUCUAAUGGUUUGAUUGUAUCAUUAAUCAAUUUACUCUCAUUAGGAUUUGAACUCUACUGACUCUUCUCUGCUUUGUAUGUUGAGGGACAGGCUCCAAAUACAUAUUUUACAUUCUGUCAGGAAUAACGUUAUUCCCAACACACAAAACUUAAGAAACAAAUGAAAAAGCAAAGACAACCCUAAAACGUAUUACUGGACCUUAGAAUGGCCGGAUUUAACACUAUGUAUAAAGAAUAGUACAGGACAGGCCAAGGUCAUGGAAACAGAGUACGAAAACGGUUAGACAAGCCAAAGAUCAAGAGAUACAGAAGUCAGAAUAGCCAGAUAACAAGCCAAGGUCAAAAUAAACAGGAAUAAAAAGAAUAAACACGGUCUCGGAUAACCAAACUGUAAAAUACGACAGGGCAAUGAGAACUGACCAGGUAAGGUUUAAAUAUACACAGAAGGGCUCUGAUUGGCCAAACUGUGUCGGAAUGUGCAUGCGUUAUGUCACACGAAUGUUCCCGAGCAUCACAAACCAGGAGAAUACAUGAUGGGACGGCUCCAAAAUAUGUAGAAUGGUGCAUAAGGUAUGCUUGCAGCAUCCGGCAUCUAAAAUACUAGCAGACUCUGCCUCUGCUUAGGUAAGUAAAGCCAUUGGUGGCAUUCCCACAACCUCGUGGGAACACGCCUCAAUGAAGUGUGCCUUCUGGGCAAGAGACCACUCUUGGGUCAGAUUGCGGCUUUGCGGGCGCUGUGACACAUACCUCUAGAAAUUGUAUUUCUCUCUUUUGUGUAUGAAUUUGUGUAAUGACGUACUUGGCAAAGAAACAGUCAUCCUGUACCUUUCAUAGUUUAUAGUUGUAACUAGCUUCAAAUUAAAGUUGGCAAUCAUCACUGUAUACUCUAGCUAUGUUUUCCCGAUUUCAAAACCAGUGUGCUGGAGUGGGGAGCUAAAACAAAAUAUUCUUAUGUCCAUUUUUAAAUCCAUAUUUAUAUACAGAGAGAGAUAGGCUUUGCACAUUUUCUAAACAUAUCAUUAACAGAUUCCUGCUUUUCUUUUUGUAAUUGUUUUUCAUUCUAGAGGAUCAGCUGAAUGAACGAGUGGCUUACCACCGAUUAGCUGUGAUAUACAGCCAUUUGGGUCAAUGUGAAUUGGCAGAACAUUUUUACUUGAAAGCUCUCUCACUCUGCUCAUCUCCACUGGAACUCGAAGAGGAAGGAGUAUACUACAUGAAAGUUUAUUUAAUCCUAGGGGACAUUAUUUUUUAUAAACUUAAGGUACUGUACAUAUAUCAGCUGAUUAUAUUACAUGACCGCAUUGUUCCAAGCUUUCUACUUACGUUAUUACAUUUGGACACUUGGAAUCCAGGCUAACGAUAAAGUUGCCCACUGGACUUAUCUCAAAAUGAUUCAACCCCUUCAUGGUAAGCAUCUUUAGUACUUCAUGGAGCACCCCUUUGCUGUUAUUAUUUGCUGCAUCAAGAUGCUUAGCCAGACACCAUCUUCUUGUAGCAUUCUGAGGAAUCUUAGUCCAUUGCUCAUUAGCAAUGGCCUCCAGUUCAGUAAUAUUCUUGGGUGCAAACUAAUGAAACUAAUGAAGCCAUUGAUUAGUUGGAUAAGGUAUGCUUGAGACAACAGCUGCUUUGCACAUUUAAGCUGUUGUGAGGGAUUCUAUUGAGAGGGUUGAAUCGUUUUGAAACUUAAGAAAUCAUUAUAAGUUGCAUUUAUAGUUGAAUUUGGAGAAACCAGUUGAGGCAUUUGUUGUGUUGAGCUAUUUCAAUUUAUUUUGUUUAAUUUGUUCAUUGCAAACAGCUGAAAGUCUGUGAGUUGUGACAAUAAACCUGAUUUUCCAUGGGGGCUGAAAAAAUUCGAUUACAACUGUAUCAGUGGCGGAUCCAGAGCCUGAUCUCGGGAGGGGCACUUGUAGAUUAUUUAAAGAAAUAAUCCAGACACAAUAACCACUACAGCUCAGUGUAGUAGUUAUGGUGUCAGUAGUGCCAGGACCCCCUCCCACAGUAAGUAGUCAAACCAUUUAAGAACAGUUUGACAACUUACCUGAGAUCUGCUGGGAAAUGGGGCUGUAGUAGGGCAUAGGAGCAGUGGUGUGUGUGAGUGGUGCAAUGUGUAAGGGGUGCAGUGUGUGUGUGAAGGUUGUAGUGUGUGAGUGAGGGCGGCAGUGUAUGUCAGGGAUGCAGUGUAUGUGUGGGACAGUAUGUGUGUGUAACAGUUGCAGUGUGUGUGUAUGGGGGGCAGUGUGUGUAUGUAUGUGUGGGGGCAGUUGUGUGUGGGGGCAGUGUGUGUGUAUGGGGAGCAGUGUGUGUAUGUGGGGGCAGUGCGUGUGUAUGAGGGGCAGUUUGUGUGUAUAGGGGCAGUUUGUGUGUAUAGGGCAGUUUGUGUGUAUGGGAGUUUGUGUGUAUUAUGUGGGCAGUUUGUGUGUAUAGGGGCAGUUAGAUGGGGUUUGUGUAGGUUGUGUGUGUAUGGGGGGGCAGUGUGUGUGUGGGGGCAGUUUGUGUGAAUGGGGGGCAGUUUGUGUGAAUGGGGGGCAGUUUGUGUGAAUGGGGGGGCAGUAUUGGGGGCAAUGUAUGUGUGUGGCUUUUUUUUUUAUAAUAUAUAUAUUUUUAAUUUAAUUUAAUUAAAAUAAAUAUCGUAUGUCCCCCCUCCCUUCUUACCUUUACUGGGGAGGAGGGGGGACAUAUUUCGUUCCCUGGUGGUCCGGUGGGGGAUUCAUUGGUGGUCCCAGUGGGGAGAGUGAACUCUAGCCCGCACUCCCGGGCUAGAGUUCACUCUCGCGAGAUUUGGAGCGUUGCCGUGGUAACCGCGGCAACGCUCCAAAUCUCGCGAGAGGAGGACCCGGAGGAGCUGCAGCCUUAGCUUCCGGGUCCUCUCUCUCCUCCCUCUCCCUCCCCCGCCGGCCGCCAGCACAGUGCCUGUGGACCGGGGAGGGAGAUUUCUGAUCUCCCCCCCGGUCCGCAGGCACAUUGCAGGGCUAGCACCUGCAUGUGCUAGCAGGGGAGGGAGAGGGAGACCGGCGGAUUUCUCGGGGGGGGCAAUUGCCCCAUUGCCCCCCCCCUGAAUCCGCCACUGAACACUAUAUAUAUCAAGGGUAGACAACAUUCGGCACGUGAGGUCUUGUGGGCUCUUUUUAUAAUGCUCUUUCAGCCAUAAUGCUGGCAAAGCAGCAGAGGUGAUGCAUUCCACAACAUCUGGAGUAACAAAGGUUGCCUACCCCUGUUCUAUAGUGACACAUUUUGUCACUAUAUGGUAUGGUUUUCCUUAUAAAUUAUUUUCCAAUAAUAAAAUCUUCCUAAACACUUUCUAUAUGUGCCUGGUCCAAAUUUCUUCAUGAUUAUUGAUAUGUUGGGAAUAGUUCAACCUGGUCUGGAGGCACUAAGGAUGGACAUACUAGCGAAUGUCCUCCACUUUGUGCAUAUUAAAUCUUGGGUUUCAGUCUCAAUAAGUUUGGCUUUAUUGAUAUAUAUAUUGAUAUGUAUAUAUCUCAUUUAUUUUAGGAUCCUUUUGAUGCCACCGGAUAUUAUAAUCUUGCACUUGCAGCAGCCGUGGAUUUGGGCAACAAAAAGACUCAGCUGAAACUUUACACCAGGCUUGCUGUUAUUUACCAUAACUACUUAAUCGAUAGAGAAAAAUCGCUUUACUUUUAUCAGAAAGCCAGGACUUUUGCUAUGGAGUUUAAUAUGAAGAGAAUUAAUCUGUCCCCAACGGAGUGUCCUCCAGCUCCAAUUUGGACAGGCUUUUAA